Molecule: messenger RNA, 94056 nt
Organism: Podarcis lilfordi (Lilford's wall lizard)
Lineage: Eukaryota; Metazoa; Chordata; Lepidosauria; Squamata; Lacertidae
Source: the annotation of a GenBank genome assembly
CACUUCUGUACUGCUUUAUAUUUUAAAGAAAAAAAUCUCAAAGUGGUUUACAGCACAUUAAAACAUCAAAUAAAAUAGUCCAGAAUAAAACAACUGAAGCUUCAAGGAAAGUAUUUCAGAUGCUUCCCUAAGGGAUAUUUUGCUUUCCCCAUAUUUAUUUACCUACUUAAUUUAUAUAGCUGCCCCAAAGCAGAAGCACUCUAGGAAGCCAGUGUUGUGUACUUGUUAGAGUGUUGGACUAGGAUCCGGGAAAUGAGGGUUCAAAUCCCCACUCGUCAUGAAGCUCACUGGGUGACCUUGGGCAAAUCACAGCCUCUUAACCUACCUUACAGGGUUGUUAUAAGGAUUAACUGAAGAGGGGUGAACCAUGUACUCCUUGGAGAAAAGGGUGAGAUAUAAAUGCAAAAAGCUCUUCUGCAUACCUAGUAAAGAAAGCUGGAGGGGCCAGCCAGAUGGAGAUGUCAGUCGGCAGCCUGGCAUCCAGAGAUCUCCAUAUGGUCACAAUUGGACCCAUGCCAGUCGCAAAACGUGCCAGGGGUAUUUCAAACACUGUUGGGGAGCCCUCAGAACAAAUCUGAAGGGCAUGUGAGAAAGAAAGGGAGAGGAAGUUCCACUGCUUAAGUGUGAGAGUUCAGAGAAUACAACACUGUGUUGAUAGCUAGUGAAGUUAAAAAUAGUGGAGAGUACUAACUAAUGUGUACAGUGAUGUUAGGGCAAGCUUAUCUGCUUUGAAUUACUUCUGAUUUCCAACAGGUAUGUAUUUUGCUUAGCAUGUGUGGAGUUGGAUGCAUUUGGGAAAAGUCUUUCAAGUUUGCAUUUAUUAAAGAAGGUGUGCCAGUAAGUAAAAUGGUAAUGCCAUGCCAGAAAUACCCAAUGUAGAACAAAUAACAUCAAUUUUAAGAUACUGUACACCAAUUUCUUCUCUGUAAAGCAAACUCAGAAACAUGAGAAAAUCCCCAGCAGCAAAAAACAUGCUGGCACAGGGGAAAUUAUUUGUAAGCAAAAAACAGGUUGGCCAAAAUUUAUUCUAUCCCAGUUUAAAUUUGAAAAAUGCACGAAACUCAAAGACCUAACUCUGACCGAUCUUUUACUAUAAUUUAACAAAGCCAAACCACAAACUAAACUAUUAGACAAACCUGAAAUAGUGGAGGCAGGUAACUAAGAACAGGAGCUGAAAAUACCUGGUGAAAUCUUAAUUAAGCCAAGAACUUACAUUCUCUCUCUGCCUCCCAUUACAUUAACACCAAUACAGUGCAGGAAUAAUACUGCCCAAAGGUUAGGCAAAGUUAAUGAUUGUUAGUGAGUAUAGCUCAUUGUUCAAACAUAGCUGUUCUUGGGGGCCCUUUUGGAAGACUGAAAUAUGAUAUAAAAUAAUUUAAAUUUGCUAAAGAGAUUUUGGAUAGCCACAAGAUGCAAAAUAUUACUGUCCGAUUGUACAAGUUGGACAUACAGGUAUCCAUAAUAGGUAUGCCAAAAUAGUUGUAUAAUUAAGGGUUAAGAAACUGAUUACACAAGUAAUUCAAGAUAUUCAACUUUUAAAGAAUGCUGCAAUUUUCUAGCAUUUCACAUUUUUAUUGAGACACAUUUUGACAUUGUCUAAAAUUUGCUACAUUAAGCAUAACUUUUUCAAAACAAAUAAUCCUAUUGAAAAUGGAAACAUAAUAUAAGCUUGUUAAAGUCAACGGUUUCAGUCCCUUAAAACUGAAUCCAAGACCCUCUAUCAAAAAAGCAGUCAAAUGUCUGUUUUCUGUGUAGAAGGGUGAACGAUGAUGUCAAGCAUUAUAAACGUGUCACAAUAAUGACUUUACAUGCUUAUGGAAAAUUAUGAGUAAGUGUGGCUAUCCUAACAAUAGCAUAGCUAUUUACUUUUCACUGAACAUUAGAAACAAUCUGCUUCAUCCCUUGCUUGUGUGAAGUGUGGACUUUCAGACCAGAAUCCAAAUAACUGCUCAAGCCCAAUGCAAUGGGCUUGUACCAGUCCAGGGGCAUGUCUACGGAGAAUAUAUGUUACUCAUUCUCAAAUAAGUCUCAUUAUUUCAGUAGGUCUACUUUGAGUACACCAAUGUUAAGUAUUGGCAUAUGAAAUUGCAGGUGUGGUUUGAAGAGGCAUAAACUACGUAACAAAAAUGUUGGAUUAUGAUCAUAUUCAAUAUAAAGGUUCUGUUUGGUUGCCAACUGAUGGUUUAAUAAUUUGAGAAUGAUAAAAUGGAAAACUUUACUUAAAAUGAAUCCAUUUAUCCUGAUAGGAUUCUAACUCUUAAACUUGCACGCUUUUCAUGCUUUUGUAAUUAAACAAACUGCAAACUCUGCAGAAAAGGGGGAAUUCAUUCCUCCUCCCAAUAUGCUUGGGGAGGGGGGAACACAAAGAAAACAAGUCUUCCUACUCUCCUUCCAGCAUGUAUUACGUAGGCUUUUUAUUAACUGCCCUUAUUAGCUCACGGCAUCAACCUUUCGUAAACACACAACACAAAGUUUUAUGGCGCUUGGCACGAAAACAUAUGAACUAAAACGUGGCUAGAAAUCUUGUGUUUUGGAAAGUGGUCCGAUCACCCUGAAGUAAAGUCGAUCGGGUCCAUGAAAACUGACGUGUUAAGACUACAAGCCAAUUCCUUAUAACCAAGUCCCAGUCGACUUCCCCUUCCUACCCUCCCCCCACCCCGCAGCCACUGGCAACUCGUUGCGAAACAGAAGCGAAUACCGUGCCUCAGAAAACCGAACACCGAGUCUGUCGGGCCGGGCUCGCACGCUUCCAGGGGGAAAGGGAACGAGACUGGCCCGCCACCUAGAAGGCCCAACGCAAAAGCAGGGCCUCCUCCGGGCCUUACGGAAAGCGCGCGGCCCCUCGAGUCGCCCCUCAAAAAGGAGGCCUUCAAAGAGACGGAGGCAGUUACCUGCGCUGCUGGGGGUCCCGCUUCUAGCUCAGGUGUCUGUAAGGAGGGCGGCUGCUGCAACUACCUCAGGCUCCGGAUGUUUCGGGCGGUGGGGAAGUAGGCCCCCCAACGGCAAAAUUACCCCGUCAACGACGGGAAAGAGAGAUGGGGAAAAUCUAGGCCUCAAAAGAUAUUUUACGGAUAAGGCCAAAGCCGAGGAAGUUCCACAACGAGGAGAUUCGGACUCGGCUCUAGCAGAAACGACUGCUCCCUGAAAUGGCGCCCGCCGCGUCCUGCUGCUUGGAGGAGGGUCCGUGCUGGAGAUAUGGGGACACCCAGAGCUCUCCGCACGGGCUCUCGCGAGAUCUCGGCACAAGCGGGCUGGAUGCUGUGCAAAUGGCGGGUGUCCGCCAAGCACAUCUCGCGAGGAAAGGCGUCUCGCACAAACGCGCCUAGUAACUCGCGAGAGUAACGUGUUGUUUGUGCAGCCUCAUUCAGAACCACGGUCUCCCUCAAGGGCCUGAGACUCUCGCGAGAACAGAAGGCUCUGCGAGCGUCACAAUAAAAGGUUCAAAGGUUAAGUGCUGAGCCUAUGGGUCAAAAAAUAAUCUCACUCCAGGCAAAAUUCUUUUGUAAUGCAAUUCUAGGCUUGUCUAUUCAGAGGUAAAUAUCAGUGAAUUCAAUGGGGCUUACGCCCAGGUAAGUGGGCAUAUUAUCGUAAGCUCAAUAAUUUAACUGCAAAUUUAAUUUUCCCUGACAUUUCAUUAUACGUAUGGGCUGCUAGUACCUUUGAGAGACCUAUACUGAUUAAGAACUAUAUUUACGUAUCAGGAUUAAGUCCUUGAAGUUCAACAUGUUAACUUAUUACUUACUUGGACAGUGAAAUGCAAUAUAAUUAUGAAAGUGGACAUACUUGUAUAUUAUAAAUAUUGUAAGUUAACAGCAAUAAUGUUCAUGCUGAGCUAAAGGUAAAGUUAUAAUAGCAUUUUUAAAAGGGAAUGUUUUGGUAGGCCAUGUUGGCAACUCCCAUAAAAGCUGCUUGUUCAUUUGCCUUGUGCAAUCAAUCUCAUCCAAUAAAUCCCAUGUUUACUUGACUCGUGUAUGUUAUCUUCUGUUUAAAGAGGAGUUAAUCUGCUAGUAGCACUUGAUAAAUCUUUUUUACAGCAGACCACAUAUAAUGAUUACAAUCAACUGAUUGAUUUAAAAAUUGAUGCUUUUUUUCUGAGAUGCUACAAAAAUCACACCAAAAGGCAAAGACGAAACAGAACAGUUUUUGUUUAUUUUGUUUACUACUUAAGAAGUUUUGCUUUGGACAUAUAUAUGUAUCCAGAAUUAAACUUAUAUGGAUUUUAGCUUGCCACCACUGGCACUGCUCUUCCUGCACAUCCUGGGUAAAUGUGCAGGCAUGAUGCCAUGAUGGGGGUAGGGGGGAAACAGAGAUGUUCCACCAAAUGGUCAUCUUGGAUCACCUGCUUCUCACGGAAUUUGUGUAUUUUCCAGAGCAAACCCCAAAAAGAGAAUGGCUAAGAACUAAUGAAGAAUGGGGACAGACUCAUUAGAGGAAAAUUAAAAUGCAUAGCAAUAAAUGUGAAGAGAAGGAAUAAAGAGGAGUGGGCAUUUGUUGGGACAUCUGUUCUGGAUUCUGCCAUAGAUGAGUUCUGUUACAAACAGCUGCCACAACUAAAUGCCAACAUACAAUACGAUUAGGAGAUAUGAAGUAACUCUAUAUAGGAAAAUAUGAAACAAAUGUCACAUCCACACCAUACAUUGCACUUAAACCAUUUUAAAAGUGGUAUAUGUAAUAAUGUUAUAGUAUAGUUAUAGUAUAUGUAAAAAUAUACUAUAACUAUAAUAACUAUAAUAUAUGUUAUAGUAUAUGUAAAAAUGUUAUUCCAUGUAAAUAUUUCCGUUAUUGCCUGAUAGACCUAUUCAACUGUAUUUAAUAUUCUGUAUUGAAAUCCCAAACAAAAGACAAGGGAAGUUAACUGAAAAUCAAAAUUACCGUAUUUAUUGCUCUAUAAGACUCACUUUUUCCCUCCUAAAAAGUAAGACAAAAUGUGUGUGCGUCUUAUGGAGCGAAUGCAGGCUGCACAGCUAUCCAAGAAGCCAGAACAGAAAGAGGGAUUGCUGCUUUCACUGCGCAGCGAUCCCUCUUGCUGUUCUGGCUUCUGAGAUUCAGGAAUUUUUUUUCUUGUUUUUCUCCUCCAAAAACUAGGUGCGUCUUGUGGUCUGGUGCGUCUUAUAGAGCGAAAAAUACGGUAUAUUUAGCAUUCACAAACUUCCUGAAAUUCAAAUGCUAGACAUUCUCUUUUACACCACAAUCCUAACCUUAGACUUAAUAAGGCUUACACCCAGGUAAGUAGGCUUAGCAUUGAUGCCAUAAUAAUUCUUACUUGGAGGUAUGAGUCACAUAAUUAGUUUAGUAAACCCAGUAGCAUGCCUAAUAAUGGCUGGUGAAUCAUUUUACUUCAUAAAUCUAAAUUCUGUAUUUUGUGUUUCCAUUUUUUAGCAAGAUUAAUUAGACAUAUGUGGCAGAAGCUUUGUCAGUCUCUCAAAUACAACAUAUUGAUUAAUAUCAUUAAAGUCAUUAAUUUGGGUAAUUAUAGCAGUCCAGGAACACUUAAUGAAAAUGUAGGGAUAAAUUAGAAAAUAGAAAAACAGCAUAAUGGUGAAGUGAAAUGAGAAAAGGCUGCAGAUAUUCAGAAGUUUAUAAGAUCUAGGGUAUAAUAAUAAUAAUACCCUGCCCAUCUGACUGGGUUUCCUUGGCCACUCUGGGCAGCUUACAGCACAUAUAAAAGCAUAGUAAAACUUCAAACAUUAUACGCAAUAAUGGCAGAAGAAAAGAUAAGGAAAUAUAAAAUCAAUAAGUUAUAACCUAGGAGGAGGUGAAAAGGGGUAUAGAUGCAACAGAAAGAGGGAAGAAAAGAACAAGCACAGCCAAAGAUAAGGAAGUGCAGCUUUAGAAAGAUUGAGUUUAUGUAAAAUCGUGCAAGAGAAACAGCUGCAAACAGGAAGAGCGAUUAAACAGAGUGUGAUAAAUUAGGAGAAGAUAACCAAAGCUGCAGAUUAUUGGCAUGGGAAUUAUUACUAUUAUUACAAGACUAGAUGACAGCUACAAGUGGGAAAAGACCAAGUAAAAAGCUAAGGACCUUCAAGAACUGAUGAAAAGGGGAGAAGAAUCAUUGAUACAUAGGACAAGAAUUACAGUAGGCCCACAAUUUGCACACAGGUUACAUUCCAGGGAUUGCGUCUAAAGGCAAAAUUGUGUAUUGCCAAAAUCCAUUGAGUUCAAUAGCAAAUAGGCUUGCCAAAGUCUUUUCCCCAGAACCCCACCCACUUUCCACCCCCUUUUAAUAUCUUUAUUUUUUUGCCAUGUGCUGAAUGCACACAAGUUAAAUGCACGCAAGUGGCAGUCUUACUGUAUUACAAUUACAUAUACAGUGGUACAGGGUUACAGAUGCUUCAGGUUACAGACGCUUCAAGUUACAGAUUCCGCUAACCCAGAAAUAGUACCUCUGGUUAAGAACUUUGCUUCAGGAUGAGAACAGAAAUCGCACGCUGGUGGCACAGCGGCAGCGGGAGGCCCCAUUAGCUAAAGUGGUACCUUAGGUUAAGAACAGUUUCAGGUUAAGAACAGACCUCCGGAACGAAUUAAGUUCUUAACCCAAGGUACCACUGUAUAAGAGUGAAGCCAAGAAACAGUUGACCACAGAAACUUAGAGUAUGAGGAUGUGGCAAAUUAAAAAAGGAACCACAUCACUAAGGCUCCUUUGUUUCAGUAUUAACAAACCAGGCAUUCAGUAAGAACAUUGUUGAGAAAUUCUGGCCCAUUAAGAAAACUUUUCCCUUUAGAAAAUCUCUUGUUAAAUAGAGGACUAAAGGCCUUUCAGGACCUCUCAGAUAAAAAGUGUAUCAUGAACUUACUAACAGCCACUAUAAUCACCGCACUGGGGGACACUUAAUGUGGAUUUAAUUGAAGUAUGGCUUGCACAGACAUGGGAUCUAAUCAUCAAGGACAAAUUAAUGACACAUUUAAAGGAGAUAUGAAUUAGUAAAGACUCACUACCUACUACAUAAUGUGGUACGACUUUAUUGUGUAUGCAACAUCCAUUGAACAUGGUUGCAAACCACCAAGAACACAUGGAAGUCUCUUGUAUGACACACCUAUUUAAUAAGACUGACAAAUUUCAAUGGCUGCAAAUUCUUUUCCCUUUUCCUUUUGUUGUUGGCUCUGCACUUCACGUAGGGGUGGUUGAUGUUUUAUUCCAAUAUGUUUUUCUCUUUUAAGAAAAAGCAAUAAACUAUGUUUUUUAAAAAUAAAAAAAAUAAAAGGCCUUCCAGGGAGCAUUGAUAUGUUGAUUUCUUUAAAUAAUACAGUGAAUACCUUCCAAAAUAAAUGGAAUAAAAUACUGAUCACUUCUAUUUCAGAGGAAAGAUGGAAAUGGGUUUGGAAUAACUGGGAAGUAUAACAUAAUAAAGGCUAAACGAGUAUUUGGUGUGGGGAAACAGUAUCAUUGGUACUUUAUUUGUUCAAAUGUAUUCAUAACUUGAAUAUCAACUAUUCUUGGAGACGAGAAGCUGUUUUCGUUUAUAUAUUUGGAAAUAUUUCAAUACUAAAACACUUUGGUGCACAUGGCUUCUUCCCAAUCCUUCAAAAUCAUUGUUUGGAAGAUCAAAGAAUGUGACAUUUGUAUGCUGCUACUGUGAUUUGAUUGUGAUUUGAUUGACCCACCUUCACAAGUAGUCAGAAGUUCUAGGAGUAGAAUUAUAGGUUAUAGUUUCCCUUUAUUAGGGAGUACUGGAAACAUAUAGCACCUUUGUAAUAUUGGCUUUAUUUACAAAUACAGUGGUACCUCGGGUUACAUACGCUUCAGGUUACAUACGUUUCAGGUUACAGACUCCGCUAACCCAGAAAUAGUGCUUCAGGUUAAGAACUUUGCUUCAGGAUGAGAACAGAAAUCAUGCUCCAGCGGCGCAGCAGCAGCAGAAGGCCCCAUUAGCUAAAGUGGUACUUCAGGUUAAGAACAGUUUUAGGUUAAGAAUGGAUCUCCGGAACGAAUUAAGUACUUAACCCGAGGUACCACUGUACACAAACACAGUGGAGGUAAAAACACAGCUUCAGCAGAUAGCAUCACCACAAAUAUAACAGCAAAUAGCAACUUGUGUCUACAUAUACUACUUUCCCCAGGCUGCAGUCCUAGUUUUAGUUAACUCCAGACAGAAAACUCCAGUUUGCUCAUUCUUAAAUUUAAAUCUGCAGGGCUGCGGUUCUCUUUCCCUCACACAACCAUUUUUGUUUAAAGCACUAAAAUGUAUUUGUCCAGCCAUGUCAGGCUAUGCAAGUAGAUUGCCUUUUCAUGGUGGGGUGGGAGAUAUCCUAAGAUAUCCUAAUGAUUAGCUCCCAUUGUGGGAAUUUAACUGUCUGACUGUAGACAUGACACUGAACUAUGGUUAAUUGUGUCAAGAAUGUGCCUAGGUGAGCCUCAGGUUCACAAUCUCCAUCUUCCCCUCUUCUCCUCUGGCACAACCAUGAAGUGGAAUUUAUAAGCUUUGUCUUUCAUUUUCAAUAAACCACAGUUUUGUGUUACAUCCAAACUUUAAAGUGAUUAAUCUUAAUUACUAUUUGAAAUGAGACAGCUUCAAACCAUAGAUAAUAAAACCGGCUUGUUUCAACCAAUGAGUACACAAAUGGUUGAAAACAAACAAGAGAAUUAAAAGGAAACUCUUUAGCUAAAGAUAAAACGGUAGAAAAGGAAUGAAGUAUAUACUUAAUAUACUCCUGUGCUUAUGCUUAUGAAUGAAGAUGGAAGGUUGUGAGAUGAUAGAUAGAUAGAUAGAUAGAUAGAUAAAAUAAAUGUUCAUAACCCCACAGAAAAAGUCCUGAAACCAUUUUGUGCCUCCCAAAUUGACCUCAAAUAUUUCUCUGCAAGGUCGAAGGAAAAUGGAAAAGCCUCCCCAUUGUCUUUUUGUUCACAAAUCCUGUCUUAAGGGUAUGUCUGUGUAUGAAUAGGGCGACCUGGCUCAGGAACUAAGUAUUUAUCAUUACAAAAGACUGGCCAGGCUCCCCAGGUAAUCCAGUCAAGUGACUAUUAACAAGUAACCUGCCAGACAGGAGAUAACGCACUCAGAUUUCUGUGAUGUAGGUAUGAUGUAUCUGGGAAGUGGUCUUGAGCUACACCCCUUCUGUGAUGUAUGUAUGAUGUUUCUGGGGGUGGUCUUGAGCUCCAGGGCAGGGAAUUUAAAAUAUCUAUAUAAGGGCAGGCACACCUUGGUUCUGGGUCCUCCUCCUUUCCUGCGUGUGAGGGGAGCACCCUGUUGCAACAGUCAAUAAAGAUUAGGCUUACUAGCUGCUUUGCUUCUCAAUAUUCUCUGUUUGGCCUCUGUUAUUUUCUCCGACCGAUGGAGAACCUACAAAGGGCUCUAAAGGGCUCUUGUGUCCCCCAUAAGGGAAUAAGGGCAGAUUUUUGUUUAGUACACUUGUCUUUGAAGCUGUUUUUCUACUUGCACAACAGAUUUCCACUUAUUCAACAGAACAUCACCCUCAUUUCUUUUCCCCUGCAGCCCCCAGCACACGCUCAAAAUCCAGAAGGUGGAGGGCCCUCCAAGGCAAAAUAGGCAGGGGGCACAAAGGAAGGUGAGGAAGGCUAAGUCCAGUUUUGUGGGUGGAACUCAGUGCAUGCAGCAUUGGAUACAACCCUGUGAUUUUUACAAAAAUAUUUUUACUUAUUAAUUAACAUGCUGAUUAAGUGCCAAAAUAACCUCUUCGCGGUUUACUGGUGUAAAGCCAGAUACAAAACACAUAAUUAAAAUUUGAACCAAACACAUUAAUACAGAUGAGCACAGAAACAAAGAUGUUACAGUAUUAUGUUAAGAAAAUUAAUACAAUUUUACAUAUAAUCUGUUUUAUUACAACUUAAGUUAGGGAAAAUAUUGUUUCCUGAUAAUGGUGUUAUAUUAAUGAAGUAAUAAUAUAGGUUUAAAAUGAAAACAUUGGAUGAUUAUUUUUAUUUAAGCUGACUAGUUAUUUUUACAUUCAGUGGGAUGCACUUUAAAAAAAAAAAGCUGAGGACUACAGCCUUAGUUGUUGUUUUUUUAAGUUAACCAGUCUCUUGGCUUGAACAUAGGCCAGGUAGCAGCUGGCCAAGCUCAUCCCUAAGAAAUGGCUCUAUCCCUGGGAGGGUAGCAUCCCUGGACAGAUUGUGGAGGUUUUUAAUUAAACAGGGUAAGCUGUAGGGGAACAGGAGACACAACAAGGAUCUGUCUGAAGCAAAGCUGCUUUAAGCAGUUUUAUUUCAUCCUGUGUUGGUGUAUGCACAUGUUAUCCAGAGGAAGAGAUUUAUGAAUUAAGAGACAAAGCAUAGGGCGCUUUGGCAGCUAUAAGAAUAUGUCAUUUUCAUUUGGACGGCUUGUACUCUCCUGUAUGAUAACUACCCUAAUAAGCUGUUUUCCCCUUUGUGGGCUUUUAAGAGGCAUUUAGGGGAAAACCUGAAUUAUUUAACAUGCAGAACUGUGUAACACAAUUCUAUAUUCUCUUUAAAAUAAACCAUACCUUUCCAGCUCUUGAGGGAAUCAUUUUUUCUCCUUCCUUGCCUAUUCCAGAGGGUUUAAAAAACAAAACCUCUCACACAGAGGGGAAACAGUUUAAAAUUAUUAACCAAAUCUAGGCAGACAUAGUUUAAAGAAUGUCCUGGUUGAGCUGUUUACAGUUCGUUGCACAUAAGAUAGUACCCAAUGAUUCAAAAGGAUUUCACAAUAUGACUCCUCUAAGUCCUGAUAAAUAAUUUACCAAAGCACAAAGUGUACCACUAAAAAGCAAAGAAUACACAUGAUAUCCAAAAAAAGCACAACAGCACUGAGAACCUCAACAAAGUUUAUAAACUAGCUAUUUCAUUUUUUAAAAGCAACUAAGUACUGGAGCUCUUCCAGUAACACAUACUCUCCAACAUUUCUCUGAUGAAAAUAAGGACGUCCCAUUCCAUAACGCUAAUUUUAUUUUUUAUACACCACACAUCUUAUUGGGUUGCCCCAGCACUCUGAGCAGCUUCCAACAAAUAUAAAAACAUAAAUAAAACAUUAAACAUUAAACAUUAAAAAAACUUCCCUACAGGAUUGCCUUCAGAUGGCUUGGGGGUCAAAUAACUCCAUACCCUCCAAUAUUUCUCCGAUGAAAAUAGGGACAUCCUAAGGAAAAGCGGGACAUUCUGGGAUCAAAUCAGAAACCAGGACAGCUUCUCUAAAUCAGGGAUGUCCCUGGAAAAUAGGGACACUUGGUGGGUCUGGUAACAAUGCUACAUGUUGGUACAUGUACACUUUAUCCUCUUACAGGCAUGGUGAAUUUAUGGCCUGCAGACAAUAUUAAUCCCAGCAGAAAUCCUAAUUUGGCCCACAAUACCAUGUUUCCCCAGUCACACCGACCUUUCCUACAUCUGUCACCACAUUUCAAUGGACCAACGAGGACCAUCAGAAUGCACACCCAAUGGUUCCUCUGCAAGUUGUCGUCUUUUAAAUUUGGCACCAAAUGCAAGCUCUUCUGGGAUCGCUUCCUCUCUUAUUCUCCUAGUCAGAGAAUUGUUGGCAUCAAUCUGUCUCGAAAGACAGUGGAAUGUGCCUCUAAGAAAUAAGUCAAACAGCUGCAUUACAGCACCAACAUGAGCUCCUUGGGACACAAGCCUAGGCAGUGUGUAUGGAGGUCCUGGCCUGCUCAGAUGAUAACACCCGCCCUCUCAUCCUUGCUGAUGUGCAAAGGAAAGCAGAGCAAUGUGUCUGUCACCAGCUUGGCUGCAGGAGUUAACAAAAGGCAGCGUACAAAACACCAUCCAACCAUCUUAGGGAAUCCAGUCCAGAUUUGUGUAAGGUUUACUCCUUAGCCUUUUCUUCUCCUGAAGAUAUCCCACAAGGCAGCAGAGGUUUAGGAUCAGUGUUUCCUUGCCCUAAAUGGGCUACCUUUCCUGGCCCCAUCUACCCAUCACUCCCCUCUACAGCACAAGUAGAAACCAUGUUAUUGACAGUUGAACCUACUAUUGGUUAAGUCCACUGCAAUCCGCUGCAGCUUGUCUUUGCAUGCAGGGAGAUCCCUACCUCCCUGAGGGUUUGACUACUCUCACCUGGUUUAGCCAGCCAGUCAAACCAUUACCUGGGGGUGGCCGCUGUUGCAUGCUGGCAGCAUGUAGGAGCUACAGGUGAGAGCUGAGUGCAGGGUGGGAACCAAAGGUGGACAAACUACCACAGAAGGAGCACGGCAUGUCCCCCACCAGUGUAUAUCGUACAACUGUAAUAUUGGGGCUUAAAUAUUUGUAUGUGUCAAUCUACAGGAUUGUGAUCUAUGCUGUUUGAGAUACUGUUAACUGCAUGCUUGAACAAAUAUAAUAUUAUUUAUAGCAUUGUAUUUCAAAGCCCCUGAAAAACAAUUCUAGUGAGUCUCCCAAAAUGGGAAUAAAUAUUUGAGGGGUUCAGUUUAUCAAAGUAUAUGGAUCUCAAAGUUUCUUAUGCAGAAUAUGCCAAAGUUAGUUUCAAGUUUUUACUGACACUAAAAAAAAAAAUGCCAGGCAAACUAGAUGAGAGUUGUAAUUUAAUUGGAAAGAGCUGCCACCAGGGGCUGCAAUUGCAUUAUAUUUGAAAGAAGUCCACAAUAAUUGGCAUGCUUUCCUAAGGAAGAAAGUUGGCUGUCAAGUGCCUUGUUCAAGGCCAUUAGACCUUGUUAGUGAGAAUAGGAUGCUGGCCUGAAUUAUUGUGGUUUAAUGAGUCUCAAUAAAUGUCCCAUUGGGGUUUCCACACACAGCACUCUCCUUUCAUAUUAGUAAUGCAGAUAUGCUUUACUGCAAUAGAACACAGUUAGUAUAUGGCACUCUAUAUCCCAUAAACCAUAGAACACAAUGAAUACUUUAUUUCACCUGUUUCCAAGCAUGACAACCCUGUUGUUUGAUGAGCAGUGUUCUGGCAGAAAACUAAUUGGGGAACACAUCCUUCUUAUUAGGCCGUUCAUAAGGAAAUAAUAUAGAAUAAUUCUAAGGGAGAAAAUUAUUUUAUGUUCAGAAUUCCCAAUAAACUGUAUGAAAUAUCCUAAUUUCACAGUGACAUAGUUCUAUAAAGUUUCUAUAAAGAAAGUUCCAUACUAUAUAAAGCAAAGGUAUGUCUCUCAUAUGUAUUCUUAUUAGAUGUUUUCCUUAAGUGUGACAAUAUAUUGCCAUCAAACUGGUACUUACCUUUUUAUACCAUCACAUACACAUUAUUUUGUGCAUGUAUUUUCUGACAUGAGUCUUAAUGUUCGAAACAGUAAAGUGAAAUAGCUUUCCAUAUUCCUCAUAUGGGAACUGUAAUGUUGAUAGCGCAGUGUAUACCUGAGAAGUUAGGAUAAUUUUACUGUGGAUCAUUUAAUAUAGAUUUGGUAUCCGCAAAAUUACUUCAACUAUCCUUUUAUAUUUAUUCUAUUUAUAGGGAUAAUAAUGUUGAGAUUCCCACCCACCCUCUAUGUUAAAGACUGCAAAAACAGAAGCAAGUGGUUUGGAUAAUCUAAUCUGAAGUAAAAAGGAGGCAAUACUGAACCAAGUUAUAAAGAUAUCCCCAAAGUUACAUUUCCACACAUUUUCCAAACUUAGUUCAUGCCUAAUCCUUGUUUGUGAUCACGGCACCAUGAAUACCUCUUCUUUACUAAUGUAUGUAGCAGAAUGGCUGUGCGUAAAGACACCUUGCUUCUUAUUAAUCCAGAAUAACCAUUACCGCCUGCUUGUCUAGGCAAUCAUUAAAACGGUUAAAAUAAAACAAACAUGCUCUGAAAGAGCAAAAAUAAAUGAAAUAUUUCCUCUUCAGCUACCUCUUAGGGGAAAAAGUGGUUAUUAAAACGGUUUACAAGAUGAGGUGGUUUUGAUUUGGGCAUGUAGUGCUGAAAAGCGUGACCUUCGAUUGACGGGGAAGGAGAACCGACCGUCCGCUGCCGCGUCUAUAAAGCUUCGCCGACUCGGGAAAGGAGCAACAAGCGCUUUUAGCCCACUAAACUCCCGCGGCCCCUCGCUAAUGUUUAAUCCCAGGUCCCCUUUCCUUUCCAGAUUUCACUACCAGGCCUGAGCUGGCUUUCCCCACCAGAGGGACUGGAGAGCGGGGUCCCUCCGCUCCACGGGAAGCCGGGAGGGGCAGCAUCGGCGGCGGCGGCGGCAGCAGGCGGGAUCGGGUUUCACAUCCUGAUCCCGACUCGCUCAGGAGCAGCAGCAGCCUUCGCUCAGCCGGAGGGGCACAAGGAGGGAAGCCCGGGCGGCGCGGCCCGAGCGGAGGACAUGGCGGAAAGGUGAGUGCGGCCGUCGGAUCCCAGCCAGCAACUUCGGGACGGAGGGGAUCCCCUGUCCGACCGCUCGCCUCCCUACCUGUUGAGCUGGGUGGGGCGCAGGGCUGGGCCCCAGACACAGGGAAAAGUAUGGAGAAGCCUCCGCCGCCAUUCCGCGCUCCUUUCCCCGGCGAGCGCGCGGCUGAGGGGAGGAAGGAAAAGUGUGCGGGAACUUUUGGGCGUCCCGUUUGGGGGGAUAUGAACGGCGAAAGGGCACUUGGCGCUCUUCGGGAGCUUCUCUUAGUCGGCUUUGGUCUUCUGAGGGAAUUUCCUAAAACUGGGGGAAGGGGAGCGGGACAAUGGGCGGGAGGCGGCGGCGGAGGGGAAAGUAUUGGGAUUGUGGUGAAAGAACAGUUGCGCGACCCUGUUGGAAAUGAAGUUUAAUCCGCCCCCCGCCUCGGCACAGACCGGCUAAGUGUCCCCACACGAAGGUGGCAUGGUGCAUUUUCACAUGUUCUGGUUUUUGGUCGACUUAUCGUGGGAAUGAGUGGCUUUGGGCGGCGGCGGAUUACCGCGCUAUGUCGGUGGUUGCUUCGGUGGGGGCAUACAGUCUUAUAGGCGAAGAAUGUAUGAUGAUGCGCUGGUGCAUCAUGCUUGAGACUGCAGCCUUGCACACUUGCAAGUACUGUAAUGACUCUCGCCUCCGGGUGCCAGCCAUACUUCCAGUAGCUAACAAGGAUUGCAAUUUCUGCUUCAUCCAGAACCGUGGCCGGAAAAGCGCUGGAAAGAUCACCUUUGCAUAACUAAGUUAAGUUAACCGCGCUGGUUGUGAGCGUGACAAAGGGAGCUGAAGGUCAACGGAUCUGCAUUGUGAUCUUGAGUGGGUACUUUUAGAAAUCACAUGUGUUUAGGGUUACUACAGAGCCCAAGUACAGUAUGCCGUGGCUGACAUAUGCAGUAGGAUGUCACCAAACCCCUUCUGCUCACUGGGACUCCAUUUCCCAUCUGCAUACUUGGCAUGUGGGAAUGUAUGUACAGGGUCAUGGGUUCCAAACCGCAGUGGAACGUAGUAUAGAUGCAUGCAAUCCAUGUACAUGUUUAUGAACAGUGGUGUUGCUUCUAUAGGGACUGAUCAUGCACUCAGAAAAGGUGUAUCUUACGUAUUGACUGGGACAGGCACCCAUUUGGUUCUUUUAACCUAUGCUGGGAUCCAUGAAUAGGUUAGUACUGUAUACAGAUCUAGCAAUUCUAGUCAGGAGGCUAUUUUGUUUGGCUGAUCAGCCACUGACCUUCCAAGCCUCUCUUCUGUGAUGUAGGCAGCUUUGCGCUGUUGGUGCCAGAAUAUGGAAUGCAAAAUAGGCAACCUGAUACUUUUUAAUGGAAUGGAUUCUAUUUUUAUAAGUGUGCAUGUGUUUGUAGUUGUACUUUCUGAUUUGUAUGUAGUAUAGACACACAAAAAUAUAGCUUGUAUGUGUGCACAUACUCUUAUAUCAACAGAAGUUGCUGGACCAAUAAAAGAUAUACCAUUACUCAUUUUUUUAUCAUUAGUAUAUCCUUACUUGAUAGUGUACUCUUACAGAACACAACUUUUUUGAAAACAUGGAGAAGUAAAUUGUUUUACAACAAGAGUUCCCAAACCGUGGUCCGCAGUAAAUAUUCUUGUUGAUUUUUAAAUGUAUUUUUAUUGCUUCUUUUGUUUCUUGCAUUGCAUUUUAUUAUUUAUUCAUAGAAUUGUAUAAUUGGAAGGGACCACAAAGGUUGUCUAGUCCAACCGCCUGCAAUGCAGGAAUCUUGUUGUAUUUUAAAUUUUAUUUUAUGGAAUUAAAUUGUGAUAUAGUAAAAUGCAAUGGAAGUAAUAAAAACAAAUUUAAAAUCAUACAGCAUUCUACCUUGGGUAGAAAACUUAAGUGGUCUGCCAAGAUUGUUGGCAGUUCUCCACUGGUCCAUGAAGGAAAUGUUUGGGAGCCACUGUUCUACAACAUAGGGCUAUGAUCCAAAGAACUGCCUAAAUCAAAGAGUUCAUACCCAAUAUGCCUUUGGCAUUUUUCUCUGAAGAACAGUCACCACACUCACACAGAGGAAAUAUGGUAUAUGGCAAUCAAUAGUGUGUGUCUCAAACUAGUUUCCAAGUGUGACAUGGGGGACUGCUGUUUAGUGCAGAAGUGCAGUUUAUUUCUGGGCAUAUAGGCUUUGGGACUUACUUCCAUGUGACUUGCUCCUUAGUAAGUGUGCACAAGAUUGAAACCUCAAUGUAAACAUGUUGAUCCAAGCUGUUUGUACUAGAAAGGCCUUUGUGCACUUCUUUUGGAUAUACCCUUUUAUCUUUUUGUACUUUUUUUUUUACCUUUUAUGCUAGCGUGCUUUUGUUUCUUUUGUAACCCACUCCCAUGUAGAACUAUUACUUCCAAGAUAAAAGUGAAGGUCGUGUACUUGAAUAGGAGCAUUUUCUUGGAAACAUUGAAAACCAAAUAUGUACUGUUUUUACUCUGCUUGGAGACAUGUACAUUCUUCAGAGGGAUUCAGCAAUGUCAUAUAUCUACAGCUCUUAAAUUCAGGAUAAACUGCUGUGAUUUGUAUGUCUAGAUUGGUUUCACCAUUUGACAUUUUGAAAAUUAUGUCUUCAUUGAAAUGUUUGAGGUGCUGGUUCUGAGCCAACAGUUCUGUUUGAAGGGGUCAUCUUAUUAUUAUUUUUUUAAAAAAUAGGUUAAAAGUGAAGCUUCCAGAAGGUGUACCAUAAAUAUAGAAAAGUCAGAGAUCAGUGUUGUAGAGUGAGCCUCUCCAUGUGUAAAACAGUGUAGAUAAUGACAUGCUUUGUACGCAUGUUUUUUGAAACUGCUACAAUGUUUAAAUAUGUUGUGACCUGUCUACAUCAAAGUUGUUAAUGAUCUUUGAAAAGAAUCCUCCCUGACUACCAUGGUAUUCGCUUGCAUUGUGUGAGGAAAAAGGAAGACAAGUUCUUAAAAGCAAGACCAAAGUAAAUAUCACAGCAACUGCUUUUAUUAAUUCACAGUAUGUAAAGGCUUAUUGGGACAAAAGAAGAAGAAACAAAAAUGGUGAUUCCUCAUACUUUUUAAAAAUAAAAAUAAUAUGAAAUCCUAAUCGCUAUCUAGAUUUUACUGAAUACAUGAAUUUCUAAAAGCUUUGAUCAGAUCAACACACACACACACACACACACACACACACACAUUUACUACAAUCUAGUAGUUAUCUAUUUUGUCCGUUUUUGUCCCAAGUACUCCUGGAUGCAUCUUACAAUCUGUUUCAGAACCUAAGAGGUUAAUAAGGUUAUAUGUCUGCAAAACUCUUCCUGUAUUGCAGCUCAAGUUUAGUUACAAUCAAGAGUGGCUUAUUGGGAGGAACAAGGCAGCAGGAAUGGUGGCACUGCAGAAGCACAACCAGGACCAGUGUACUUUCCCAGCAGUGUGUCCACACGGCACUGACUUCCCUGCCACCUUGUCCCUCUCUUCUAGUAAGCUGCAGCUAUCCUAAUACCAGGAGGUGACUUGGUGUGCACCUUUGGUAACUAUUCUUUCAAUCUGGUUUAUUAUUCACUGAGCUGUGUAUUUGUGGGAAAUGUAGUCUAAUUCUUUGGAUCCAGAUAGUCUGAAAAUGGUGAUGUGAGCUGAGAUGUCAGUGGAUUAUUGGAAUGUGGGGAUUUGGGCCAUGUUCAGGUUUCAGAAUGGGUUUAACUAAUUGGAAAAUAUGGGGACAUACCUGUAAGCAUAUGUUAAAGAAAGUACAUUUGAGAUUUUAUAGAAACAUAGAAUUGUAGAGUUGGAAGGGACCCCAAGGGUCAUCUAGAGUUUUCUGAUACUUCCUGUUAUUAAAAGAAUCAGCUUUGGGCCAUAGAUUGUUGGAUUCAGAUUUCUAUAGGUAGGUAACAUGUGCCAGUAAGACGACACAUCAAGUCAGUUGACAUAUGAGACAUUUUAGCUUUAUAAGAUUGAGACAGAGGUCUUGCUUGCUCCAAACCAAAAGAGCAGAGAUUUUAAAAACUUAGAUAAAAAGCAAGUUGUUCUCCUGUUCUUGUUCUGUAUUCUGAUUGUACUAGAAGUAGUGGAUAGGCCUCUGGAGCACUUGGCAGCACGCUGUGACCAGUUUCAUGACACUUGAGGAUAAAGUUGCUCAGUCCCAUAGUGUCUUAAAUAUUGUUGUUGCAGUUCCAGCUGAGGUAUCCAAUACAGUGUGUUCCCAUGCUCUGUGGGAUCAAUUUUGGAUUAUGCAGCCCAGUGAUGUGGACAGGUUUCAUGCAGUGAUGCAGUUGGCUUCUUGCACUCUUGACCUCUGUCCAUCCUGGCUGGUGAAAGCCAGUUGGUGGGGGGUGUUAACUGGAUAGAUCCAGGGUGUGGUGAGCACAACUUUACACAGUGGAAAGCUGCCUGCUGCUGUUAAACACUCCUGAAGAUGCCCACUUCAGAAUCUAUGGUUUAUUAUAACAACUACCAUCUGGUUGCAAGUACCCCCUUUUUUUCAUAUGGUGGUGGAAGUAGUGGUGGCUGAGAAGGCCGCAGCAUUUCCUGGAGAAUAUGACUCAAUUAGAUCCAUUUCAGUCAGGUGCAGUUUUGGGACUGAAUCAUCCUUUGUUGCUCUGGUGAAUGACCUAUAUUGAGAGCAGGACAGGAGGAAUGCAACUCUUGCUUCUUGAUCUUUUAAUACCGUUCACCAUGGUAUCCUUCUGGACCGUCUCUGUGGGAUGGAAAUUGGGGGUGCUGUUCUAUAGUAGUUCUGCUACUACUUACAGGGUCAUAUCCAGAGAGCAGCAUUGGGAAACUGUGUUUCAGCCCCAUGCUCAUUGCACUAUGGUGUCCCACAGGGUACAUUCUGCUCAACAUCUGUGUGAAGCCAUUGUGUGUGGUCAUUUGGAGUUUGGGGGCAAAGUGUCACCAGAACAAUGGUGACACACAGUUCUACUUCUCUGUAACAUCUGAGUCACGAGAGGCUGCACAUGAUCUGGACUGUUGUGUGGGCACAGUGGUGGAGUUGACCAGAAAGUUGAGGAUGAAUCCUGCGAAGACACAGGCACUGUGGGUUGGUAGUUCCUGUGUCCGGGGAAUUUUCCAGUUGCCUGUCUGGAUGGGGUUGUACUCUCUCUGAAUGAACAAGUUUGGAGUUGUGGUGUGUUCUUGAGACUAUUUUUGUCACUGGAAGUUUGGGUAGCCUCAAUGGCUAUGAAUGCCUUUUUGCAACUAUGGCUGGUAUGCCAACUACAGCUCUUAUUGGGCAGGGAUAGUCUGGCCACAGUGAUUCAUGCAUUGGUAACCUCAAGACUUGGUUGUUGCAAUGUGUCCUAAGUUGAGCUACCCUUGGACCUGGUCUGGAGGCUCCAGCUGGUGCAAAAUGUUGCAACUAGACUGUUGAUGGGAACAGGCUAUCACCAGCACAUAACUCCAGUGCUAAAAAGCUUCCACUGGCUGCCCAUACACUACUAGGCCAGCUAUAACUUGUUAUUGUAUUAACUUACAGAGCCCUUAAUAACUUGGAUCCAGGAUACCUCAGGAACCACGUGAUUUGUUAUAUCCCAGCUUAAUCACUGAGGUCUUUGCAGGAGUCACUGUUAGUUGUCCCCCACGGCUCAGAUGUAGGGCCCAUAUCCACAAAGAGCUAUGUAUUCAGUAUUAUGGGCCCAAUUUUGUGGCAUUCCCUUCCAGUUGAGGUCAGAAAGGCCCUCACCCUGUUGUACUUCAUUUACUGAAGACUUUUUAUUCCAGCAGGCUUUUUAAUUAAGUUGUUAUUUUAUAGUUUUAAUUCAUUUGUAGACUUAUUUUAUUGCGUCUCCUGUACAUUGCUUAGAGAUGACUGUAAUUAAGCAGUAUAUGUAUUGUUGAAAUACUGCUGCUGCUCCCACUACUACUACUACUACUAUUACUACUACUACUACAACAACAACAACAACAAAUAAUAGCUAGCUAGCUACCUAGAUAAUAGCCAAACAAUAGCUGUGUAAGCCUCUCAGCAAUAACUUGUAUCUCUCUGCUUUUUAAAUAUUUAUUUUUAUGUAGUGUUUGUUACCUAAUAAAUAUAUAUAUUUUAAAAACGGCAUGAGCCUGCACUAAUGCAUGUUUUCCUAAUCUUUCUGUUUGAAGUAGCCCUUUACAUGUUUUAUAAAUAUUGCUCGUUCUUUAAUCUGGUCUGUGUUUAGCCUACAGCCUGCCCACCUGUGCAGAUCAGCAAAUUGUAGGAUUAGAGCCUCUUGUCCAACAAAAGGGAACAAAUGGCCUGUAUCGUAAAUCUUUCUGAACAACUUUAGUGCAACAGGAAAAUCCGUAUUACGGAGUGAAGACUAACAAGUCACGUGUUAGCCAGUACAAUCCUAUACAUGCGUGGCUACUCAGAAAUAAGCCCCACUGAAUUCAAUGAUGCAAAACCCAGGUAAGUGUAUAUAGGAUUGCAGCCCAAGCUUUGUAUAUUUUAAAAAAUUUUAAAUAAAGAAAUUAAGAUUUGGUUGCUUCCUCUCCUUCCUGCUUUACAGCUGAAUAAUGCCCAGGGUAAUGUUGUCAAGGCAAAAUGACUUUCUAGUUUAGAAUAUGUGUCAGUUUUCAGGUGGCAGAGUGAUCAAAACUACCUUCUGAUAACUUUGUCCUCUCUGGGUUUUAGUCCUGUAGUGUUUAAAAACAGUUUAGGUAAGUCAUAGUAGGGGUGUUAGGCAAUAGAGGGCACUGAGUGUCGCUUGCUGGUAUGACGUGUGUGGUGUCCAUCUGACGACUCUUGUAUUUAACAUUAAUUUUAUUAAAGAAGUGCUUUAGGAGCCCUGUAAUCACUGGUUUAACAAACAAGUGUGCACCUCUAAGAAGAACCUGACAUUAGAUUUCACCCUGGAGGAAAGUUAAUAAUCCACAUUACCUAGAGAGCGAGUUAAAUAGUGCUGAUAUUUCAGCCUUGGUUGUGAAAAUACUGAAUAUGCUAUGUAUCUAAAUAGGCUUGGGGCCUUAUUUGAGGUGAGACACAUAGCUGCUGAACAUAUAAAGCUUUGCUAUACCAAGCUAGUUCACAGUUCACGCUUAGCAAGGAUUCGUUUUCAACUAUUUAUUUAUUGAAUCUGUAAGCUCCCCUCCUCCCAAAGGAAACUACAGUGAAAACAGAUCCACAGUUUAAAAACAGAAACAAAGCAUUUACUUCCCACCACUAUGACUUAACUGUGAAUGUGCUUUCUACCCCUUGCAAGGAUUUAUCCUGUGGGUGUCAUGCAUGGCACAAAAAAGCCAUAAUAUGGCUUGUCGUGUUGCACAACCCUGUAUUGGGGUAUUUCCCCCCCCCCAAACAAAUCAAUGAGCGGUAUGCCAGAAAUAAGCCAGAAAUACAACUUACUUCUAGCUUACCUCUUGUAGUUUAUUUGAAAUAAGCAAUCAUAUUCCAGGGUUGUGCAGUGUGGCAAACCAUACUAAGUUUUGUUUGUGUGAUGCAUGGCACCCACGAUGCGAAGGCACACAAGGUGCAUUCACAGUUAAGCCACAGUUUAAAACAAACUAUGGGUUAGCAGUGGCUAAUACUUUGUCAUUAGCCACUGUGACAUUGGCCAGUAUGAUUUUACUCUGUGACUUGAAGUGGAUCUCCAGGGUCUUGGUCAGAACUAUCUUUUUCAGUAUUGCUACCUGAGAUUACUUACUUUCUUCUAAUUGAAAAUGCUGAGAGUUGAAUUAAAUAUCUUCCAGAUGCAACACAUAUUAUCUACCACUGAACUACAUUCCUUUCCCAUUGUGUUGACCUUUAUUUCAGUGAUUUCUUCCCAUAAUAGCAUAAUUUUAAUAUCAAAAAACCUCAAAUGCUUAAUUUGGUUAAGUUUAGUUGUUCUUAAUGUAAUAAUUUUACACUAGUUUAAAAGUAGAUAAAAUUAUAUAAACAUAGGUCCUUGAAAACCAGCAGCUCCCCCAAAAAAGAAACAUCCAACGCUGAUUACCUGGUAUAAAAAAUAUAAAGCCAAGUAAAAUUUACAGCCUGGUCAUAAACACAUUUGCAUGUAAAUCAAUUUCAGUGGCACUUAUUCCCAAGUAUUAUUAGACUUGUUUGUUUGGGAGUGUCCCAUUGAAAUCAGUGAGAUGUGUUUCCAAAUAAAUGUGUUCAUGCUGAGGCAUAAAUUAGUAAGUGCAUUUCUUUACUUAAAAGAUUCUUCUAAAUCCAGAACCAGGUGCUGCCAUAAGCUCCUUCAUGCUACUGAACUUCUUUUGACUGAAUAUUAGCUAAGGGCUGGUAUGAUGGACUGUAUUCUACAAUUAUCAUUAUUCCCAUCAUUACCUUCCUGGUAGACCUGCUUUCUCCUCAAACUUGAAUUGAAUUAAUGUAUGUCCCAAUCCUUAGCAUAAUUUACUUAGAAGUAAUUAAAUCACUUACAUAAUGUCAUCUUGGGACUCAAUUUUUUUUUGUCUUCUUUGGCAACAGCAUCAAGAGAGACAAUCUGCUCUGAUUAUCAAUGUGGUCAUCUUGCAAGUGAAUCAGAUAUCUGGCCCUGCAUCACCCUCCCUGCUGCCUUUGGUGUAGCGGCUCUGGCCUCACUGAGCGUCUUCUAUGCUUUCACCUAGGAUGCUUGAACACAGAAGGGAAUGGAGAAAACUAAGAAUUUGAAUUUUGAUAUCAGUGGCUGUUGUGAGAAAUUAAACCUCUGCAUUUGCCUCAUUAGAUAGCACCUUGUGGGUGCAGUCUCAAUACCUUUGUUGAAAAGAACAGUCAGUUCUAGCUGUUCAGAAGUUACAGCGGAGGUGGGUAAUAUUCUUGUAUCCACCCAAUACAAGAACUCUUCAGUCCUUUUGAUGCUGAAAGAACCUUCAUGCAGGGAGCUUAACUGUCCUAUAGAUAAAAAGAAUUCCUAAUCUGUUAGUGUAUUAUCUGGCUACACCACAUCUACUCUUGAUAAGUAGGAAAACUCCCUCUGCCAAAAUUGGAAAUGCUUUCAACUUGUAAGUGUUCAGUUGUAUAUUUGACAUGUAGCCCACAAGCUUAUUCUAGAACCAACUCCCUAUUUGCCUCCUGGUAUGGAACACUUUAUAACAAAGUGAUGAUGUGAAGAAUGCAAAGUAGAAUGUUGCAAGUCCUACAGAUCAUAAAAUGGCAGGUAAAAAAGAUUCAUAUUGACGGUAACUUACGUUAAUGAACAAAUUUUUCAGAGUUGGUAUAGAAUUGGUUUCCUGUGCUUUUAAUAAUUACACAGAUGAGGGAUUAUGUAAGGAGCAGCUCAAGUCUUCUAUGCAGGUAUUAAAGGUACAGUACCACUAAUACUUGUUGAAUCUGAGUGCCCAAGCUGAUGCAAUUAGGCUUGGACAAGUUCAUGGUGGAACAGACAGCUGUCUGUAUAAUGCAUACUUGUUUGACAAGGACUUAGUUUCACAACCUCUGAAAUUUAAAAAAAUAGAAUCCUUUGUAGACAGACACCGGGUAUCUAGAAGAUUUCCACCAUCAACCUCAUAAUGUGAGUUGAUGCAAAACUAAUCAAAUUGUUUGUGUGUUUUCCUGAAAUGCAAUUGAAUAUUUGAAAAGUAAACACACAUUUUUAAAAAAAAAAAUGUAUUCCUCUGUUGCCACUUUCACAUAUCCCUUAGUAGUCCCCCAACUUUUGCCUUUUUCCUAGUUCACAAUUAGCUGUCAUUAGAAUACAUGUUGUUGUUGUUUAGUCGUUUAGUCGUGUCCGACUCUUUGUGACCCCAUGGAACAGAGCACGCCAGGCACUUCUGUCUUCCACUGCCUCCUGCAGUCUGGUCAAACUCAUGCUGGUAGAAUACAUACAUUUUCCUAAUGCUUUAUUUGGUCUUAAGUCUGUGUUGCCUCACUGGAAUAGUGUCUUGUUCUAACAUGCAUACUACAUGAAAAUCCCCUUAGGGCCUUAGGUAGUCAAAACAGCCAGUAAUGUCAUCCUUUAUAAUAUAAAUUAAAACUAGGGUAAACAUGAUGCUCUGGUUUAAUCUGCAUUUAUGAAAGGUUUCUGUGGGUAAUUUUUUUUUAGGUUGGUCUACCUGGAGGUUUUUAAUGCCUCAUUAAACUCUCAUGUGUAAAUUAACCUUAUAUGCUAAAAGUGGCUUUUUCAGCAGGAAUAUAAAAUUACCUUUGCAUUUAAUUCAAGAGCAGAAGCCUACACACAGUGCAUUUGUAGGUGUCAACUAUUAUUGCUAGGCUGCAAUCUGAAACACUUUCCUGAGCGUAAGCAACUUUGAAGACAUUAGGACUUAACUUUCAAGUGAACAUGCAUGGACUUAUAGCAUAAUAAAUUUGUUAAUCUUCAGGAUGCCACAAGACCCUUUGUUGGUUUUGCUCCAACUGCCGAACAUGGCUAACCCCUCUGGAAAUUAUUUGUUACUAAGUAUCAUUAGGCAUAAUUGCCCAUUCCCUUCUAUGUAAAAGUAGGCAAAUACCUGUACAAUUUCUCAGUCUCCGUAGGAAAUUGUUUGGAGGGGGAACACCUCUAACUUACUGUACUCUCUUUUUCCUUCCCCCGCUGUGCUUUCUUUUUCCUGCCCCCUUGCAUUGAUCCAGCUGUUCCUCAUUUUAUAUAUUAAUUCAUCUAAAAUUGCUCCUUUCCCCUUCAGUACAUACAAACACUAAUGCAGAUUAGAACCUCAAGGCGACCCAUAAGCAAGGAUGGAAAGGACUUCCCGUUUUAUCACACUGAGGGGUUUUAAGUUUACCUGCAUUAGAUAUUUUGCUAUGACACUAAAGUUGUUUUAAAGGUACCUUAUUGACCCAAUUAACUGGUCAGUUAUUUAAAAGUAUUGCAAGCUUUUGAGCCAAAAAAGGCCUUCAGUCUUGGAUGUUUCAACGAAGAGUUAAAGAAGGUUUUCCUCAUGUGUGAUUUACCUCUGCGGUGCUAAACUGGAAGUGUACAUGAGGUGGAAGCAUUCUUUAGCAGAGAUAUAAACUAGGGCAGAUGUUUUUCAACCACAAUACCUCUUUUAGCCUCUUCCAUCUACACCGAUCCUGUCUUUGUGGCUAGUAGUCAUUAGUAUGAAGAUUGGCACAACCCGCAUGUGGUGUCCGGUUAUAGAUACAGAAUCUGUAGACCUGAUAAUUGUAAAAUGCUUCAUCUGGUGCCAGUUGAAGAAGUUUAGAAGCAUUGCUUCUAUGUGGCUCAGUCCUAUUCUCAGACUUAUUCUGGGUAUUCAAGGCAGCUACUAUCUGCCGUCCUCUCAGAUGUAGGUAGAUGUUUUCCACAGUCUGCUGUGUCAUAGUGCACUAAGGUACAACUAAAAAUGAACAGCAAGAUUGAUGAUAGUGUACAGUACAAAUGCUUCCCAUGGAUUCAUAUUUGAGAAGCUGUGUUCUUUUUUGCACAGUCCAGAAUGUUGUAAAGGAAGAAUUGUUGCUUUGAACACAAAAGCAGCUAAUAGAAAUUGAUCAGUGUGAGAGAUGCAGGCAAGAUCACAUCAAGAGUAGGGCUGGAGAGGCAGGGACCCUAGUUAAAGAGUAAAAAGGGCUUAUGCACAAAUUCUGCCUGCUACUUGUCUGUCCACAACUGUUCUGCUCAGCUACUUUUUUCACCAUCAAGUUGCUAUUUCCAAUAUCAGAUACUGUCCCGAGGAAAAGUCCCAGAUGGAUGGGCUCAUGACAAAAGCGGGAGAAUGCUAGACACCCUCUGCCAUGUCCCACCUUUGCAUUUUAAAUGGAACCCUACUCCUGCUUUAUAUGUGGUUGAGGCAGGCCUCUAUUGAAAUAUGUGGCUGCUAAUAUCACAUUUUAUUUGGGGCCCCUUUUUAAAUGUUUCUGAUAGUUCCUUUUAGAAACUUUUCAGUAAGAUUCUAUCUCUUUCAGACGUACUGCAGCUUGGAUUUAGAGCCAUAGUCUGGAAAGCAGUGCCACUUGGGACUUCACACUGCAACUGAGAGAAAAUCCUGAAAGAACUAAUUCAGAGUGACUUAUUUUCUUAAAAAGCAGUUGACUGGAAUAUGGUUUUUGAAGGAAGCUGGCUUUCUCUUGAGUUCUGUUUCCCAUCAUUGCUUUCUCAUAAAAACAGAGUGUGAAGUCAGAGUUUCCAUUUGCAAAACAACAAAAUUUUACAUGCUGCUGAAAGCCAGGGGCCCUAAAAUCCUUCAGUAACAAAAUCCACCAUUUCCUUCAACCUCUGAACCCCAAUUCUGCGAUUGUAAUAUAUAUAUGAAGUCCCAUGUGUUUCUAUGUAUCACACAACUUUGUGUAGGUGCAUUGUUAUGGUUUUAUAGAAUGUACAAAUCCAGUUUGAGCUUCUGAGCAAAACAUGGAAAUAAUAUAAUAGCACGGACACGGGAGAAUGUGGCGUGUAGUUUUGUGGGAUGCCACUAAUGCUAAGUGAAGAAUCUCCUGCAGGCUUCAUUUUUCUUCUGUGGCACAACAGGGAGCAUUGUUAAGUGUGGUUAAGUGCCUUUAACUCGAUGGUGAUUUAAGCACAUUAACUGUGCACCCGCUUAUACCUUUUUUUAACUAUGUAUUUUUAGGUGGCUCCAGGGUUUAAUCAAUUAAAGCUUUUAUUUUGUAAUCCGUGAUAGCAAAGUUUUAAUCAGUUAGUUAAAAGCACAUCGGUUUUUUUAGGUUAAGUUGAAAUAAAAGUGUGUACAGUAUCCAAGUCUUCAAGACAGGCUCAUCAAGAGCUGCGUUAUCAGUGAUCUUGACAAGUCCAUGCACCAGUGGAGAUUUAGCAUCCUGUUUUGCUGGGAUCAAGGUGUAAUCUUUGAUAAGGUACUCCUGUGCCCCAUGUCCAUGUGGGGCAUGGCUUGGCAAAAGACGCAUUGUGGUCUAUAGUGGAUAGCUCAGUUGAUUAGAGCAUGAUGCUGAUAGCAAGGUUACAGGUUCAAUUCCCAUGUGGGACAGCUGCACAUUGCAGGGGGUUGAACUAGAUGAUCUUCAAGGUCUCUUCAAACUCUAUAGUUCUAUCAUUCUAUGAAAUUAGGGCCCUGCCAGGCCUGACUAAAGGCUUCCUAAAGGCUAGAGCUUUCCCACUGCUGUCAGAGAGGAUGUAGUGACUGCUGUGCUCCUCCUCUGGAGAGUUGCCUAGAGCUAAGCCAAACACAGGCUUGUGGUUUGUCUUGCUCCAAACAAAGCAUGGACUUUACAGCUUCCUUCAGGCAAGAUCUGAAGGAGAUGACACACGAAGUGAACCAGGGCUUAUCUCAUGGGAGCACAGCAGCAGGAGACCUGGGGAAGGAGAGGAGUGCAGCAGCCAAUCGCCACACUUGUGCAUUUGUGCUAAGCCAUGGUAACUGAGCCACUUUUAAGGUCUCCUUUGGCUGAAAGGUGGUUCGGAACUAUAUAUCACUUUAGCACAAUUUAGAAUUACCAGGUUUUCUCAACAAAUCAAAAACUUUUUAAAGGCUCUUGGUCACCUGCAAAGAUUCUGUGCUUCUCUCACCUUCAAUAAGGAAAAACAGCACAGCAUAAGAAUAGGCAGGUGAAUGUUGUGGCCAGUGGACACUUACAGGAAUCCUGUCGAAAGCCACCUUCCUAGAGCAGCCUACACAAAAUUUAGUAUGUGAUCCUGGCAGUUGGGGUCAAAGAAUUCAGGAUGCAUCCCAGGCAUGGGGAACCGUUGGCCCUCUAGUUAUUGCUGAGCUACAACCCCAGCCAUCCCUGGCCAUUGCCCAUGCUUGCUGGGGCAGAUGGGAGUUGUAGUUCAUCAACAUCUGGAGGGCUAAAGGUUCCCACACUUGCUGUAUCCACAUGGUUAGAGUGAAAGACAUGUUGCCAUUGUGCUUGAAAUAAAAGUGGUUUUCAGUACAGUAUGUUGCUGAGUUUUCCAGCAUAAUCUCACAAUGUUACUUCGAGCUGGAAGCAUCCUUAAACAGACUGUGCAUUUGUGAAACCCAAAAGGGGGAUUGGGGAAAAAAGUGCUUGUUUGCAUAAGUUUGUUAGCCCUCCAAAAGGGCUAAGUUGUAUUCUUAGAGCAGGUUUGAAAAGAAAGAAAAGAAAAAGAAAGGGAUAACUAAAGCUGUUAGUUUGACAGGGUUAUAUGGUUGUGUAAUUAGGAGCAGUGGUCUGUGCUAGGAGACAUAAUCUUAUUAAGCCAGGGACAAACCUGCCAGCAAAGACCUAUUUGGUCAUACCCAUCAGACUCCACUGAAACUUAGCAACUGCAAUUAAUCUCUCUGCGCAAGGAAGCUGAAGCUAUAAAAGGGAAUGUGUAGUAUCUGAAAGGAAACUGCUGUGGGUAAAAUGUUGUACAUGGGGCUGCACCCCACAACAAUGAAACAAUAGCAGUGAAAUGGUGGUCUGAUCAUACAUCAAGAUAUCUGAAAUACAUGGCAGUUGGCACCAAAGCCCUUAGGAUGAGGUGUAGGGUUCUUUUACAGCUUGCCAGAGAUUUCACAAUAGCCAGCAAAGGUUUAUUUUGGCUUAACACAGCAGGGAAAAUGUAAAUUUAGGGCAGUAUGCCACCCCAGAGGUGCAACCCACUCCAAAAAGCACACACAGAGAACUCAAAGCUUUUUUAAGUAAGUCAAAAAUAACUUACGUUCCUUUUGCCUUGUUUAUGGAUUUUGGACACUGUUUUCUUAAAUGUAGUAGAUGAAAGUUUAGGGAGAGAAGCAAAGUUUUAAUGGGGCAUCAAUCUCAAAUGACUAGAUUUAUGUCCAGCUCUAAAUUAUAGAGAGGAUAAGAUGCAAACACAGAUGUCACAGUGUAGAGGGUUGUCUAGAUCAGGGAUUCCCAAACUGUGGUUUGCAAGCUUCAUUCAUGUGGUUCAGGGUGACUCAGUGAAUUUGUGGUUGUGGUUCAUCCAUUAAUAUUUAUAUUAAUUUUUAAUUGUAUUUUUAUUGCUUCUUUUAUUAUGUUGUAUUUUAUGGUAUUAAAAUUUAAAUUCUAUGUAAUUCUGUGUAAUCAUGCAGCAUCCAGCACAGUGCACAACACAGUUGCUACAACACAAAGACCAAUAAUUCAGUAGUCCACCAAAACACUCAGAAGUUUUUUAAUGGUCCAAAGGGAAAAAAGUUUGGCAGCCACUGAUCUAGAUUUUCCAGCUGAAAUGCUAAAUUAAGGGCAGCACCAUUCAAAACAAGGUAAAAGGGCCUAGAGUGUCUUGUAAGCUUGCUAUUACAUUCCUCCUGCAGCUAUCACAGUUCAGGGGAAGUAUUCUGAAUGUGUUGGAAUCCCACAAUCCGUACAGUCUGAAGUCAUCCCUUCUGUUUAGAAUUUGACUACUUAAUGGAAUAACAGAAGACUAAUACAAUGCAAAAUCACGGAGGAACCCAACUUAUUAGACUAAUAAAUUAUUUUUCUUAAUUAUUUCUGAGUGUACAGGUAUAGAUAGAGAGUGCACCAGGAAGUCCUCUACUUUAUGCUCUUUGCUUAAAUUAUUGUUGUUCUGGAUAUGUGUAGGUUCAUAAUUAAAUCUGCUCUACAGCUGUUUGUUAGACUAUUUUUUGUGGACCUUGGGCAAACCAGUUCUUCCUGGUCUAUGGAUGCACCACAAGAAAUAAGAUUCCUUAUAAAUAUGAACAUUAGGCUGUGAUUGCAGCCGUGUUGGCAGGACUGUCUUUUGUGCCAGGUGUACAUAAGGACUAAUUUCAUCUUGCUGCUAUGUAUGGAAAUACAUUGUUUGAACUCCAAGUGCAAAGGUUUUGUUUUGUUCUUCACGGGCAGCCCGCUGGUGCUAAACACUAUUUCCAGAACAGCAUGCAACAACACCUUGGGAUCUAGUUAUAUUUCUGAAGAUUAUUUAUAGAAUAAAAGGGCUUGUAAGGGUAUUGGGUCAUCUGUCUCAUUCUUUGAGACAGAUUAAACCAUUCUUAAUGCUAAUCUAGCUUAAUUGAAGGGUCCUGUUUUGUUGCUUCGAUGGAAGAAUCUUGUUCUUUUGCCCAUCUGCCCUUUCCAUAAUGUUUAAUGUUUCCAUAAUGUUUAAGAUUGGUUGCUGUCUUCUGCAGUCUUAGCUUUUUUCUUUGACCUCAGCUAUUAUGGAUGCUUUCUUUCUCCAUGUUGCCUUCCCUCCAAGCUGAAUCUAUACUGUGCCAAAGAAAAAUCACACUAAUGUUCCAAGUAAGACAGAUAUAACGUAAGGCUAUGUACACACAAAAGUACACGGCUUACCCCAAAGAAUGCUAGAAAUGACAGCGUGUUAAGGGUGCUAGGAAUUGUAGCUUUGUGAAGAGUAAACUACAUUGCCCAGAAUUCUUUUAAAGGUGCUUUACGGAGCCAUACAAUAUCCUGUUUGCUUAAAGUUGAUUAAUUUGCAUGUUUGAAAAUGUAGAAGUCUUUUGUCUGAAAUUUAGAGUUGAGCAACUGAGUGGAAGAAAGGGUUGGGUAAAUGAAGGCCCUAUGUGAGGAAUAAGCAGUUAUGCUGCCUCAAUACAGUCCCUUAAAAGCUCGCCAAAAAUAGCUUCUUGUUUAUAAGCGAAGUCAGGCUUGGAAUCUAUAGCACCUGUGAAUAUAAAAGUUCCAUGUGCCUAUUUUGGGGGGACUUCCGUUCCUUUACAUUUGAUGUGCCCACACCAGACUUUCUUUGAUGAUUCAGAGAAAGGUGGUAUGCUGAAUUAUGAUGAGUGGCUAGGGACAACUACACCAGACAGCCACCAUAGCUAGCAAACUUGUUAGCAUCUGCCUGUCUCGGGGGACAAAGGAGAAUGCACCUUAGUUAACAUUUAGGUACCCUAAGCGUGAGCUGGCCACUUUUAGCUAAUUUUAUUCCCCUAUACGAUUAGAUAGGAACAAGGAAUCAUGGGUGCUAUAGAAGAGAAGCAGUGGUAUGGAAUGUACCACUUGCAGAGUGGACAUCUGAAGGCAGCCCUGUUUAGGGAAGCUUUUCAUAUCUGAAGGACUAUUGUAUUUUAAUAUUUUGUUGGAAGCCUCCCAGAGUGGCUGGGGAAACCCAGAUGGGCGGGAUAUAAAUAAAUAAAUAAAUAAAUUUAAAUUAAAUUAAAUUAAAUAAUUAAAUUAAAUUAAAUUAAAUUAAAUUUUAUUUGUUUGUUUGUUUGUUUGUUUGAUAGUGUAUGCAUGGAAUUAACAGCAUAAUUGCUUCCAAUAUCAAACUAAUUUGGGAUUCUUGGCAUCUUUUUAGAUUCCAAGUUAGUUUGGAAGAUUCAGAGUCCUACAGUAGCUUCUUAAAUCAGCAGAUGGUUAGCAUGAAAGAACCCUGUAAACAUGAUUCUAGUAAAACAUAUUCUAGUACUUCUCAUAGUAUAUAUUCUUGCUCUUUUUUUGAUACCUAUUCAUUUGAGAUCUGCCAAAUUCUCCUCUCCUCCUCCUCAACAUCCUAAAGACUACUAUUAUCCUCCCUGUUGUUACCCAUUUUAUAUUAUGUACAUCUAUGAAACUGCUAUUAAAUGUUAGAGCAGGUUACUAUUGGCUGUUUGGAAGGAUUGUAAAAGUGAGUAAUUUGCUGACUAACCAACCCCCACAAAAGAAACCCCUUAUCAUUUGUUAGUGGCCUCUGUAUUUACCACGGAGUAUAUAUUUCAGUGUACAUAUUCAUUAUCUAAAGUUUCUAAAUAGAUAAGCCAGUGUUUCUCUCAUCCAUUCACAGUGGAGUUCGCCUUUUUCUAGUUAGUUUGCCUAGAUUAGUUACAUUAGAUUAACUACGAAAGAGCAACAUCUGUUAUGAGAAGUCAUCUCUCUGGGUAUAAUCUCAUCUACAUAUUCCUGUUUCUCUGGAUGCGUCUGUUAGCCAUAGCAUCAUGCUGGCCAUGAAUAAACCUCUUUUGGCCCAGUUGUUAACUACAGAAAUAAGAAAACAUUUCAUUUUCAUUCCAUUUCACUUUUAAUUUAUAUACCACCUUUCUAUAUUACUAUACACAAGGAGGUUUACAACAACAAAAUAUACCACAAAGAUCACACCCUUUACAAUAAUCUUAUCCAAUACAAAAAAAACUUAAUAGAAACAUAACUUUAAAAUAAACACCUUAUAUCAAAUAAAGCAAUAUUCAACAAUCCAUUAGCAUAUAAUAGUACACAACAAAAUUAACUCUCAAAAUAUCAGCAAAUAAUAAUUACACAGAAAUUUACUCUUAACAAUUACCGUAAAUAAUUGCUAAAGUAUAAUCAAUAAAAAAUAACAGCAAGUCACAAUGCAUAAAAUACCACCAUACAUACAUAACCAAAUAAAAGGGUGAAAUUGAGAAACAAAGACAUGCAACUUAUAAUUAAAACAAAAACAUGUUUUAAUAAUUUAGCAACGUGCCCUCAUAGGGACUUAGGCCUUUCCCUACAGGCCUUGUGGACAGAAGAUGUGUUAAAAGUACCAUCACAGACCCUUGGUGCCUCCAAACCUUUAUGAUCUCAGAAUCUCAAAUUACCAGAGUUUUGUCAUAAUUUGUGGUGGUUAGUGGAAUCCAAGCCUUUCUUGACAAAGUGUAGGUCAGGCUUCCUCAACCUCGGCCCUCCAGAUGUUUUUGGCCUACAACUCCCAUGAUCCCUAGCUAGCAAGACCAGUGGUCAGGGAUGAUGGGAAUUGUAGUCUCAAAACAUCUGGAGGGCCGAGGUUGAGGAAGCCUGGUGUAGGUUGAUGCUGCAUAGUUUUUAUUCGCCAGAGUUCAUUGUAGUGCAGCAACUAUCAGAGUUGGAUGAGCCAGUGAUCUGUAAGAAGGUUGGGUGAAAUGGUGAUGCCUGCUAAAGUGGUAGCUGAACAUUUAAAAGAGAGCAUUCUCCCCUGUUUAGAGGUAACUGAAAAGGGCCAUAUUUCAUUUCCUCAGAAUCAGAGCUGGCUAGCUAUGGCUGCAACUGAAUAGAACAGUUACUGUCUUGGCAAGUGGCCAUUCAAGACACAGUCAGGAAAUUCUAACGGAUGCAGCAUAACCUCAGCUGCUAACACUUUGUUGCCACUCACUUUCUUUUUACACAAUGCAUUUCCAUUCCUUCUGGGAUAGACUUGUUUGAAAACCAGUCAAGAGAGAAGUUAUAUUUCAGAUGCUGUCCUUUGCAUCUGAGUUUUGGACUGCAUAAAGUGCUGAAUUGGACCCUAGGCAUCCAUACCCAGGACAAUUAAAUAUUUAUUAAGCAGAUACCAUGCUUAAUAGUAGAAAUAAAUGGGAUGUGUUUGUUUUCCAGCCUGGCACUGAAAUAUAAAGACAUUACUUAAACACACUUGUGCUUGGUUCUGUCUGAACUUGAACUCAAGUGCCAGGGGUAGGGAGAAUGGCUGGAAGGGGAGCAGAGAGACUGGCAAUGAAUUUAUUGGCCCAGCACUAUGCAGUGAGUGGAGCUUUGAAUCUGUAAGAGAGUAUAUGCCCAUACUUUACUAUCUCUUCAUUUCGUGAUGCAGCAACCCAUAGAAAGAGUUUUGAUAGCUCUUGUUGCCUAGUAGGAAUAAUACAUAUGAAAUUUAGGCUGUGUAUAAGCCACAGCUUCUAGUACUGCAUAAUUUAAGUUUUAAAGUAGAAGCAGUGUCCAAAAAAAUGAAGGUGCACAGAUAUGUGAGGGCUUGCAUGAUCUGCAGGGAAAUGUUGUUUUGGACUGUGAACACCUGUGCUGUUCCAGCUAAUCUCCUGGUCUGCAGUUUAGACUAAUAAGGAUCAGCACAGCAAGAUUUGGCACAGUCCCUGUUGGCACAUCAUUGAUAUUGGGUAGGCACGGCUGACACCAAGGAAAUCUUCUGGUUAGAAAUGCCUUUAAGAAAGCUGGGAGGAAUUGAUCUGUGUUGUCCUUCACGUGAUAAUUGUAAAUGCAGUCGCCUGAUCACUGUUGCCUUGAUAUUUCUGUCAUGUGAGUUGUAGAGAGAACGUCAAUGGAAGCGGCAUAUUCUAUAAUAGAAAGGGAAGCUUUCCCAUUAUAGGUUUGAUUCAAAAGAACACAAAAAGAGCCUGCCAAUGGCCCAUCUAGGCCAGCAUCCUGUUCUUACAGUGGCCAAACCUGCAAUGGGAAAACUGCAAGCAGGACUUGAGCACAACAGCUCUCAGGCUUGGGAUUCCCAGUAACUGGUAUUCAGAGGCACCCUGCCUCUGACAGUGGAGAUAGAACAUAGCCAUAGUGGCUCAUAGCCUUUGAUAGCCUGGAUAGCACAGUUGGUUAGAUUGUGGUGCUGAUAUUGCCAAGUUGCAGGUUUGAUCCCUCUAUGGGACAACUGCAUAUUCUUGCAUUGUUUGGGGUCUAGAUGAUUCUCAAGGUCCUUUCCAACUCUAUGACAGCUUUAUCCUCCAUAAGUUUGUCUAAUCCUCUUUUAAAACCAUCCAAGUUGAUGGCCAUCACUGCUUCAUGUGGGAUCAUGAUCUGUAGUUUAGCUAUGUACUGCAUGAAUAAAUACUUUAUUUUAUCUGUCCCAAAUCUUCCAACAUUUAUCUUCAUUGGGUGUCCACAAGUUCUAGUCUUAGAAGAGAGGGAAAAAAACUUUUUUUCUAUCCACUUUCUUCACACUGUGCAUAAUUUUAUAAAUUUCUAUGAGGUCACCUCUUGCUUGCCUUCUCCCUAAACUAAAAAGUCCCAAAAUGCUAUAAUCUUUUUCAUAGGGGAGUAACUCCACCCCCUUGAUAAUUUUGGUUGCCCUUUUCUGAACCUUUUCCAACUCUGCAUUAUCCCUUUUGAGGUAGGGUGAUCCGAACUAUACACAGUAUUCCAAAUACAGUCACGCCAUAGAUUUGUAUGAUGACAUUAUGAUAUUGGCAGUUUUUUUGCUUCUCUCUGUUCCACCAGGUUCCUGUUAUUCACACUAUAUCAGUGCCAUCCUCUAAGACCAAGCACUCUGGUUCACCCAUCUUGGCUCAGAGGCUUCUAGCAUUAGCAUAUAAACACUUGUUUACAGUCCCUCUCCAAAUGUCCUUGGCACUUUCAAUCUGAUCUGUGGCGCUUUGUGUUGCCAGUUAACUCUGGUCAACAAUCAAGCUGUGUUGUGCUUGCCUGCUAUGGGAUAAAAAGUAUUGUUCGCCCCAACACAUGUUUUUUUCUUAUCCUUCUCCUCCUCAGUUAUCAAAUGUGCUCUUGUUUGAAAAUAUAUAUGUUUUUCACAAUAAAAAUAUCUGAAAACUGGAUGCAGAAUUAAACCCCAAGGUAUUCCACCCGAGCCUUUAAAGUAGCAGUUUUACUUAUGUCUUUGUGUCCCGCAAUAUAAACAAUGACCGACUAUGUUUAGAUUGGUUUGUUUACGGCAAAUGCUGAAGAAGCCCAUAGUUUGAAAAUGUUUUGCUAGACCUACACCUUGUGCCUUUCAUUUGUCGAUUUAUUAACCUCUCUCUGUUUACGGAACAAACAUUUAUGUCACAUUAUUCAGUGCAGUUUUGUAAACAGAUCUUUACUUUUUCAUUUGGUUAGCCAUUUGGCUUCCUUUCUGUAGUUUAGCACCAUCAGGAAAAUGGUUGUUCUUCCCCCUGUUCAAAAGUCACAAUGUGCCUCUAUUUGGAUUUACAAAGUAAUUGGAAGUUGAAGGAAACGUGUAAUUUUGGAUCCUUGUGGACUAAGCAGUUUUCUCCUUGUUGUUUGGCUUAUCGCCAAAUUCCUACACUAUCCCAGAGUUGUAGUGAUUUAGUUGAGUCACACUUAACAAGCUUGGACAGCUAAUAUGUUCAAGAGUGCUCGGCUUUGAGAGACAGAGGGAAACAACUGUGGAUAGGGACAGCUGCAAUCUGAGAGAGUUCCCGAAAAAUGAAACUACAUAAGUUGCAAUGAAAACAACAUUUAUCUUUGUUUGAUAGGUUUAAUGACUAGUCUCUUGUGGACUUUGCUACCUGAAAAAUAGCCAAAUCCUUCCCAAAGUACACAAGUAUUUGCAGGUUUUCAAUGAGUUCUCUCUUUUGCCUCGUAAAAGACUGGCAACUUCAAAAUCCCAGAAAGAAAGAAAAAAGACAGAAGGCUAUUAUUUGCUGAAAGCAGAUGCUGAAGAAUGUCACACAACAUUUUGGUUUGUUCUGGGACUUGAAUAUGUAACUUCAGAGUCAGAAUCCUUUAACUGGCUUGCUGCAAAUUUUUACUCUGUUGAAGUUAAGUCUUCCAGAGUGGAAAGUACAUUUCCUGCAAGAAUGAGUCCCAGGCCUUUGCAUGGAGCAUAUGCAAAGUGGUUGUUUUGUUUGAAGAUCUGUUUGGUAAAUAGAGGGCUUUGGCAAGGAAGCAAACAACUGACUCUUUGGCAUUUGGAUAAUGUGUGGGGUGAUCAGGAGGAAAUAAAGCUACAAUAGUGUCCCUUGCAGAGCAACUGCAAAUUAGACAGAGCCAUGCUACAAUACAUAACCCAUGCCUAGUUCAUACUCUGCAUUGAAAGAAACUCCAGACUUUAUAUUGGGAAUCACUAUUAAAAUAUACAAAGGAUGGCAAGCUGGAAAUAAAAGCUGUGUCUUCUAAACACAGGAGGCUUUUUCAGGUUUACUUCCAUAAAUUUAAAGGUAGGUUUAAAAAAACAAAAGCCGACACUGUCAAUAAUUAAAAUCCUGUAUCAAAUUGUACAUGACAUUUUAGAACAUAGGCAGCCCAGUUUGUAAUGUUUAUAGUUGAUAUAAGAUGGCUGAUAUAAGAGCAAGUUUACUGCUCAUUUUUAAUUUAGUUACCACACUUAAACCCCACAUUUCUUCCAAGGAUUUGAAGGCAGCAUAUAUAGUUUCCUCCUCUGGUUUUUCCUCACAAAUAACCUGUAACUCUGUCUCACAGAGGCGGAGCUAGCCUCUUUGGCACCUGGAGCGGCACACAUGCUGUGCACCUGGGGGCGGGGCUAGCCGCCCACGGGGGUGGGGCGAGUGUCCUAGGGGGGCGGGGGGCAAUGUCACCCCCCCUCAGGGGUUACACCCAGGGCUGGUCGCACCCACCGCACCCCCUUCCCCUGCCAGUGCUGUCUCAAGGUCACCUAGUGAGCUUUGUGCUUAGGAGGGAAUUUCAGCUUGGGUCUUCCAGUCCUGGCCUAAUACUCUAACCAUUUGAAAGUUGUUUUUCACCUAUAAUGACUUUAUCCAGCCCUGCCAAUAGUUCAGGAAAUAUUUGUCUGUGAUCUGGUCCUGCACCCAGGAGGUGUAUCACUUUUUAAGUACCCCUGUUUCCAUCCAGAGAACUCUUCCUUCAUUAUCUGAAAGUGAGUGAGCUUUGGCUUGAAUAUUCAGGGGAAGUUGUGGGUGCUAAAUCUGUCUGGCCCUUCUCUUAUCUUGGGCAGUCAUAGCACAGCACCUCCUGCCCAUGUGCACACACCACCUACCUUUGCCUGUUUUUUAUUGGUCAAGUUCCCCAUAUUUUCCAAUCAAACUCCCUCCUGAAAACACCGGGGAAAAGGGGGUGGAUUUUAUUUCACAGUGAUAUCACAGCAACUUACAUAAUGCUUUUUCAAAAGUUACCAGGUUUAUUAUUAUCAUUAUUUUAUUUAUUGGUUGCUUUAUACCACAAAGGUCUCAAAGUGACUUACAAAAGCCACAUAUAUAUCUCAGUGAGUUGAGUGCAUGCUUUGCCGGCAAAAGAAGCCAAAUUCAGUCCUGGUAUCUCCUAGUAAGUUAGAAAAGCCCUGUCUCUGAAACUCUGGAGAGCUGCAACCAAUCAGUACAGACAAUACUGAGCUAGGUGGACCAAUAGUCCAAUUUAAUAUAUGGCAGCUUUCUGUUUUCUAUGACUUGACUGAAAAGCAUGUACUCUCAGCUGUGUACCCUCAUUUUGUCUCUGCAGGGAGGAGCUAAUAGCUUGUGUGUAGCAAUGUGGUAGCUUGCCUUGACAUUUAAAUGUGUGUUGCAUUAUGUAUGGUGUUAAGUCAUAUUUUUAGAGUACAGUGUUGCGUUUAUGCAAGGUGGAUAACAGGUUUUGUAAUGAUGGAUAAAAUGCAGACGGUUGUUUCCUAUAACGUCCCUACUUUUGUUCCCGACAGAGAUGUCAGUGGGUCCUGUGUUCACACUCCUUGUUGUUGUUCAGAGCACACGCUGCACUGUAAUACAAUCUGUGAUGGUCAAAAUAGUUUGCAGCUGUGUAGAGACUUGGAAGGUUUAACUAAUUACACAAGCAGCUUGUCCAGCACAGAAAAUCUAUUUAUAAAAUUCAGUUGUAUCCCUUACAGUCUCAUUCACAUUGCAGCUGAGUGACAGGGCCUGGUGCCAAAUCACCUGAGCAUUUUCUGAGGUUAUGUCUGGAUGGUUCCUAACCUGCUUGGCUAGGAUUCCAAAAAAGCAGGCAAUGGUCACUAGAUGCUGUCCUCCAUACAAACACUUGAAACAUCAGCCAGCAGCACUGAAGAGAGAAGAGUUAAGAGGGAAAUUAUUUAAAACAGCAGCUCCAAAUGACAAAGACCCAGAUUGUCUAAAUUCAAAUAACAGCAACCUGCCUUGAUCAGAAUCUCCUGAAUGCUACUAAAGAAUUAUGGGCACAUCUGUGUUCUCAAAAUAAGGAUAUUGUUUGUGCAUGAUGAGUAGCAUUUAGCAGCUGUUCACCUUCCAGCAGUUCAGAGGAGCGUGACAGCAGUGGAAGGACAUCAAGCCCCUGGCCACUAGCCAGUAUUCCAGGAAUUCUGAUGGAACUUUAUUUGCUUCAGUCAGACUCUGGCCUGUUACCUUUUCAUUCAGUGCUGAGUCUCGCUUGCUGCUGUUGGGGGGGGGGGGAGAGUUCUAAGCAUACCUUCUCUGUUCCAGUUGAACUAGGACUGUGGACACAUUCCUCAGGACUCGGCCAGGGAAAUGAGCUUUGCCAGGGCCAGCGUAAUAUUUAUAUUUAAUGUGCAGGAGUAAGAGUGAGAGAGUAAGAUCCACAAAAACCCCUUAGGAGAUUCUGGAUGAAUAGACUAGGACCACAAACUGGAGGGGUGUGGGAAGGUGUGGUCAGUGGAAGGCAGGAUUGGGAACCACAAGGGCAAUCCUUUCAAGAUAAGAAGCAAAAGGGAGUUGGAGCCAAGGUCAGGAGGCACAAAGGUCAGUUCAUUUGUGUGUGUGUGUGUGUGUGUGUGUGUGUGUGUGUGUGUGUGUGUUCUGUUGAGUUUCGCUGAUUCCCCCCCCCCCUUAAAUCAUCUCCCACAGAAGUGGUGGGAGGGGAGAGAAAGGAGAGAUUCUGCAGUUUGAUGAUAGUGUUUUUGUUCUUUGCCUAAUCCCUUCUGGCAGCAUGUUUGCUUUUCUGUACAGCUUUUGCCCCCUUGUUUGGAAAUUAGCGAAUAGCAAAAAUUUCAUCUGCUAGGAAGGUAAGCUUCUCUGUACAUGUCCUUAUGUCUAUAAUGUGUGGAGAACUUGAUGUUCAAAUAAUUCCUUCAGUGUAAAUCCCGUUUGUUCCAAAAUUUGCUACUGGUGUUUCUGUUAAACCUUCUAGUAACACCUACCUGAAGAAUCAUAGUCAUACAAAACACAUGCUAAGGCCGCAGACAAUAACAGUAAUCUGGAACAACUUCGGUAUUGCAUCAGCUCAAGGUUUCAAUCGGCAGAUAAAAUUCCUUUAGUAGGCUCCCUGUCCCAGUUCUGGCUUCAAAAGGGGAGGCAGACAAAGAUGGUCAGGCUGGCAAGCUUUGCUUUAAGUGAUCUAUUUUCCCUGCAGACACUAUUUGGCAUUGCACCUAUUCUUUGUGCGUAACACUGUGGCCUGCAUUUUGUAGAUUUGUUUGUUUUUAGUGGGUUUGUGGAUGUGUGCAUGUUCACCACUUUAUUUAGGAAAUCAAACUCAGAGACCCUGGUCCUUUUCAGCAUCACAUUUGUAUGACAAGGAUGAUCAGACACUAAUUUGAGGGUUAGGCAGGCUACAGGGUUCAUAAACCAGGAAAGGAAAUCAGGCCAAAAGAGCCAGGACAAAAGGCAACAAGACCUUUCUCUCUCAUCUCUUUCAUCACCAUGCAGCAUUGUAGUUGUUGGUGUUCAGAGGUGCCAUUGUGCAAAUUCAAUUUUUAUUUUAGAAGAAAUGUUGAAGGUUGGAGCCCAGAACUCUGAAGACAGGGAAGCACCUGUGUAUCAAAAUGUACAAAUAUAAAUAUAUCAGGAUAAUGAAGAACAAACUGAUGUUUAAAUGGAAUUCUGUAAUAAGCACUGGUACAGAUACUACUAUGGAGACAUUCAGAGAUCAAAGUGAGGCAGAUCCAAUAUAAGACAGGAGAAUCCAGAAUCAGUAAUUACCGGUAAAUAAAACAAUGUUGGGCAAAAAGAUUCCUGAAUUUCAGGGUGUUGGAUAACCCUUGUGGUACCUUCCAACUCUACAAAUCUAUAAUUCUAUGAAAUCCACAGUUUUCGGGGAAUCCUUUUCUGUGUCUCAAAUAAUCAGCUACAGUUUAGUUAGGCAGGUAGAACAAGGCCCAGCAGUUGAGGAAUGAAUCAUUCUGAAAUCAUUGGAACUAGGCAAAUAUGUCCAAGUAUAAAGAUUCUGAUUCUAUUCCCCCACCCAGGAAACUGACUACAUUAGCCUGUGCUGACUAGGUUAAAGGGACACAGCCUGAAAUCCUAUUCACACUUGGGAUAAGCCUCACUGAACCCAAUGGGAUUUAUUUCCAAGUAGCUACACAUAAGAUUGCACUCUGAAGCAGAGUGGUAGAGUGCAUUGUACCACUUGCCAAUAUGUAGUAGAAACCAUUUCUUAAUGUUGGCAUUAAAUACCUCCUGCAAGUAAAAGUGACUAGCAUAUUAUUAAAAAUGGUCACACAAGCAAAAGUACUAUAUAUUAUGUAUAUGAAACCAAUGGUCAUUUCCUAAAGUUUUCUUGUGAUCCAGGCUGGAAAAUAUUUUCCAAUAAAUGUCUCUUUGAGGUAUUGUAGCAUAUGCUGUAUAUUUUCUAUUCUAAUCUUCUCUGUGUUAAGCAAGAAAGGCCCAGGAUAUUAACUUUUAAAUACCAAUUUCAAUGGGAGUACAGCACUUCAAAAAUUCAGGUCUGGAGCAGGUCCCAGGCUUUUUGAAGCCGUCAGCCCAGAGACAUACCCUGGGGCUUCUAGAGCUUGUGCUCAUAACAACAUGCAAUUAAACUAAGGAUUGGUUGUUUGUGAAUCUGGCUGCAUUUCCCUCUGUUUUUCUUAUUACUUAGGCUCUUGUGUGAAUCCUGGUCUUCAAAAGUUGAAGGAGAGGUGAGUGUAAGGCACUAUGCUAUGUGACUUACCUUGUAAAAAACCCCACUCCGCCCAAGAGCUUUCAGUUCAGAAGUUGAUUAAAGGAGACAAGGACAGAAAUCAACGUAUAUUUUCAGUGCUUACUCUGCAUAGUACAGUGGUAUCUCAGGUUACAUACUCUUCAGGUUACAUACGCUUCAGGUUACAGACUCUGCUAACCCAGAAAUAGUGCUUCAGGUUAAGAACUUUGCUUCAGGAUGAGAACAGAAAUCGUGCUCCAGCGGCAGCAAGAGGCCCCAUUAGCUAAAGUGGUGCUUCAGGUUAAGAACAGUUUCAGGUUAAGAACUGACCUCCGGAACGAAUUAAAUACUUAACCCGAGGUACCACUGUACUCACAGACCCCACAGAAAAUAUACACUCGUUUUCCGCCCUUACGUCUUUUUGCAGUGUAGGACAAAGUAGUUGUGUUUAAUUAAUUUAUGCCUAUUGGACACAGUAUGUGGAUAUCUUACUGUAUAUAUACCCCUUAGUGCACUUCAUUCAGUUAUUCUGUAAUCAGCCCUGCAGAUAAGUUGUACAGUGGUACCUCCGGUUGUGGAUGGGAUCCGUUCCAGAGGUCUGGUUGGAUCUCAAGGUUUCCGCAACCUGAGGACCGCUUCUGUGCAUGCACGCGUGGCGAAACCCAGUAAAAUACUUCCAGGUUUGUCGCGCGCGCAUCCCAAAGUUUACAUAACCAGAGGGUUACAUAAACAGAGGUUGGACUGUAUUGGUUAUUCAAAGAUGUAGAGUUGCAUAGGAAUAAGCUUCUGUAUUGGUUUGCUUCGUGGGAUCAAGGACACAGUUCUCCUGCAUAUAUCUUUUCUCCUUAUAUGAAAUAGGACUAUUUUGUCUUACAAUUGCCUUAGAUAGCUGGGUAUUGAUUAUAAAUUUAUUAUUAAUUAUAAUAUCACCAGGCUGUGCUUGUAUGUAGUGUCUUUGCAGGCACAUGUCUCAGAUGUGUGUUCACUCUACAGACAUUUAGUAUUGGAGAUGACAGGAAGCUCUGAGGUGGGGCUGCUAAAUGGUAGCCUGUGUCUAGUUAAAUUAUUUAGGGCAGCCCCCCAACAACUUAGCAUAUAUAUUUUACUGAACAGAAGUUGGCAUUGUCAAGGCCCAUCAUUGUGCUAUUGUGAUCACAGAGCUAUGAUGGGGAACCUGUGGUUCUCCAGAAGUUGUUGGACUCCAGUUCUCAUCAGCCACAAUCCUCAUGCCCAGUGGUCAAGGAAAUGGAGUCCAGUAUCUGGAGGGCCACAGGUUCCUUACCCCAGCAUAGAUAUUUCAGUCUCUCUGCGCAGUCCAGAACAACAAUGGGAAUGCAAAUCUCUCCAUUCCCUAAGUGUGUGUGUGUGUCCUUCUCCUGAGCUGCAGCUACAAAUAAGCUGGGGCCAGAGGGGAAGGCCUUCAACACUGCUUUUUCAUGCAUGAAUAUAUAUCAUAGACAGAAAUAAUAUGUGCCGUAUCCCUAUUUGGACAGGUCCUCAGUAUGUCUGGGUUUGUGGGUCUGCCAUGCCAUGAGGCUCUUGUAGGGCUGGCUGAAGAAAGGUUGGCUACCCUUGUUCUAGUUAACAGUAUUUAUUCUAUAUUUUUGCAGAACAGGAAUAUAUAUAUGCCUAACUAAACAGACUCUGGUGUAUUUUGAUGAUACCUAUUUACAAAGGCAACAGACACUUUGUGAAACUGGCUGCAGUUAUAUUUACCAUGGUUUCUCUGUAAUUUUCCUGACAAUGUGCAUGAUAAGUGUGGGCAUAUAUAUAAUUGCUUGCUUUAGGGGUUUCAAAUUAUAGCUUUUCCUGGUUUUGGCAGAAAAUCCAGACAGAGAGUAUCAUGAUGUUGGAAAUAGAAUUUGUUUUCCUCUAGGAACUGACCAUAGCAGCUGGUAAAGUUGUAUGGCGAAAUAAAGUGUUCAGAGAGAGCACAAAUUUGAAGACCUUCUGGGAGCAGCCUUUCUUAAAUCUCAGUGUUCAUAUAUUUAUUGUUCUAGGAAAGGGACAAGACUUGACCAGGGGAUCCAAAUGAAAGCAGAUGCAGGUUAGAUGUUUUGCUAUAUUAUACGGCAGCAUAUUUAGAACACUGCUAAUAUACUGGAUGAGAGGAUUGUGCCCUUACAUCUUGUCUCUUACUAAGAGAAUAAGCACCAGCGUUGGAUAAAUGCUAGAAACUGGAAGACAGGUGUUCACUAGUUCCACCAGUUUGAAACAUUAUGGUACCUCAGGUUAAGUACUUAAUUGGUUCCCGAAGUCAGUUCUUAACCUGAAGUGCACUUUCCCAUUGAAAGUAAUGGAAAAGUGGAUUGAUCCGUUCCAGAUGAUGAAAAACACCCCCUAAAACAGCAAUUUAACACAAAUUUUACUGUCUAACGAAACCAUUGAUCUAUAAAAUGAAUGGAAUAAACAAUGUACGGUACUAUAAAAUAAAUAAGACAGUAUUGGAGAUGAAAAAAUUAACAUUUUUUUUCCUUACGUGCACUGAUGGUAGUCAUUGUUUGGAUGGGGGGCUUUUAUCCAUUUUUGCAGUCACACAAUCAGCCAGAAGCUGAACUGGGCUCCACACGAUCCCCAAAACAAUGGCAGAAGGCAGAGUCCCCCAGAAGUCCCCCAAACGAAGGAGCAAAGCAGUGACAAACACACAAGGCAGACUCACAUAAACAAAUCUCAAAAUCCCUUGCAGAAUCCCAAAAUUUUCCACUCCCCCCCCCAAAGGGUAGGUGGGCUUACCUGGCUAGGUGCCACCCAUCUUGCUACAGCUGGUGGUGGGGCAAGGGCUGGCGAAGGGCUUUUCGGCCCAGGCUCAUCUUUGUUUUCUUAACAGCUUCACUGCUCUUGGUCUUUGUUAGGUAAGUGUUCCUUACUUAACUUUGGGGUUGGGAUGCAACCUUCUGGGCAUCCUGCGGAUGUCGGGCCUGGUUCUGGGCAUUUGCGGAGGCCUUGGAGAGCAUGGCUGGAGGCUGAACGCAGAGCCUCCGUAGGCCCUGCGGAUGUCCAGGCUUUGCUCCAGGCAAAAAAACGUAACUCGAGGCAUUCGUAACCAGAGGUUCCACUGUACUGUGUAUCCUUGGAGUCUGAGCCACAUUCUUUGGGAGCUUUAUCACUUAGUGAAGCAUUAUAAGAUUCUGCCCACCCUACUUCCAAUCUGUUAAUUUGACUACUGUCUCUGAACCAGUGCGGUUUUUUUGUCUGUGUAUUUUAAAAGACAUUUACAUGUAAAAAAAACCCUAUUUAUUAUCUCGGGCAAAAAAAGCAAAAGAACCUUCAUUAGCUUCUUCCUGACUAUAUCUUUAAACAACAUUGGCAAGACUAUGUCUCCAAAAUAGUACUAUCUAGAUUUCUAGGUUCUCCCAUUUUAAAUGUUUUUCUUACGUUAGUCCUGCUUUCCCCUUCAUUAUAGGGUUGAGUUUUUUUAGGAACUUGGGGCGACUGCAAAGGUUAGAUGUCUAAUUUAGGAACCCAUCUUUAAAUGUUAAUCCAUCUGUAGCUCUCUGCAAUUGUUUUACAACAGCCUGUUCCCAAAAAAGCAAAUCUGGAUGUCUGUGUGCACCCUUUUUACUUCCCAGCCCACUAUACUGCUUGUUACUUACUUGAGGAUGUUGUAGUAGUUCCUAAACUGCAGUUUACUAUAUUGUAUAGCACUGAUUGUAGUAAAUUUUGUUUGCAGAUCUUCUUGCAUUUCUGCUGCCAUGUAGGUGUCUGCUUAAAAUACUUCUGAAAUAAAAGUCUACUGUGCUUCUCUGAUGGGACUAUAUUGUGUAUUCAAACCAUAACAACGGAGUGUGAGAUGAAGAGAAUGGAGAAGUAUAGCUAGGUUUGCACAUCCUUGAUAUCACCGAAACAUUUUCAAAAUACGUGGGAUACACUGAAAAGCCACAAAUGCCAUCGAGUUUUCUUGUAAGAAGAACAAUUGCCCUGCUGCAUCAAAUGGGAGAUUUGUCUGUUGUUAUUACCACCAUUUUCUAUAUUUAUAUAAUACUGGCUCUCUGGGCUGCACACAAUAUUAAAAAACAACACUAUAUUAUAAAAAUACAAUUAGCAGCAUAAAAUACUUCAUCAGAAAGAAGCGUAAAGACAGCUGACUAAAAGACACGGAACACCAAGCACGAUUCAUAACAAUAAGACUUUUGUGUGUGAGGGGGGAGGUGGCAAUUUCAGCACCAGGGCACCACCACCAAGAAGGCCCUCAUCUUAGUACUCACUCAUUUUACUUCACUUGGGAAGUGCUUCUGGAACAGAACCUAGAGAGGAUCUCAUGAUGUGGAUUAAAAAAAUGGUAUUUCAGGUAUCCUAGUCCCAAUUUCUUAAGGGCUUUUAAGGCGAAAACCAGCGCUUUAAUCUUGGGCCCAGAAAUGAACUAGAAACUAAAGCAGUUAGUGAAGCACUGGUGUCAUAUGGUCGCAUAGCCCAGGCCCAGUUAACAAUCUCACAGUUCUGGUUUGGGCCCGCCGCACUUUCCAGACAGUGUCCAAAGUGGCCUCAUGCAGAGCACAUUCCUAGUCUGCUUUCUGUUUCCAAAGCAACCAUCCAAAUGCUGCUUGAACCUUGCAAGCAAGGCUUCAAGUCACUGGUUACCCUUUGUUAAUCCAUAGAUUGCAGUUUGCUGUUGGCAUGGCAGUGCAAAGGACAAUUUUUUAAUUUGUAGCAAAAGUGUGUCAGAACUAACCUACUGGGUAUGCGUUUCUGAAACAUUCCAUUUCAUAAAUACUGUACAAGCAGCUAUUGUAGAAACAGCAAAGAAACCUCUGGCAUAUCAGCAUUUUUUAUUUAAUUUCCCUUGUGAUUUCAGAGAGCAGUCCAUCUUGAGCACACCAUUCGUGGUCCUUGGAUUACUGUUUAAGAAUUACUGGUGCAUUGCACGUGUAAUUUCACCUUAUUUGCAAGGGACAAAGCAGAGUGUUUCCUUCUUAUAAUCAAUUGUCUGUACAGAGUUCACCUACAAAAGCAAAUCAGUAAGCAUUCUGAAGGGUUACAAACACAGCUGCUGAAACCUUGGAAUUCUUGGUUGCAAGUAAAAAAUAGGUAUAAAAGGAAAAUUCCUGGAUGCCAAGAGCAAAGUUUGGGGCAAGUACUCUUUGGUGAGAGAACCCCAACAGAGAUUAAAAAUCACAAAAUAUGCAGCAAAGUAAAGCAUGGAAGUAUAGGUUGUUAGACCUUUAAAAUAUGCCCUUCCAAUAUCCAAAUUUUGCUCUUCCCCAGCAAAAGACCAUAUGUUUGGUAAGUUAAAAAUGAUAAACUUACAAACUCCACAAAGGUCAGAUUCAUGUGCUUUUCUAUACAGAAUCAGAAUAAGUUGCACAGGCAGGAGAACUUGACUUGGUUUCAGUGGUGAGAGAGCCAUGCAUUUUGAGCUUGGAACAACCAGCUCAGACCUCCUCACAUGUUGAGCUUCUCAGGUAGACGAAAAGGGAACAAAGGCUUGAUUAUAGUACCUCCCAGGGUGAGCUCAGCCUCACAGGACAGCUUACUCCUGUAUGGCUUUAACCUGUUCAUGCAUUAAUUAGACUUAAGCAUGUUGGUUAUAUGAGGCUGGUUAUCCCACAGGAAUGAUGUACAGUAAUGAAGGGAGAAUCUGAUAAGUUUGCAACGCAUGGCUUAGCAGGCUUUGUUUCCAAAUUGUCCCGUUUUUUUCUCAUGAGCAAGGAGAAGCUUGCAGCUGUAAGCUAAAUCCGGUAUUUAGAUUAGCUGGAGGAUUGAAAACAAUAGGCUCACCUUUUUAUUUCUCUUCUGCAAAAUAACUUCUAAAGCAAUAUAUUCACCUUAAAGGAUCUCUUAAGGUGGGAGACAGCUUCAUCCAUGAGAGGCCUCUUCAAGGUACUUUAAUGAGUAUUCCCACUCUACCAAUCUCUGUUAAGACACAAAUAAGUAAAUGUGAAUCUUAAUUAAGUCACUGUCUCAUCUGCAAAACUUAAGUGACAAAGCCUUCAUUUUUAUCCUUCUAAGCCAGGCUUUGUUUGAACUGCUCACUUUCCAAACUUCUGCAUUUAGCAAACAUAUUGCCCCACUGGUGUGGUAAGUCAUUAACAAGGAAUGCUUAUGUUUGCUGGGUGACGUAUCAUGUUGUAUCUAGCUUUUUCAUAUACCAUCUGGAGGCUCUCAAUCAAGAGUAUAUUUAAGUCAAGGAAAAGCUUUUUCAUUUACUAAAGGAGGAAGGACAUAGUUGGAACAAGAACAAUUGCUAAAUUGGAAGCACUUGGUUUGGUGUGGUGUGUAGGGGGCAUAUCCAGAUGUUAAUAUUUUUUAUUUUAAGAAUUAUUAACAUGAAUGUGUGAAUUGUCUAGAAAGUGUUGGGUGGGUGGCGAGCACAUUGCUCUCUGGAUCUAUUAAAAGUGUGGAGCACAUUCUCAACUAAAAUGAGUUAAAGAGACCUGCCUUUGAGUAACCACAUCACUCUUUUGUUCUGCUUAUAGAGCUACCUAAAUCCUAGUUGUAAAGUGGAGAAAUAUUCAAAGCUGGUUGGGAAGUUCUUUUGCACUCCCUCUUUGCAGUUCAUCUGGCAGUUCUACAUGCUUGAACAAUGUGAUCUGUAGUCCAGGAGCUUGUGGAUCUUGGCCCACAACAUUACUGUUCUCUGAGGCUCUGAGAAUACUUACUGAGACGCCUUGCUCACAUUACUCAACUUGUGCAAAUUAAAAUGCCAGGUGGACAUUCACAAGUGCAGAAGAAGGUGGCCCCAAUCUGAAUUGGCUCUCACUCUUCAAAUAUCCUCCGGCUCUCAUCAAACCUGGAUCAUACAAAGUUGGCAUGCUUUGAUCAAAUGCCUGAGUGCCAUUGGGUGUUAUAUUUUGUUUUUGUCUUGCUCAGGAAGUUCCCCAGUAGCAAACUGUCCAGAGCUGUGGUUUAUUUUGACAGGCUGUAGCUUAGUGGAAAGAAUUUUUAUAUUUAUGAAUGCAGAGGAAAUGCCUGAGAUCUAUAAAACAACACAGAGAAAAGAGACAGUACAAAUGGCUAUUUGGCUUGUGAUGUAACAGAAGUUUGAUUCAGGAACCAAAUGAAUCAAUAACCCAACUCCUUCAAUUAAUAGCCAAGCUUGUUACUAAAUUACUGAAUGAGAGGGGAAUUUGACAGUUUGCCCCAUAAAAUACUGAGCAUCGGAUAAAGAAAGAGUUUAUCCUAAUUUAUUUAGUAUUCCUAUAUUUUAUUUUAAAAGGAAGUCUUAAUGCACUAACAUUCAUAGUGCCUUAUGCAUUUAGGGACAGGUUACAUAUUUUGUCAUGAUUUUGCCUUCGUUUCAAUUUCUGUUGUUACUAAUGCAAUGGUAACUGCCUUUGGGUGUACCAAGAUAAAUGUUUGUUUCUGAGCUAGAGUAAUUAUAUAUUGGUGUGCAAAGAAUGUUUAGGCAGAAACUGCAGAGAACAGCUGGCCCUGAAUUAUGUUGUAUUAAGCAUUUCCCCUGAACUUAUUUUCUGUUCUAAACAUGUUUAAUCUUUAGAAUGUAUGAAAUGGUUUCUGCUAUUUCCUUUCCUUUCUUUCCUCAUACAGGACCUUGUUUAUGAAGGUCUUUUAGCCAUUUCUAGCUUCAUCAGAGGAAGAAGAGUUGCCGUCAUUAAUGUGCAUCCUACAAAUUCCCCUUCUUCACACAGCAAAGUCAGGGCUUUGAAAGAGUAAGGAGCAGCGGCACUUUAGGGAACUUUAGGGAAGUACAGAGAGUCACAAUAAUAUUUUAUUAUUCUCUUGGUUUUUUAAUGAUGGGAAGGAAAACCUAAAUCCUGAAGGUAAGUUAAGCACAGUUUAGAUCAUUAAAUAAAAUUUAUGUGGCCUAAAACACUUUUCUUCCACCCAGAUGUUUGGCAGAAGUUGCUUUACAACUUUGUAACUUGUGGGCCAUGACCAUGUCCAUUUUAUAAAGUAGUGGCUGUCUUCUAUAAAUAUUCACAUUUUUAUUACUUGGUUGGAAUCUACACACGCAUAAAAAACGCUGUGAAAAUGCUUUUUAAAAAAACAUUUUGAAAAAUAUAUUGAAUUUUGCAUAGCUCACUUUCGCCAUCUAGUGUCACAUUUGUAUAUUGCACUUUACAACCCAUUUAAAACGUUUUAUUUGCAGCUGUGUAACUGAGUCCUUAGUUUCCAGAUGUGGUUCCUUGCCCUGAAUAUAACUUCAAAGUUUGCUUUAAUAAGCUAGGAUCAAACUGGUUUCAGAUUCUGAAACUAUCUUCUCUAAGAACAAAUCACAACUCUCCUACGUUCAGCUGUAAGAUGGAACUGUGAUUUGUUUUUAAAGUGAAAGCAUGAAAGGGGGAGAGUGGAAGAAAUCUGAAUGAUCCUGAGGCUCAUUGCAACUUGCUCCCAAAUCAUAUAAACCAUGGUUUAUGUGAUUGUCUGUACCAGCCCAGAAGAUCAGUUCCAGCCAUAUGAGUCAUCUUUGUAUAUGAUCAGUCAAGGUUAUUAACAUAUGAGUACUAUUUUGAACAAAACUAGCAAGAAGACUUGUAGAAGACUUCCCUGCAAUACAUUUUAACCAUGGGAGUGACCUGGUGCAGUACUAUUUCUGAAUACUUAAAUUGAAAGCUCCUCUUUUGUUUCCUCUCUCUUCUGCGUUAAGCUGCAUGAGUUAGAAUGAGGAACACACAAAUUUCUUUCCAAUGAACAUUCUUGAAACAGUUCUGAUAAAUCCAUAGAUUUCUUUAUAUUACAUCAUACUGUACUAUCUUUUGACAGGGCUAGGAUUUAGAUUGCAACUUCAUGGCUUGGACACGUUAUCUGAAAGCCUGUAGAUUUCUUUACGGUUUAGGUGCUUAUUUCUCAUUCUCUCAGACUCCUGCCAGCAAUUUUCUUUGUUUUGUCUUUAAUGGUAGUGGAAUUGUGUGUUUUUGUGAACAAUUGCAGUACAUUGUCUAAGGCUAUAAUCCAGUGUGCACACUUGGGAGUAAGCUUCACUAAGUACAGUGGAAUUACUGGCAAGGAAACAUGUAUAGGUUUGGAGUUCACAGCUUUUCAGUUUCUCAUCUCUUCAAACUUACAGCACAAACCUAACCAUGUCUUUUCAGAAGGAAGCCAUAUUGAAUUCGCUAACCCACAGAGAAGUAGGAUUGCUGCCUUAGAUUGUUAGAUUCCAGUGCAGAUUUCCUAUUCCUUAGUUCUUCUUUACACAUAUAGUGGUACCUCAGGAUGUGAACGGGAUCCAUUCCAGAGCCCCGUUUGCAUCCUGAACGGAACGCAAGAUGCAUCUGCGUGUGCGUGGGUCGCGUUUCGCUGCUUCCGCGCAUGCGUGUGACGUCAUUUUGAGUGUCUGCGCAUGCGCAAGUGGCGAAACCCGGAAGUAACACGCUCCAUUACUUCUGGGUUGCCGCGGAGCGCAACUCAAACACGCUCAACCCAAAGCACAUUCAACUCGAGGUAUGACUGUACAUACACCUGGAGGGGGGAAAAGAAAGAAUACAUAAGAUACAUGCUCACCCACGAUACCUACCCCCACCCCUUCCCCUUCCCUGCUGACAAAAUCAGCAGCCCCCUCCCUUUGGAGCUCGCCAAAUAAGCUACCCAUAGAGCUUGCCACCUAUCUGCCUCAGUUUCCCCUCUCCACUAAACUUCUCCUAGCCCUCCAAUGCUGCUUUGAUGACCCAGCAGCUCUCAGAAGGCUGUUAUAACGCUGUUGUUUGCUGAGCCACCUAUUGGUAGCCAAGCAAACUGUGAUGACAGCCAUACCUUUUUAUUAUAUGUAAGGUUUUGUGUGUGUGUACACACACACACACAAAAAUAAAAUAUGGUUUGUCAUGACCCUUGUUAAAUGUUUCAUUGUUUUUAACCUGUGAACACGGAAGUGAACAUUGGCCACCAACUAAACCCUUGUGUUAGAACUGCCUCUGCGGUCAAAGGUUAAUGUAGCCAGGAGAGGAAAACAAGCUAUAGUUAGCAACAAUGCAAACAAACUUAUGGAUGAAUGCCAUUGGAAUAGUUUUUGAAGUUGCUUUCUAUAGCAUACCCCCCUAGCUGCAAAUAUUCCAUCCUCCCUCUUUCCCAGGAAAUAACAAUGCUUCAAAUGACAGGUUUUGUUUUUAGAGCCAAAUUCUUGCCAGUUUUGCUCCUGGCCAGAGCACAAUGCUGUGUCUCAAAUUGUUUCAUCACAUAACCAUUAUAUGCUUGCCAUUUUUUCAUUUUUAGGUAGAGGUAGUUUAGUUUUUUUUGUCCUUUCCGCACAUUACUCUUUAAUUGUGAACAUUUCGUUUAAAACCUCUGAAGUAGAUCUCCCUCUGAAAGCACAAGUUUUUGCUAUUCAGUCAAGGUGCAUGCUUUUGUCAGCUCCUCAACCAAGAGUUUGGACAGUAUUAACCUUUUGUUUUCCUCAGCCUUAAUUGCAGUAACACUGGCAGGUGUGGGGCUGCCACACUUCUGUUGAAUAGUGAUGGAGAUGAAUUGAGCAAUCCACUAUUUUUUUUUGAAAUAUAUAUUUUAAUCCAAACUAUCCUGUUAAAUUUUAUAGCUCCAGAUCUUACACCCUACAAUUAUUUUCAUUUUAGGACAUGACACGCACCUUGUUCUAUCUUAGUUAUAGGUAUGGAGAAUCAGAACGUAUGUUUCCUGACAAAGUUUAGGAAUCUAUUUACAUUGCUUCCCCUGCUUGACCUUGGUCCCAACACCUCAGGGUUUUGUUUUUUUUAAUCUCUUCAUUUUUGUGUAUAUAAGCAUUCUCUGGGUUUUAUAUUCCAAAAUUUAAGGUUUUUUUACUCUGCGCUUCAGAACAGCUUACAUAUAUAAGUUCAGUAAACAAGACAGUUGCCACCCCACAGGCUUACAGUCGAAAUGACUCAACACAAAAGGAAGACACGUGGAGGGAAGAGGAAAAAAGCAAACUUAACCACCAGUUAUUAAAUUUGCAAAAUUAUUCUAAGAGCCAGUUUGAACACAAAUAAUCCAGAGGGAGAAUAAACAAAAUUCAGUUGGUCUUUGUCCUGUUUCCUCCCUCUCUCUGCUGCAUCUGGAUGGAAUGGCAUUUCCAGAUUAUUUCUCAUCCCUGACUGGUUCUCCUUUCCCAUUAAAGUCUGUCCAAUUUUAAAUAAAAGGUAGAAAUACUGAAAUGAAUGUCUUUACAGUUAUACUUAACAAAUGGACUCAAGGAAAAAACCAGGUCAUUUUCCCCAAGAUGUUAGAGGUUGAUUACAGCCCUUCUCUGAGAUGAACUAACGAAAUGUGAUACCAUUUUUUCCUAACCAUUUUUUAUUCAUAUAGUGUAUGAGAUUUUCAAUGCCUGGCAUAGAAAAACAAGAGAUUAGUGCAGCAAAUAGAAUAGUGGCUUGAACAAUAUAUUAAGUAGCAGAUACAGUUAAUUGCAUGGGGUUAGAGUUUUAUCCUUCCCGCAACCAUCUCCAGAUUUCACCUGGGAAUUGACCAGGCAUUUUUGGCCUAUGCAGAUGGUCUAGUAGGGGACUUAUGUUGCACUUCUCAACAUCUUCCAGCAUGAUUGUUGGAAUUUUACAUCUGUGAAGACGACAGGUUUUGCAUCGAUUACCUCUCCUGCCCUGGUGUGCUUGGCUCUCUUGAUAGGUUGUAAACACCAUAAACAUGAUAAAUUUGAAUCCUAAGUUGUUAACAUCCCCUUAAAAUACUAGUGUUUUGUAUGAUUAUUUUGCAAAAGCGUAAUUCAAACUAUAGUUUGACCUGUCACAACACAAUACUGGCAGCAAUGCACUGACUUGGCGAGGUGGUAAUGGAUAGUAAUUCGUCAAUGGUCUGUCUCUGGGUACUCCCAUCAAAGUUUUUUAAACCCCUUCUUUUCACUGCUUUUGUGGUUGGUAGAUUAGAAUGUAGGCAUCCUUUGCUAUUGUUGAGCGACUAAAAUAAACGAGGAAAAUUCUAAAAAUCAGAGGAAAGUUGGAAAUGGCUCCCCUGCUUUGCUAACUUUUAAAAGGCUUCACAGAAUGUGAGACAAAUUGUUCUUGUGCUCUUUUAUAAUCAUCUGAUUCUUUGUAACUCUUCCGAGUUGGAAAACCAGCACCACAGGCAUAAGUAGCAGACUCUGUGCUACUUUCUUUAAAAAAAAAAAAAUCAAAGAGCAAGGACAGUAAAACUAAAUUAGGUGCUUAUAUUUUGUUUUCUUUUUGUCCUCAUGAUUUCUGACAUUCGUCUUUUCACAUUUUUCCAAUUGGCAAGACUUGAAGGAGGUCAGAAAAGGGAGAAAUGAGGUCAUUUUGAGAUAUUACUGAAUCCUCUGUGAGUUCUCAUUGUGCUUUGGUUGCUUUCCAGCAUUGCGAGUUUGUACUUGUAACUUGGAAAAUCUUUGGCCUAGUUCUCACAAACUAACGAUAAAGAGGUAAACCUGUGUCCUAGACGGUACUGCUUUAGCCGCCAGUUGAGGACUAACAGGACUGAAUGCUUAUUCAAACAAAAUAAUUCCCUGCAUGAUAGACUGAAUAAAAUUAACUGUUUAGUUUACAAAUGUACACCUACUUGUAUCUACAUUGUGAUGUUGAUGUAUCAUGUAAUGUUCUUAUUAGAAACUAUCUAUCUAUCUAUCUAUCUAUCUAUCUAUCUAUCUAGAAAUCCUCCGCAGAUAGAAAGCUAACCUAAGAGACAGAAGGCUAAGCUAGAACCCCUAGUCAAUGUGAGAAGGAGUCAUCCAUUAUUACAUUUCCUCCUUUGGCUGCCCCAUGUUUUCUUUAAUAUAGAUGAAAUUGCCCUCAGAACUUGGUUUGGGGCAAAGGGAUGGUCUUAUUAAACUAUUUUCACCACCAGCAAUUCUGGGGUUUACUAAGACCCUCUUCUCAACUGACUUGACUGGAAGCAUUCGCUAGGCUAUAAAUCUUCUGCUGCAGUAGCUAAGAUCCAAAGAUCUGUUUAGGAUUAUGCAAAAUCUUUCCCCCCACUUUUAAACAUUUGUCCCACAUAUGCUUUUUGAAAUUGUCUUUAGUCCGGGGGGGGGGGGAUCACUCCUAUUCAGAAAUAUCAAUUCUAACAUUGUUUGCCUUACUUCAUGUUCACAGAACUAGUUUUACAGUACUUCAGAUUGUGGCCAUUGGAUGGCACUUCCCACAGCUAUCAUGAAUACCAAUGGUCAGCUAGCCACCUGCUCCAUAUUAUACAGCUGUGAGGAAAGAAACAUAUGGGCACAGUGCCAUGUAUAUACUGUGUGCUGUUUAGUGUGCCAGCCUGCUUCCACACGGAUCUGUUUCCUCUCCCACACAGACAUCUGGUAUCCCUGCAUCCGUACUCCAUGUGUCACAAGAUUGGGUAGAUUGGUUGAGAAGUGGUCAUAUGCAGUGCUGUGUCUCAGCCAUAAGAUUGGGCCUCAUGAUCUGCUGGGUCAAAAAAGUGUAUGAACACUCUGCGCCUUAUGACUGUCUAAAGGGGAAGUGGUGCUGGUAGAUAGGGGAAGUUUUUACACAAAGUAUUCUCUACAAAUUAGUGAUACCAAUGUUUGUACCUAAUGAGAUUUAAAAAAUAAUAAUACUGGCUACUGUUAAAUACAGAUAUUUUUUCUUUUCUUUUCUGUAGUGUGAUGCUUGCAACCAGUUCUUCCUUUUAUCUUGCCACAGAUAACAGCGCCUUGCAAUUAGCAUGUUGGAAAGCUUAACGCUGGAUGAUGCAAGAGAACCAGUCAAAAACUAAAGCUGCUUAUUGGACCUUAAAUAGCACGUUAUACAAACAUAGUAGAUUCCUGUUUGCUGCUAGGCAUGAUUCAUGGUCCACAUUCAUGCCAGUGCGGAGAUUAUGUUGCUGCGCUUUGCAGUCUGAUAUUUAAACUAUGAGAAUUCAUAAAAUCCUCUUCAUUCUAAGGCCAGCUGUGUCUGCUGAGUGGAAAAAGUACUUGGGCUUCAUUUGAAAGGGGGUAUAUCAUCAUAGCAAGCUCCUGCAAAUACCUUGUGAUGACAUGCAAAGGAUUAUGAAUAACUAAGCGAAGUCAAGGAGUUAAAAGCCGUACAAGGUACUGACCUCUUGUCCACCAUCCCAUUUGCCACCAUGCAAACCGAUUUUUCUGGCAGCGGGUCCUGGCACCAGAUCAUUCUCUGGAGGACUACUGACUGGAAUUUGUUUUCCUAAGCGGUAUUCUAGGCUCCCAGGCUGCUCUCUUUUCAAGUCUCUCUUUGGUUUGGUGGGUAUAACUUGAGUGUGUAGUCUGACUAGCUGAGCAGACAUUGGGGUUUGGGGUUUCUGGAAAACAUGUCAAAGCGCUCAGUUGAAACUGGGGGUAUGGCUGAAAAGGUUACUCCUGAACGAAGUGUCUUUUUGUGUAGAUCUUGGAAGAAAUGGCGUUUAUAGCAUAAUUAUAGAGGCAUAUAUUCACUGGAGCAUUUUGUGCUCCUGGUUUGAUAUUUUUAGUACAGAAGCAGAAGCACAAAAAUUGUCAGAAGAAAGCAAGUCCUAUAUUAGGCAGGAUUUUGCUUUCCCCUGUGCUUCUUGGACUCAGGUUGAAUGCUAAAGGAGAGCAGAGCUCUGAUGUGGAUACAGCAACAGUCAAACUUAAACUGAGCCCUGUGAAGGAGCAGCGGCUCUGUCCCAAUUGUAAAGUCCACCAUCAUUGAAAGGUGUUACAUCCUCAGGCUGGAGUGAGAACCAAUUAUUCACUGAACCCUCUGAGGAGGAUUAAUAGUAGAUAGAACAGCCUUGCACAUAAUUAUUUAGGGGGACAGCCUCUCACAGGCAGGAUUAAACUAGACUUUAAAAUACAGUAUGGCUUAAUGAACACAAGUGCUUUGUGCCUUCCUUGCUCUUGACUGUGCUGUGCAGGGAGGGAAGAAGACUGGAGGGGUGUCAUGUGGAGGUGUGUGUGCCAGAGGGCCCUGGGUGCACAAAUUUCUGAGGGCAUGAACCAGGCACCUUCACCUGGGUGCUCCUCUCCAUCCGCCAAGGGUCUCGUCAGCCAGUCAGGUUCCCCAAUGCAUGGGUGGGCAGGCAGUUUAGCGCAGCCAUGCUUUCCUCUGGUUGGGGUAGAGUUGCUCCGGCGGCAUCCGUGGCAAGGGCUGGGCAGACGUCCCCCCGUCCGGUGCACGAGCCCCUCGCCUGGUUCACACAAGCCGCUGGACAGUCUGACUUGGCAUUCAGUUUGCAUUAAAUGUGAACCCAGGUCUUUGCAGGUUCAUGAUUUUGUUUCCUCCAAAUAAACCAAUGAGAAAUUGUGGCUUCUUGUGGUUUGUUUGGAGAGAAACAAACCAUGAGUCCGGUUUCAGACAGAACAGAAAAGACAGACUCCAACUUGCUCCCGGUGUGUUUCCUCUGCCAUGCAGCACAGUCAGGAGUAAGGAUGGAGCAAAUGCUUAUUAAACCAUAAUUUAUUUCAAACUAUUGUUUAACCUUAUGUGCGAACCAGCACACUGCCUGCUUUGCUUUACUGUGGAGGUGGUGAGGGUGUGGCUCCUCCCAACCUCAGCAGUGUAUUAAGUCUAGAAGAGGGUGUGCGUUGAGCUUGCAGCUCCUGGGGCAGGAUAUUCAUAUACUGUCUCCCCGGUGAGAGAGGAAUAUGUGGAGUUUACCAGUCAAGGGCUCACCAUAGUUAUUCACCUCUUUGCCCUGGCUUUUUGACACUUAUUUUUAGGACCCACCUUAUUUUGGUGAUUGUAAGUUGUUUAAAACCAUUUUUGAAAUUGUGUUUUAACGUUGUAACCCAUCCAUCCUGGGACCUUAGGGUGAAGGACAGGCAACAAAUAAACAACAACAAUGCAGGAGAAUAGCAAAUUGCCCAAUAUUUACCCUUAAUCCAGCUGUGCAUUGCAAUUUGAGACCUGUAAAUAAAUAGCUUGCGGAAACUGUAAAAUCUACAGGCCAGCAAUAAAAGGUUGGAUAGGCAUCUGCUAGGAAUCUUUUAAGUAGCGCAGUGUCUGUUCCAGUUCUCUCAUUCCUUUUUUGUGGACCAUUCUAGCAUCUUCAGAAUGAUGUUAAAUGCCAAAAGUGUGACAAAGAAAGCUGGAGAUGACAGUGCAGGAAAUAACACUCACAGACUCACUAACCACUUUAUAGGCAAAGCAUUAGACCUGGUGCCUGGUCAUUGCUACAUGAUGUGAUUAUCUAUCCCACAGAGCAUUUGGCUGAUUUAUUUCUUGUUCAUACAGGCUCUAGUCCUGGAGCAGGUGGGGGAGGGGGAGAGAAGAGAGCUCAUUGCAAGGAUAUUAAUAGCCCUUAGAUCAGUUGGUUUCUUUUAAGCACAUCUGGGUUAUUCCGUACAUUAAGGCUUCCCCUUUCUGAGUCACUACCCUCAGCCAAACGAUUGCACUUUCUCUUUGCAAAGUUACUCAUUCUCCAGGCUUCUUGUAUCAAUCAGACUGUAUCCAUAGUUUUCACCAAAUAAGGUUUUAGAAGAUUAUAAAUUAAGCAAGGGGGGGGAGGGAAACCAUAGAUAAGGUCACUUUAAAUGAUACAGGUUCAUGAACAUAAUAUGCAAAUUGUUUCUAGCAGGAGAACAAACCUUUAUUUGGAAUAUUUUAAUUGACAUGAUAGUAUGCAUUUAUUAACAAUAUUUCUAUCCCACCUUUCUGCCCAAGCAUUGGCCUCCUGAGCAACUUACAUUAAAUAUAAGAUUUUUGUUUAAAUAAGAAGGCAGAAGUGACUGUGCUCCAUCUGCUGCUCUUUAAAAGGUCUGUAGUAACUAGAUGGGGAAAUAGUGUUUGUCCCCAUUGGAAGUGAACUACCCAGCAACCAAGGCCAGGCAGCACCAGAUAUUUUUGACCCUGGGGCUGAGUCACCUCCUUUUGGGGCAGCUGCAUAGACUGAGGCUACUAGCUCUUCCUGGCAGUAAGGGUGCUUCAAGCAACUGGUGGACUAUAAUGUUAACUGUUUGCUCCCAAUGUCUAUACCUCAGAAUUGUGUCUAUCUGUUUACUGAAAUUGAAUUUGGUUCCUUUUCUGCCUCCUUCUGCAAAGCUGAAGAAACACAGACCCCUGUGUUGCAAAAUGUGACAAUCUACAAAAAAUGCAAACACGACACGCUGGCUAAUAACUGUUAGUAAAUAUAUAAUCGGUAUGAUGUCAUUCAAAAUAUACGAAUAUAUACAUACUAGUGAAGAUCUUACUAGUGGAUCAGUGCUCACUGGAUAAUUAUGUAUAUUUCAUUGAUAAUUAUUCGCUGAUGAAGACUUUAUUCCAAAACAGUUGAACUAUUCUGGAUGCACUGUCCUUUUGAAACUUCGGAGAGACGUCUUCCUUUGAGAUUUUUGUGAGAGGUCUUCCUUUGAGAGACAGUUUGGCGUUCCUUGCUAUUCAUUGGUUGUUUGAAUCUUUGUAUGACUCUGAUACAUAAAAUAACUUGCAGUUACUUGUAUAUUUUGUGAGAUGUGUUGUAUGAUAUAUAUAUUGUUUUGAAGUGGCUUAUUCAUACAUUUUGAAUGACAUCAUACCAAUUAUAUAUUUACUAACAGUUAUUAGCCAGCAUGUUGCGUUUGCAUCCUUCUGCAAAGCUAGCAGAUAUUUGCAAUAAAAGAGGCAGCUUUGAAUGGUUCUUGAUAUAACUUGCUUUGUCCUAAUAUCCAACAUUAUCAUGCGUCUUGGGUUUUUGGAGUGAUGCAUGCAUGUUGUUCUUUACCCAUGUAACUUGAACACCUUUACUAAAUCACAGUCUAGUCCAGGCUUUUGUAGUUAGUCACUUACCUGAUCUACUUUGUUGAAUAAAAAAUGGACUCGUAUGGAAAGAAAUAAGAAAGGUAGCAUAGCAGUGUGGGGAGAGAGUAGCUGAGACAAGGGAAAGAAUGGCAAAAAAUCAUGCUUGAGUUGGAACUACAGUAAUUAGACAUUACAGAGGAAAUCACUGGUUCCCAACCCUGGAUUUGCCCCUGCAGUUAAUGUGAGAGUUGGAUAUGGCAUUUGCAGAACAGAAAAUUGGUGAAUGGAAGUGAGUAUUUAACUCUUUCCCUACUCACAAUACUUAAAAGUUUGGUUCACCCCCAGCCAAGCUCUAAAAUUGUAAGUUAAUUCAGCUAGCAAAAUGGCAGCUGAGGUGGGGUGGGUGGGGAUUGCAAGCAUUUGGCAUAGGAGGCAUAAAGCAUUUGAUCCUCCCACCUGCCAAUCAUCUCUACAUUUUAAAUGGUCUCAUCCAAUUUGGGAGGUGGUUGAAACUAUGCAUUUGCCCAAAUGACGUCUGGUUCCAGCCUCAACAAAUAGAAAGGAAGUGUGCAUGAUUGUCUCUGGAACUUCAGUUGCCCACUGGAUUCAGCUGGCCUCCUCAAGAUGUAGUGUACGCAAACAGUGCUUAACCCUGAAUUUAACUCUCAAUAGUAUUUGAAUGAUGCCGGCAUUGAUCCGCUGCUUUCUCUCUGACAUUAUAAAGGAGGCAGUACUCCUUUAUAAUGUAACAAGAUGUGAUGUUUUGGUGGUGGGGGUUGGUUGGUGAUUGUAAAUUUCAAUAAAAAUCAUUUAAAAGAAAGAAAGAAAGAAAGAAAGAAAGAAAGAAAGAAAGAAAGAAAGAAAAAGAAAGGAGGCAGUACUCCGCAAAGCCACUGGUGUUCUGUUUACUUCAAUGUUGUUUCAGUUCAUGGGCAUUCAGCAAUAGUGCUGCUAACGCUUUCACCUGGUAGCAAAUCACUAGGGGACUUGGGCAGAGAGACCAUCACUGCUUAUUUGAGGUGGAACGUCUGUCAAAUUGCACUUGCAACAGAAUAGCUCGUGGUUAGCUCCGGUUGUCAGAAAAGGUUGUUAAGUUUCUAUUCACAAAAAUGGUAGAAGGAUGCAUGGCACUGCUGAUUACUGUGCAGGAAAUAAAAUAUCAUCUAAGAGUGAGCCUGAGCUAUGGCUCCAGCUACCAGUUCCUUGUUUGCCUGACUUUAAAUCUUUGGGUGAUCUAUGCUAUAGGAAUUCCUAAUUUUGUACUGUAUAGGAUAUUUUCUUUCUAGGCUGUAUCCAACUUCUCUUGCUGAUUUGUAGGGCAUUUGUUGUCUGUAUAAUAUUAGGUACUUACUGAAAAACAAAGGAUUCCACCAAUGAAAGGGAAACUCUUGACCAAAAACAACUCCCUUUUAUUCCAAGGACACCUAGUGUGUGGAUUUUAUUAUUGCAGGCAUAUUGUUAAACACAUUCCUCAGGCAAACUCAACCAUGAUUGCCAGUUCUUGUAAUUUUAGCAGCUUUCAACCCUUACAAACCUUUUUGAAGAAGGUUUACAUCCUUCAUGGUUGUGAAGGACAACAGUAUUCCAUACAUGCUUAAAAGCAAAACUUCAGGCCCAAAGACUGGUUUUAGAAAUCAUGAACAAUCAUGGUUUGUGCGUUUAGCCUAAACAUUUUGAUUUUGUUUGAACAUUGAGAUUUGAAAACAAUUGGCAUAAACUCCUGAACUACGUUUAUUUAAGUUCUGUUUGUGUAGAAUAGUUCACCCAUCUGCAGUUGAGGACGCCCUUUAAAACUUAUAUAGCUUUAGCAGCCCUAGAGCUGGGGUGAGAAACGUUUUCCCCCCCAUGCCAGUGGUGGGGAGGGCUGCAGCCAAAAGUGAAUGGGGCAACCCCACUCCAUUUCUUUCUUACUCACUUGCACACCACCCACCCACCCAUUCACGUCCGCAUAAGUCUGCAAUUUGUGUUGAAGGUGGAAAUGCCACUCUCUGCUCUCCAAAGUAAAUUGCAGGUGCAGGCCCCCUAAUCCACACUGAGAUCCUGGCAUAGGGAUCCUGCUCAAAGAUUAGAAUUGCAUAGAAGUUACUGGUAGACGCAGUGAAAUGGACACAUUUGUAGGAUGUGAGGAAUUAAGCCUAGAAGCCAAAUGGGACACCAUAUAGGUUCUCAAAAACACGAGUCUUGAAGUUCCUGCUGACAUUUCAGAAAAUCCAACAAUGUGCAUUCAUGUCUAAUUACAUAUUAGUCUGAUGUUAAGAUCCAAGGGUUAGGAUAUUAUCUUAGAACGGAGAGUCGGUCAGAGGAAGAUAGACAAAACGUAAAGAAAAAUGAAAUGUGAUUUGACUGAUCUUCUGAAUGAAGCAAAGCAUGCAUAAAUAAAUAAAUAUAUCGUAUCAUAUACCUCUGCCCCUUCCCUUGGCAUAAGCACACAUGCAGUAGACACAUUCUUACAUAUCCUCUCACAGACCAAGCCAUGCAGGCAUGCACACUCAUACAUUUACUCCCAGAAGGAGUGCUGAAUUCACAGCACUGAGAUCCCUAUGCCUGUUUAAGAGAUGAUGUGGGAUGACUGACAGGUGGUAAGGCCCACUGACAUGGGCCUGGCUUGCUAGAUUGAGGGAACCAGUGGGCCAGAGGUUCCCUAUUUACAUAAAUGAAAAGAUUAAGGAAAUGUGAGAAGCUACAAAUGGCUUAAUGCAGACAGAACGUUUGUUAAUGACUUCCACAGCUGUGUGCGUAAUUAUGCAGCACAUUUUUGUAGCGAUUUCUUGGUCUGUUGUAAAGUUGCUUUCAUUACAGAGGCCCUGCGUACAGAUUUUCAAUGGGGACAUUUUUCUGUGGCAUGCUGAAUAUUACAAAGUGGAAUCUGAGCGUACUAAGAAUUUCCCUGACAAAGCAGUAGCAUUCAGAUCAAACAAAGUUGGAGCCACUGUUGUUUACACUUGUGAGAACAAUGCUUUGGUAUUUAAAGGCUCCCAGGCAUUAAUUCCCAUAGCACUGCCCCCUUCCCCAGGGUGAGGGACUGGUACAAUUUACUGCUAACUCUGCCUAAGCCCCCAUCAUCUCAACAAAUACAGUUUAUUCUGUCUAAAUGUUGAGCUUAAAGGAGUCCAUAGUGGAGAAAAAUAAGUUUGCAUUGCUUUUUUGAAUUAGAUUUGAUAGUUGAGAUUGCAAGUUACCGUAUUAAUACUUUAAGACAUUUUGGAGUACAAAAUGUGUUGCUGUCCUUUAUUUCUUCUUACAAAAAACCCCCCCAUAAGGUAGAACAAUGUGCUUUUUCUGUCAUGCAUGCAGAUUGUAGCAGGAGGGGGGGUGCGUCUAAAAUAUAGCCAUGUGGUAGAAACUCCCCAUGUGGCAAGCACUUUGUUUAAAUUACUUUGUGUGUAACUUGCCAUCGUGAGAAUUUUCUAAACCACAUAGGAAGCCACUUCAUACAAAUUACUUAUCGUGUGAAAUUCUGUCUGUUGUACUUCAUGUGACUACAAAUAUGCAAUUUGCAGGUUGGGAUUGGACAUAUUAACAAAUAUUUUACUGGGAAUCUGAUGUGGCUAAACUAUGUUUUGCACAAGGCUGGCAAAUCCAUGUUUUAAACAUGGUAGGUUGUCUGUGUAAUCAUUGUUAGAUGUAGGUUUGACUCAGGCUCUACAAUUAGUUGGUUCUUAUGCUGUGGCCAUGAGCCCAUAAGACCGCCUUUUGCCUCGCUGGACAAGAUUAUAUUGUGUGUUGGCUCCAACCAACAUUGCCUUUUUCUUUUGCUAUUUCAGCUCCGAUUGGGUGGAGAUCAUCGAGCCCCGUUCUCGAGAGAGAAUGUAUGUCAACUUGACAACUGGUGAGUGUGGCUGGGAGCCACCGUCCAACCUCAGAGUUCGUCAGUCAGAUGAGAACCAGUGGUGGGAGCUCUUUGACCAAAACAACAACCGUUUCUACUACUACAAUGCCAUCACGCAGCAGACAGUGUGGCAUAGGCCACAGGGUUGUGACAUUGUGCCACUGGCUCAGCUCCAAGCCAUGAAACGCAAUUCCAAGUCUGACUUCAGGACAUCCCAGCACAGGGGCAGCACAAGUAGUGAUGGGCGAAACACUCCCGUCCAGAUGGCUCUCUUGCAGGAGAUGGAGAAGGGUAAAGAGGACAACAGCCUGGAGAAGAGACCAGGGACUGGAAGGUAACAGUAUUCUCUUUUAUAUGACUAAUUAAAGGGGCCCAUCCACAUUCCAGCUUCUAGAAAAAGUCAUAGGACAGAGAUAGUCCCAAGGUGAUCUGGUUGCUGACUAUUGAAAAAAGGCAAGUUGAAGUUGUCUGUCCUACUCAGGAAGUGCCCCUUGAGAAAGAUUUUUGAGAAAAAGUAACUGGACUCAAGGGUAUAUAAAACAAUCUCAGCAAAUCUCAUUGUAAGAACUUUUGAAUGCUGUGUGAAUCAGGGUGUUUGAGCUGGACUAAGGAGUCCAGUAUAUCUGAAGGAGCGUCUUCACCCCAAUUGUUCUACCCGGACACUGAGGUCCAGCGCCGAGGCCCUUCUGGCGGUUCCCUCACUGCAAGAAGCCAAGUUACAGGGAACCAGGCAGAGGGCCUUCUCAGUAGUGGCACCCGCCCUGUGGAACGCCCUCCCCCCAGAUGUCAAAGAGAACAACAACUACCAGAAUUUCAGAAGACAUCUGGAGGCAGCCCUGUUUAGGGAAGCUUUUAAUGUUUGAGGCAUUACUGUAUUUUAAUAUUGUGUUGGAAGCUGCCCAGAGUGGCUGGGGAAACCCAGCCAGAUGGGUGGGGUAUAAAUAAUAAAUUAUUAUUAUUAUUAUUAUUAUUAUUAUUAUUAUUAAUCACCCAGUCAGGGUAAUAUUGGGACAUGAAAUGGUCUCCUUGGGGAAGUGGUAAAAUACGAAUGUAAUAAGCAAUAGUAAACCAUCACUUGAAGGAAAUUUUGCUGAACGUAGCUUGCAUGGGAAAGACAGAGUUGGAGAGCAACUGCAAAGGUUGAAGUUCAGUUGCUUAACUAGGCUUUUGUUUUUGAAUUUGAGAGGAAGGACUUGAAAUAAUCUCUUAUGCAUUAACAUUAAUGAGCAUUUCCCCCCCGUUCUGUUCCUCAUGAGAUUAGCAUGGUUGUGUGAAGAACGGGUAAAGACUGUAGGUUGGCAUGAGAUGUGUAACACAUUCCUUUGCAUGUUUACUCAGAGGUAAACCCCAUUGUGUUUGACAGGCUUGGUUACAGUUACAUGUGUGUAGGAUUGCAGCUUUAAACUGUCCCCCUGAGAGUGGGUGAUCUAAACUUAAUAACAAUAUCAUUUUGUAAAAAUAAUUAUGUCUAGAAAAACUUGGGGCAGUUGCAGAAAUCGUCAUGAAAUGUUUUCAAAACAUUUCUAGUCUGUUGUGUGUUGUUAUUGAUUGUUGUUUGUGUUUCGUUUGUCCUCUAUUUUGUAAGAUUUCUGUGAACACAAAAGCAACUUGGAAGUUAUUCUUGAUUUUGCUGAUAUUGAAAGCUUUUUAGUCAUCUUACUUUCUGGAUAAGGAUUAGAUGAACUCCAACUCAUUUGGCUUACAGUCAGUUCAGACAUAAUAAACUGGCACUAGUAUUUUCGUAGUGUCAUAUCCUGGAAUGCAAUCCAAGCCUCUUUCCAACUGCCUAUGACAAUUACAUUCAUUGCCUUCAAAGUCCACUAAAUCAUUGGAUGGAGAGCAGAGCACUAGGCACUUGUGCAGAAUGGCCAGAAAUGUGAAAAUAUGCCACAUGCUGUUUUCCACAAACAGGGCUGUCUUAAGCAUAUGGGGCGCCGUGGUGCAAAGAUCCCUCCACGCCCCCCAUUUCCCAAAGUUGCCGACCUUUUUUAGGUAGGACGGCGCUGCCGGCAACGCGCCCAGCUUUGCGGGGCUGGAGGAGGCGGGCAGCAGCUGGAGGGCAGCUCCUCCGGCGGGGAAGAGGCGGAGGCUGGAUGCGGCGGCUCCCAUCUCAGCUGGCUGCUUUGUGCCAUGGUGGCCAUGGCAGGCGGAGGCUCCGGGUGCGGUGCUGCUUCAGCGUGGCAUGGCGGAGGCAGGCAAGAGCGGGGAGCUGAUGCUGGGAGGCGCCACAUCCAGCCUCUGCCUCUUCCCUGGCGCCCUCCAGAACUUGGCGCCCUGCGCCACUAGCCUCUAUGGAUAAGACGCCCCUGUCCAGGUUUUACCCAGACAGAUCUUAUUUCCUGAGUGCUAAUUAUGAGGCCUAAAAAUUGAAUAAAGUAAUUAACUUCCCUUUAUUCUUCCUGUGAACACUGGUACCUGAAGCCCUUGUAAGGUGUUUAGAAUGGACUCAGCAAGUAAUUUUUUAGCUAAGAACUGCCCCUAUGGAAAGUCCCCCCAAAAUGUAGAGUCCAGUACAGUGGUACCUCGCAAGACGAAUGGCUCGCAAGACGAAAAACUCGCAAGACGAAAGAGUUUUUCAUUUUUUGAGUUGCUUCGCAAGACGAAUUUCCCUAUGGGCUUGCUUCGCAAGACAAAAACGUCUUGCAAGUUUGUUUCCUUUUUCUUAAAACCGUUAAUACCCAGGGUGCAUUGCUUGAAGACUUUGGUGAUUUUUGAAGCUUUUCCAAAACUUCUUUUGCAGCCAUUUGGUAAGUUAAACUUUUAAAACUUUUUUUGGGGUUUUUGGAUUUUGGGUUGCUUCGCAAGACGAAAAAUUCGCAAGACGAAAAAACUCGCAGAACGAAUUAAUUUCGUUUUGCGAAGCACCACUGUAUUCUGUUUCCAGGAGAAUCCAGCUCAAUGAUUCAUAAGCAGGGCAUGAAGGCAGCAGACAUCCCUGUUGUCUUGUCCCCGUACCCUAAGUAUAUGGUUUCUAGUCUGAACCUAUUCUGUCCUCCAUUCUGGUGGAUUGACAAAGCUAUAACUCUCUGAAAAGAGAGAUCACAUUCCGUAAGCAGAGUUUCCAGAUUUUGGCCAGGACUUGGAAUGGCAAAAUCCUUUCUUCAGGCUGCAGCUGUCAGCCCAUUCUUUCUUUUGCUGGCUAAGCCUUGCUGGAGAGUUGUGCUGGAGGCACUGAGAGCCGUGCUUGAAGUUGUGGUGCUUAAACUUGUCAACAACUUGCUGAAGAAACUCAAAGUGGCAUUUCAUUUGUUUAGGUAGCUCACAGUUUUCUGUCCCCCAAUAAGUCAGGCCAAAAAUCAUGGAAUUUAUUUCUUGCAUAGACUUGGCCAGCUGCCUGUGUGCGUUUUGAUAGCAAGUAACACUGCAUUGUAAGAAAACAAGUUAGUUGCUUCUAGCCAAGGGUGUUUCCCUAGCGCUAUCUACUCCAGUUUUAAGCAAUAUUUAAACCUUCCCCCGUUGUCACAAGUUUUAACAACUCUACUAUAGAGCAUAUAGACACAAAAAAUCUUUAUUACAAGUAUCAUUACACAACCAGCAUGCAUUUUAAUGUAUAUAAUGUAGAGCUCAGUUUAAUUAUAUAUAAAGCGUAUUUUAUUGAUGAUUAGUUUUUCUGCUAUUAAUAAGGUAAUAUUCCUAUAUGUGAAUCCUAUUUGUUCUGAAGUUUUACAUGUAAAGAAACCUACAGAUCUUGCAUCCUUAAUCUAGAGGUCUUGCUGAAGCCCUCUUGCUUGCAAUCAGGAUUUAUUCCUUUCUUUGUGCCUCCCAAAAUGAAAUUUGUUGUUUUAUGCAGGCAAGAGAGGGGAUCACGUAAGGCAACAAUGAAGGAAUUUAUCCCGAGUACAGACCAACACAAGGGGACAAUAGGUUCUGUUCAACAUAGCACUGAGCAAAAUGUUCUGUCAGUGCAAGGAUUUCUCCUUGUGCAAUGGAAUGUACUGCCCCCAUGUGCUCCCUAAAAUAUGUUCUGGGACUUCACCCAAUGCAUGGGAGCAGAUCUGGGGACAGCACAGAGCUCACAUGGGGGAAAGGAAAGCAGGGGAAUCCCAAUGCAUUAGCACUAAUCUUUGUGCUGGUGUGACUAUUAUUUGAAUGCCACCCAGUGAUUUUAAUCAAAGUUAUAUAGUUCUAUCAAGGACUGUUAGCCCUGAUAGCUAACCAGAACCUCCACGUUCAGAGACAAUAUACAACUGAAUACUAAUUGCCAGGUGUUUCUCCUGGCCUUGGCUAUGGCAAAAUCACGAGUGAUGUAAUCAUAGUUCAGAAAUCUGAUAAAUUCGCAGUUGGUGACCAAGAGGGACAAAGCUGUGAAAGGCUCUUUCAUGACGGAUCAGAAGACAUUCUUUACCCAUUUUAGAAAAGAGAAGGAACAUUUUACCAUUAGUAACCAAUAGUAGUUGUGACAUUUGGGAAAUGUUCUGUCAUGCUUAGCUCUGACAUGGCGUCAAACAGAAUCGUCAGAGGACAAACUAGCCACCUUGGAGGUCAAGGACUUUGAGGAUCAGACAAGGUCCCCUGGAACCAGUGCUGAGAAUCCUCUUGAGUUGCCUUUCAGUUGCUGGAAACAAUGGAGAUUUCUGGCUCCUUGGUCCCAAACCCAUUCUCCCCUACUUGCCGAGCUGCACCUUGCCUUUGAUCCCUGUGGCAAUGACCUUGGACUAUUGCCUAACCUUGCUUUUGGAUCAUGUUUUGAACCUAAAGUGAGUUUUCCGUGCUUGACCCUGGUUUGUUUGGACUGCACCACACCUUCAACCCCACUCACCUUUGUGAAUGUUUUGCUAAGAGGAUUAUACCAUUCUCUCACAUUGGAUUCUUAUAAUAACAUGGUCCAGCCAAGUAGACUUUCUUCACUGCUGGCACUUCAGCAAACCAACAUGUCCCAAAAAAAGGAUUUGAGCAUUAUGCAUAUGUUUGGUAUAUUGGGGGGGGGGGGAUCUCCCAAAUGAAACUGCUUCAGGAUAUCAAUCCACAACACAUGAUACUUCUGCUAUGUGUAUUAGACUUUGAAGAUUAGACUACUAUAGCCCAUUUCCACACAUAACACUUUAAAAUGCUUACUGAGACAGUCUUCGAUUUUUUAAAAAUGCCUUAUUUAUUCUUCCCUGGGUCCAAGAUGGCAUACAUGGAUUUCCCUAAGAGUGACAGGCCCAAGGUCUCAAAUGGAAAAUUGAGGAAUUACAAGAUAUAACGACCUUAUUAGCCUAAUAGCCUUAUUAGCCUAAUAAUCCAGCCCUGCCUGCUCUUUGAACAUGGAACUGUGCAAAAUGAAGUGUAGAUUGUGCUUAAAAAAAAAGUUGAUCCCUUCCACACCUAUGGGGAGCUCAGUGGGAACUGGGCUUUUUCAAACCACACUCACCCAAAAACACUGUUUUCAGAAAUAAAUUGACACCGUUAAAACCAUGUCUUCAGUCUUGGGAUCACAUCUACUGAGCACAUAGGCAUUUGUAUGAUUUUUUCCAAGGGACAGUGGCAAAGUAAAUACUCUCCCUGCCCUAAAAACUAAAAGAUGAUCAUAUUGUUAUGCAAUCACUUAAAAUGCUACUAAGGAAGAUAAUUGGGAAGAAACCGGCAACUGAACCCUAGGCAGAAUUUUACAUGGACAGAUGGUUUCAUGCCAAAACAAAUGUUUAGCAGCACAUUUUUGGCUGGUGUGGCAAAUAAAAUAAAACUUAAAAAUUAUUUUAUAGCAGUCACUACAUGCUAAUUCAAAAACCACAAAAAUGGUAGGAUGCUACUUUGUGUUUGUAUUAUGACUAACUUGCAGAUCAAAAUGCAUAUAUGAGCUUUUAAGUUAUUCAGAAUUCUUAUUUAGGUAAGAUAGUUAACUGUGUGUGUGUGUGUGUGUGUGUGUGUGUGUAGAUAAGUAGAUGGGCGUGGGGGAAAGUAGGUGUUUCUGGCAUGAUAUAAAGUCUGGCUUAUCCUUAUUGCUAUUUUGCUUUGGUUCCCCCUCCCCACCCCUGCCAGACUUAGAAUGGUGGAAGUAUUCACAGAUAUGAUUAAGUUAAGACUAGUCCGUCUGCUAAAGUCACACAAAGCCCACUGGGACUAAGCAGAAAUGGAUAUGGCUCCUUUUGAAAAUACAAAAACCAGUCUGUGUCUGUCCCUUACAUCCAUUAUGCUCGAAUCUAAAUACAACAUUAACCUCAGCCUGAUAAAUAUCUCUAUGAAAAUCAAAAGCUUUGCAAGCUGCAUUUUGAAACCUUGGCUGGUCCUCAUAAAAAGGGUAUUACAUUCACGGACUGGCAACCCAACUGAAGUCAGACAUAUGAUUGUAUUUGAAAAAAGGGUUUGUUUGCUAAAACUAAGUCUACAAGGUUAAUCAUUUCCAUGGUGAUAUUUCUCCAUGUUCUGAGCGGGUGUUUCAGAGCAAUAAGGUGAGCUUUUGCUACUGAUUGCUCUUCUUCCAACUGUUAAUUUGUGUAUCUUUUGUGUAUGAAGCUGAGAGUUUUUCAGGUAGUGAGAGCACUUCUCUUAUUCUCCCUUUUUCUUUGGAUCCCAAACCUAACAGCUAAACUCCAUUUCUCACCUCUUUCCCCAAUGAAUUUCUGUCUCUUUAAAUAUCUUCUUCCCUGCUCCAUGGCAGAUUUGGAUUAGUUAGCAGGGCCCCUCUUAAAUCUCCCAGCUAUUGCAUGAGCCCGAGAAUACUAGGGUCUGCUGCUUGAAGAAAAAUAAAACAAAUCUGAUGACACAGAAUUUCAGUGAGGCAGAACUGAGACAGACGUGCAGACAAAAUAUUAUAAAGCCAUAAGUUCACAUAAUCCCAUAUGAACAGCUGCCUAUGACGUUUUUUAAUCGUCUGAUAUAGACAAAGACAACUGCACAAAAAGGAUAUAACACCUGUUGAAAACUGUGCAGAAUGCAAGCCCUUUUGCAUUUUUGACACACGUAUAGAGUUGGCACCUAUGAGGCUAUUUUUCUAAACGAAAGCUGGCAAAGCCUAAAAGAAUUAUGCAAGCUGGCAGCCUUUCCCCCUGGUGGUAUUGAGGCGCAUCUGUUCUAACCUAUCAGUCUGUUACAUGGAGAGUUCUCAGGUUUCAACAACGUGGCAGGUGGAAGAGCUUGCCUUGAGACCAGCAUUCAUAGAGGAGGAAGAAAGUGGUGCUUAAAAUAGAGAGGUGAAAUAGCAGGCUUUGCACUAGCUGCAUUCAUUUCUUAGGGCGUAAUCUUGACUUUUGCACACUUGUGCGGUGUUUUGGUUUUUUUAAAGGCCAGUCUUUUGCACCAACAGUGCUGUAGCUUUGCCAUUACAAAGUAGUAUGUUAAUUCACAGGGUUGCACAGCACAGGACAAACUUGAGAAAUGCCCUUGUCCGAAUCCUGACAUUGCCUGCUUGCCUGCCUUCUGGAGUGCAGUGGUACCUCGGGUUACAUACGCUUCAGGUUACAUACUCCGCUAACCCAGGUUCAGGUUAAGAACUUUGCUUCAGGAUGAGAACAGAAAUCGUGCUCUGGUGGCACAGCAGCAGCAGGAGGCCCCAUUAUCUAAAGUGGUGCUUCAGGUUAAGAACAGUUUCAGGUUAAGUACGGACCUCCGGAACGAAUUAAAUACUUAACCCGAGGUACCACUGUAAUUCUACUGCUCCUUAGAGACUUUUCCUCUACCAACUGAGCUACCAAGGCGGAUAGCUGAAGCUCUUGAGGCAGCUUAGAAUAUAUUUAAAACACAAUAAAAAGGACAAUGGAACAAUGUUUUCUAGAGCUGAGCAAAGGUGUAUAGAAAUCUCCCUCCUUCCCCCACCAGUUCUCUGUUGUUGCAACGUGGCACUCUGCAGCUGGAGCUCCUGGCCUAGAACUGACUGUUGAAGCAACCAGGUAUUAAUUAGUCCCUCACAGGCCAAGGCCUCCUCAUUGGGCGGUGGCUGCUGCUGCUGCUGCUGCUGCUAUAUUGCUAUCUCUCCUCACAGCCUGAGGCUCUGAUGGUAGAUGAAGGAGGAACUGUGGGAGUAGAAAUGUUAGGAGGCUCCCAGUCCUCAAAUGUUCCAGCUGUGUACAGUGCUUCCUCGGGUUAAGAACUUAAUUCGUUCUGGAGGUCCGUUCUUAACCUGAAACUGUUCUUAACCUGAAGCACCACUUUAGCUAAUGGGGCUUCCUGCUGCUGCCGUGCUGCUGCUGCGCGAUUUCUGUUCUCAUCCUGAAGCAAAGUUCUUAACCCGAGAUACUAUUUCUGGGUUAGCGGAAUCUGUAACCGAAGUGUCUGUAAUCUGAAGCGUCUGUAACUUGAGGUACCACUGUAAAAUAUACACUCUAAAGUUGUUUUUAAAAAAUCAUAAUCAACAGUAUGGCUGUGUCAGAUGCAAUGGGUUGAAGCCAAUGAAGUAUUGCACUUGAAAAACGACUUCUGGUUAAACUUGCCCUACUUCUCCUUUCCCUGUGUGCCCCUCAGAUCUGCUCUGGAGGUUUAGGAGGACCCCAAGAGCAGAUUUAGGGAAGCGGAGGAGAGGAAGGGAAAGUUUGAUUGCAUGUGCAGAAGUUUUAUGAGUGCAAUGCCUUCACUUGAUACAGCCCAGUUUGUUUUAUUUACUUAUUUGCUGUAGUAAUUUAUAUUGUGCUUCACCAUCAUGCUCAAUAUCCAAAAUGACUGGACUUAAUCCACAUUCAAGUUUUUUUUCCUGAGGACUACUUUGUGUAUUAAGUGAACAGCACCUGUUUGUGCAAUGAGAGUAUUCAGGUGACAGUUUGUGGAGAUGUUGUGACAGAAUCUCUCUCACCCAGCAAUGGUUCACCCACCUUUUAGGUUUUACUAUUACUAUACUAUUUUUACUAUUUCUGGGGACGCGGCUGGCGCUGUGGGUAAAACCUCAGCGCCUAGGACUUGCCGAUCGCAUCGUCGGCGGUUCGAAUCCCCGCGGCGGGGCGAGCUCCCGUUGUUCGGUCCCAGCUCCUGCCCACCUAGCAGUUCGAAAGCACCCUUAAGUGCAAGUAGACAAAUAGGUACCGCUUUAUAGCGGGAAGGUAAACAGCGUUCCGUGUGCUGCGCUGGUGCCGGUUCGCCAGAGCAGCUUCGUCACGCUGGCCACGUGACCCGGAAGUGUCUGCGGACAGCGCUGGCUCCCGGCCUCUAGAGUGAGAUGAGCGCACAACCCUAGAGUCUGUCAAGACUGGCCCGUACGGGCAGGGGUACCUUUACCUUUAUUUUUCCUUGCAAAUCUUGAGCACGGUGAGAGUUCUGCUGAAAAUUCAAGAUGGCAUCCAGCAUGGCUGUUCUAAACGCUAAUAAAAUUCAGUCAUAAAUCUUUGUUGAGGGAAGUGGGGAGAGAUGUGUCAAGACUAGUUAGAUUGUAAGUGUGAUUAUACUAAAUCUUUCUCAACUUUGUGUUCUUCAAAUGUAUUUUGAGCCAUUGGUAAAUAUGCUUUUGAGUUACAACUUUGGGGGGUUUUUUGAAAUAGUGACUCUUUCUUCUCCAUAAACUUUUCCUGAGCAAACUUGGCGUAGUCAAAUGCCAGUUUAUAUUAAGGAUAUUUUGCUCACUUGUAUCCUAUCAUAUGCAGGAUGCAGCCCUGUGUGUUUCCCUUUGUUUCUUUGUUGUGAAUUUAAAAAUAUUUCCUUUUCUGAAGACAAGCUAAAAAUAAUUUUGGGGAGUCAUCAAAUUAACUGUUCUCUGUUGUGAUUGCUACUAAUUCUUCUGAAGAGCAGAACUGGGGAUUAAAUUCCUUGGGUUUCCUGACCAUUUGUUCUAACUACCCAACUCUCUCUGCCACUGCCACUUGGAUUCAUUUGUCAUCAGACCAUCACAAAGCUAGAGGGUUUAACAAAGAGAAGUACAUAGCCAUAUGGAAGUAACACAAGUCAAGGUAAACAAAACUGAUAGAGUUCCAAAUAAAAUAUAUAUAUUGUGCAACAUAAACAAAUGUAAGAUUCUAAAAUUCACAGGCAAAUCAGUGUUUACCAUGAAAAAGUGGCCCCUAUUUUAACACAUGUUCAAAUACAUCAAAGUUACACAAAUCUGAAUAAAAUAAAAACAGUAACAAACUUAAAAUUCUGAAUAUCUCUGGCAAGACUGAUAUUCUCCUUUAAAAAAUUUCUCCUAUCAUCAAUUACUAGGGUUAAAAAACAUGCAGUCUUUACAGUAACGUGUCUGUCUUGGCUACAGAGCGGAAAGUUUAUAGCCUCUUGGAAGGACCUCUCUACAUACCUCCCAAAAAUUUGUUCCAAGUAUUGUUCCCUCAGUACUUUAUACAAAAAGCAGUAUAUAAUAAAAUGUACCAGGUAUUCAACCAAAUUUAAACUCUGCUGCUUCAUCAAAAGACCACUUGGUUAACUAACUGAUGCAAUUAAUUCAUUAAAUUACUCAGUCUUCAUCCAGAUAGAUUUGACCCACUUUGAGUCUGGCAUAAGUUCCAGUAAACUUUGUAUGAGCAACCCCUGCUUGGUUGGGCAGAAAACUGAUUUAGGGGUGGGUUAGUGUUACAUAUUUACAAGUGCAAUCUGCAAUAAGAUGUUGCAGUGUGAAGUGUUGCCCAACUACUCUAUUCCCUCCCCCCACAACAACCAGCCAGCAUUCCAUCACCACUGAGCAUGCUACGCCCUUGUUGGACUGUUUUGGAAUAUUUUGUGGGUGGGUGGUGCCGUAGAACGGCACUCGGAUAAUUGAGUUCGCUCCUAGUAUAUAUGAUAUAGUUUGGUUAAUCUGUGGUGAGUCUUAUUGCAGGUAGCUUAACUCAAGACUACAACCAUGAGGCCUAAGCAACCACACAAAAGCUAUAAUUAACUGGAAACAGAAAUGAAAACACUUUGUAGGUUAACCAGACUGCAUUUCAUGCUGCAGACUGAUGAAUUCGGAAUAAAGCUUUCACAUAGGCAAAAACUGAAGAAUCGACUAACAUUUCCUGGUCGUGCUGGCUCUUGUAUUGGCAACUGUUUGGUAAUAGGAAAUAGAAGGAAACUGUUCAUUAGCUUCAGUUGAUGCCGUCUGAGAUUUGCAAACAAGUGUUCUGCCUGUCACCUGCUCUGCUCACCUGCCCAGAUUAUGUCCCCACCCCAGCUGUCAUACAACAGUGCUGUACAGUGGUACCUCCAGUUAUGAACUUAAUUCAUUCUGGAGGUCCGUUCUUAAGCCUAAACUGUUCAUAACCCAAGGUGCGCUUUCGCUAAUGGUGCCUCCCGUCUACUCGCAUCCCUGGGGAAAGUUCGCAACUGGGAGCUCAUAACCCGAAGUGUUCCCAAAGAGGACAGUAUGUAACACGAGGUUCCAUUGUACAGUGGUACCUUGGGUUACAUACGCUUCAGGUUACAGACUCCGCUAAUCCAGAAAUAGUACCUUGGGUUAAGAACUUUGCUUCAGGAUGAGAACAAAAAUCAUGCUCCGGUGGUGCAGCAGGAGGCCCCAUUAGCUAAAGUGGUGCUUCAGGUUAAGAACAGUUUCAGGUUAAGAACAGACCUCUGGAACAAAUUAAGUUCUUAACCCAAGAUACCACUGUAUUUCCCUGAAAUGCUAGCCUUGUCACUCUGGACUCUGUAUUCUUAACAAGAUAGAGAGAAUGUUGUUUUGUUUCCUUCACUUGGAAAAUAACAGCAGAAGUAUCUAUCCAGAUGCCAGUCUUUGUCCUCCUCUUACUCUUUCUGUCUCAUAAGAACAUAAGAGUGCCAUUGGAUCAAACCAAAGGCAACAUCUAGUCCAGCAUCCUGUUCUCACAAUGUCUAACCAGAUGCCCAUGGGAAGCCUUCAAGCAGAAACCUGCAUACAACACCACUGGUGUCACUUUUGAUUCCUACCAGCUAGUAUUCAUGUUGCCCCCAACUGUGGAGGUAAAACAUAUCAGUAGCCAUUAUCCUUCAUGGUAGCCUUAUUCACCAUGAAUUUGUCUAAUCCUCUUUUAAGCCAUCCAAGUUGACAGCCACCCCUACAGUUUAGGAAUUUGGGGGUUGUAAUGCAAUUCUCUGGAUUUGGUGAGAAGAUGGGCAAGUGCUAAUUGCCUGGGCAAAUAAAUUGGUGGUGAGUUGCAUGACUGUUACAACACAUUAUUUUCUGGAGUUCAUACUAGUAGUGUGGAACUGCAUAUGGACCUGGAUCGGAUCCCAAGACUCAUUUGAAAGAGAACUCAUUUAUUUACUAUGCCGGGAGGAACAGCAUAAAAAACCUUCUCAUAAGCAAGAAUAAUCCUACAAUAUGAGAAAGCAGCCAGAUCCUCUGUAGCAAUGAGGCAUGAUAGCAUUUAAAUGGUUGCUAUUUCUACUUUUUGUUUUAUUUGUUUUCCUCCUCCUUUCAAAACUUAUAGAAAUGUCACCCUGGCAUUUGCCGUUGGGGAGUGGCACAUUCAGUUCCAGGAACUUUAAAAGCAACUCUGAAUAUAUGCAAAUUAUGUGGGUGGAAAUCCGUGGAGUGCAGCUAAGCCAAUCAUUCUGUCAGCACAAGCAUUUCUGUUUGCCCUUCUCCACCCCACCAAAUGCACUGUUCUGUGGGUUUUCCCUAUCCUCCAGAGUGGAUUUGGGGAGGAAAGCCCAGGUACGCUAGUGGGAAUCUUUAUACAGUGGUACCUCGGGUUAAGUACUUAAUUCUUUCUGGAGGUCCAUACUUAACCUGAAACUGUUCUUAACCUGAAGCACCACUUUAGAUAAUGGGGCCUCCCGCUGCUGCUGCGCCGCCGGAGCACAAUUUCUGUCCUCAUCCUGAAGCAAAGUUCUUAACCUGAAGCACUAUUUCUGGGUUAGCAGAGUCUGUAACCUGAAGCGUAUGUAACCCGAGGUACCACUGUAUUGGCUUCCGCUAGCGGAAAAGGGGUAGUUGAAUCCAGCCUACUGACAUUAGUAAGAUGUGCAUGUUUAAAAUCAAAUUCACUUAUAUAAUAUUUCUAAAGGACCUGAGGUUUACUAGGUGUUAAAUAAAGUUUUUAGUUUUUUUAAGGAAAAUCUGCCCUGCUCACAAGCUGUAGAAUCUAAUAGCGGUGGGGAAGGAAGAGGAAAAAUAAGUAAACUCUUAUUCUUAAAGGUUUGCUCGUUAGAGCCCAUAGUUUAUUGUAGUUCCUAGAUGACGUAAGAAGAAAAGAAAUGACUGCUGUUACAGUGUGGAAGUAAAAUGCAUACAAGGGGAAACAAACAGGUGUUGAACUUCUAGAUUCCUCAGCAUUCAUUAGAAGAGCAAGGGAGAACACUGCUACAAAAUUAAGCCCAUAGGUUUUUUCUUUGCUGAAUGGGACAAAGUCUUGCUUUCCCUCAAGACUCAACAGAAAUCAGCAGACAACAAAAAUAUGAUCUUUACUCACAACUAAAAAGUAGCACUGUAGAGACCAUAUGUUUGGAUGUUGAAAAAUUAAUGUCCGGUGUCCUAUGGAGUUAAACAGGGGAGGGCUUGUCCAAGGGAUAGGGGACAGACUCCCUGAGAGCAGCAUUUUCCUAUUGCAGGUAUGAUUUAUUAUUUUUCCAUUACUAACUUGAAUAGCUCUGAUAGAAACAAAGGAAAUGCCUGCACAAUGGUUUGAUAUGGAAGUUGUUCCUAAUACAAUAAUUGUGGACAGAACAAUACUAAGUGUGUUGUAUCCUGGGGAGCAGGAUUAACCUCCAGGCUGGCAUAGAUGAUAGGCCUCUCAAUCCUAGGGCCUCUCAGAGCAAAUAAGAAUCUUUGAAGCCAUUUGGCUCAAGGCCGCUCACCAAAACAUCUCAGAAAUGCACUGUUUGGGGGCCUACUCCUGGCAGAAGCAGCACCAGCAGUAGAUAUCUGCCCACGUAUCAUUCCAUGGACAUACCAUCCUCCUCCAUGGCUGAUGCAUGCAUACCCAACCUCUUCACUGGAGGUCCAGUUGGAUAUUUGGAUAAAACUUUUGACUGUAUUUUACACUUGAAGGUAGUACUGCAUUUUUUGCUUUAUUUUCCUAAAUGCUUUGUUUUCCCCAUACAGAGACACCCCUACCCGGUGGCAACCUUUACCAGGGACUAAAGCAGCCAUGCUGGUCAAAGUCAACAGCCUGAGACAAGUUAAUUCCACCUCGAGCAAUUCGCUUCAGAUGCAGAACAGCGCGGAAACCAGCAGCCAGAAAUCUCUGCACGCAAAACAAGUUAUAUAUGCCCAACCUCAGGCUAUAGCCCCAAAUCCAGCAAUGCAGAAACCAGCAGCUUCAGCAGAAACAAAACAGUCAAUGCAGAUUAAGAAGACGGAGAAUGGAGGGUUUUGUCUAGUGUUAACUAAUGGGCUCAGUAGUCCUUCAGGAAGUCAGACGCAAACAUCACAGCCUUCAUCUCCCAAGUAUGCUUCUCCAGCACCAAUAUAUGAUGAGCCAUCUAUUGAUUCCCCAAUUUAUGAUGAGCCCCCUGUAGAUAUGGACACUGGGAGUGUAAAUGUGAAUGGGACAACUCCGCAAAUGUCGCCAAGCAACAGCUUAAAUAAGAAACCCCAACCAAUUAAAUUAUUACAGCAUCCAAGUAUGCAGCAGCACCAAGCUGGAAAAAAGCAUGUGAGAAACCCAUCUGCAACAGAGUACAGCCCUGUUGGAAGAGAAUAUAUUAAACAUAUGGUCAAUGUUGACCAAUCAUCCAGAAAUCCUAACUCUACAGGUGUGAUAGUUGAUGGUGUUGCUAAACCACAGCUAGGGCAGCUUAGUUCCAGGGACAGCUUCAAACACUCUUGGAAAAUCUUGGAGGCAAACGUUCUCAAAAAUAUGGAGGCCCACCACAGUCGGCAAAACAGUCUUCAGGUUCAAGAGUAUCCUACAGUUAUAAGUCAGCAAGACUCUGGCUAUUCAACAGGACCUUCUCCAAGCCUGAGAAAGAGAAAAGGAAGGCGACAGGCUCCUGGCCAGGGAAGACCUGGCUCUGUGGGCAGCAACAGUGAACUCAGUGCUCUGAAUGACAAGCUGAUUGCAGAAAUGCGUGCUGUGGUGAAUCGAUCAGCAGCCUGCAGAGGAAGUAAAGGUAGCUUAGAUGCAGAAAUGCUGGAAAAUGCUAGUUUGCCAGAGGGUAACAAAAUUAAGUUUCAGUCGGAGCGCUUGAAAAAAUGUAAUAGCAGGAGCUCAAGAGAUGAUGUGACUUCUAGUAACAGGUCAUUAUACAGACCUCGAAUGGACAGUAGAGGGAGCCUCUCAAAUGAUCCAGCAUUACAGCAAGACACUGUGAGGCAGAAGAGAACCUACGAAAAAAUAGAUUCUUUAGAAAAGAAUGCGUCCAGUCAGAUAAAUAUGUCUUCGUCUGAAUCAGCACAGGUACCAUCCCAGGUAUUCUUUUAUUGACAAUCUUCUCUUAUCAGGCAGCAAGGCAUUUUGUGGAAAUGGAGUUGAUGAAGGCUUUGGAUGCAAUUGGCCAAGUGGUGGUGGGUUGGAGAGUUUUGGGGCACCUGUGGUGGGGUUACGUUUAAAAGGGUGUCACUAAUUAUCAAAUCAUUUGGGCCCUCUUAAAAUUGCUUUAGAAGAGAUGUUGCUAUAUAAAUCUGUCAGGAUAGCCAACAAAAAGUCUACAUUCCUAAAGGAGCCACGAGCCACUUCUCCUUGCUCCACUUCUGAAGCAGUUAGUGGGACCUGAAAGUCCCUCUUGACUCCAUGCCUCAUGCCACUCAUUCAGCAGUGGAACAGACUGCCUCAGAAGGAGGUAGACUUUGUUAGGGAAGUUUAAGCGAAGACUGGAUGGUCACCUGCAGGAACGCAUCAGCAGGGGGAUGAACUGGGUAACCUUUAGAUCUUUCCCAGACUCCAUAAUUCUAUCGUGUGUGUGUGUCUGUACAUUAUACGAUAUCUGUAUCGUAUUUGUCAUAUCCUGUAAAAACUUAACAAUUAGGACAACAAUGUCAUCUUUAGAGAAUUUUUGGAAAGUGUUUUAUUUAUAUGUUUGGACAAACUUGGAAUCAUCAUUCUUAUAUUACCUGGUUUGCUGCUUUAACCUAAAGGAUUAGAACCUGUGACUAGUGAAUCUGUAGAUCCUGACCCCUCCCAUCCCCCAGACAGGUUUUCUCCCAUUCUGUAGCAUGCCCUUCACUGUAGACCAGUCAACUGACACUUAGCUUCUGGAAGACAUUAUACUCUUCCUAGCUACCUCCAAAGUCUGAACUGGAGCUUCCUCCCCUCCAUUUCCCCUCUAGCUGUUGUCACCAUGCAAACAAGCUGUGAAGACACCUCCCUGCUUUUCCACAAGCCCAUUUCAGCUCUUUGUGGAGGCUACUUUGCAACUUCCAUGCUUUAUAACACAUAAGAUAUUUAGUUGGUGCUUUUUAACAAGCUCUAUGUCUUAAAACAAUUCAACGCAGGGUAGUUUAAAAAACAAAAUAAAGCUAUGGUAUUUUGUCCUUCUACAGCAAUACUUUGAAAUGUUAAAUGCUCUGAGCUAAAAAGCAAAUAAAAAAAUCCAAAAUUCGAUUUUGAAAAGUAAAAAAAAAAGAGUUCAUGGUGUUAAUAAUUUUUAGAAUGAGCUGACAGUAUUGAAAAAUUCUACUUCUGGAGGACUCCUUACAGGUUUCCCCUAUAGCCUAAUGCACUGAGGCAACAACUAAGAGAAUCCAGCAUGACAAACCUGUCAAUAGCACAAGGGACAGCUGUCCUCCUUGUGACAACACCAGGACCCAUCCCUGAGGCUGUUGUUCAUCUGUGAGCACCCAGAUCUCCCCAGCUGUUCUUUUGUGACAGAGAACAGAGAUCAUUGCACCUCAUAAGGAACAAAAUAAACAAAAUUACCAGUAAUAGGGCUCCAUGUUUUUCCCUGCCUUCUUACAGAAACAAAUAUGUAAGGAAGAUGUUGUUCAAUGAAAACUGGAGCUUCUGUAGUAACAGUAACAACAAUAACUAUUAUUACUGCAUUUAUUUGUUGCUUACUACAAAAAUGUGUCAAAGCAAAGUACAAUUAUAUAAAAGCAUGUGUACACAACAUUCAAAAUGCACCAGGAAAGAUAAAUGAACAUGAAUUGAGUAAAGGUGCUCAUUCUGCAAUAACAUAAAUAGGAAGAAUCCUAUUCAACCCUACUAAAAGAGUAUCAUACCCUAUGACCCCAAUUAAGAGCCAAAUGCCUGAGUAAACAUCCUUGCCUAGCAUCUAAACAUUGAUAAGGAUGGCCUAAGAUGCGUAUUUCUGAAGAGAGCAUUCCAUUUUUGGGGAGCCACCAUUGAAAAGGCCUGUUCUUAUUUUGCCACUUCCCUCUGAGGGGACAUACGAAGAAAGGCCUCAUAUUACAAAAGCAGGAACCGAGUUAGAAGGGUGUGAAAGGGGUGGGUUUGAGUUGAAGUUUCAGACAUUGAAACAAGGAGAUAGUGGAGGGGGAGGGAGAGGGAGAGAGAGAGAGCUUCUCAAGUUGUCAGUAGACACUGGGACUCAUAGAAAGACUGCCCCCUCUUUUGGAAGUGACUAUAGUUAGCUGUUCUGCUCAGGGAAAUAUGAGUAGCUCAGCUUUUUUUUUUUAACCACUUUCUUUCUGUUUUCCAUUGCAGCCUGGAACAAUAAGGUCUGAUUCCCAGCAAGAAAAUAAUGACCAGCCUGGCACCAACAUGGGGUAUCAGUUUCCCUUCCACACCAUACGAAAGCCUAUCUCUCAAAGCAGCAUGGCCGACUGGGCCUCGAAAAACCUAAAUAUGCACACUCAGGGCAUCUUCCGCCGAAGGCUCUCCAUUGCCAACAUGCUCUCCUGGAACGGUGGCUCCAUCAAAAAGCCAAUGCUCAUCACCAGCAACCACACCAUUAAAAAGGAAGCUUGUGAAAUAUUUAAACUGGUGCAAAUCUACAUGGGUGACCGCCAGGCUCGGAUGGACAGGGAUCAUGUGGCUUUGAUCACCGUUGCCAAGUGCUGGAGCAUUCAAGGUUUACGGGAUGAGCUGUACAUACAACUGAUUAGACAAACAACAGACAAUAUGUGCUACCGAAGCCUGGCAUGGGGCUGGGAACUCAUGGCCAUCAGCCUGGCCUUUUUCUCCCCAUCACCCAAGUUCCAGUCUUAUCUAGAAGGCUAUAUCUAUCGUCAUCUCAACCAGGUCAAUGAUGAAAAUAGUAAGUGCCUUAUCUAAUAAGGGUGAACUACAUUGCAGCACAAUAGCAAAUUAAAUUAUGUAAAGAUCCUGUUCAGCAGGAGUAGGCAACCGUUUCAUUUCCAGAUUUAGGGAAAAGGAAGUUUUAGAAUUAUUAUCUAUAGGACACUAUGUAAUUUUUAAUAGAUUAGGUACUGUAAGUGAAAAGCAAUAACAAAGCUCAGUACAUUCUGAUAGUAAAGGAGCUCAAAAGAAUGCAGCAGGAUUAAAAGCAACAGCUAUUUCUUUGCUAGAAAGGAAAAUAGAGCUGGUGUUACAACAAAAAGCUUUUUAUUAGUUUUCCAAUGAACCCCAAUAAUAGCCAGAUUAUAACAAUAACAAUUACAAAGCAGAUUUCUCUCUCCACUCCAGUCUUGGAAAACAACUAAGAAGAAAAUCAUUUCUGCUAUUUUAAGGUGUUGAUCUGCUCCCAUUGAGUUUGUUCCUUUGAGUGAAAAUAUCUAGCCUCUUUUGGGGGGGCAGCAAUUUGGAAUGUUCCUUUAGAACUUGGUGAUAAGCUAUUAUAAGAAUUCUAAGGGAAGGCUGACAUAAUUAAGUAGAUGGAAAAAACAGUGACAUAAAUAAUUGCAUCAGAUGUAUCACAUUUUUUUUAGAUCACAGCUGGCAAGCUCACUCAGAGUAAAUGGCCAAAUGUCUUUCAUGUUGCUCUGUUUGUCAAGAUAUACAUUUGGGGAGCUGGGUUAACCGGGUUCAAUAACUUUUGCUCUAUAUCAUGUUAAAUGCUUUAGAAAGUGAAGAGAAAGCAUUCAGUGCAAUGGUUUUAUUCCAAGUACACUAUUCUGAAGGUUGCUGAAAGAAAAUAAUUGGUUAGGAGACUUCAUUAGUAAGAAAUGAGACCCCUUUUUUUGUCCCUAGCAUCAGAUAUAACCCCAUCAGCAGCCAUAAUCCUGAAAAGUUUCCAUCCAUGAAUGGUAAACAUUCCAGCUGAUUUUUAAUGAAAUUAAUAAACCGAAAAAGAUUUUUUUUAGAAUCUGAACUUCCUUCUUCUUACAUUCAUUGUUAAACCGAUCUUGAUGUUUGUAAUGAAAACUGAUCUUGACAUGUAAUGAAAAGGAGAUGGAUAGAGCUGAUUUUGUGAUGUGUGAAUUCAAUAAAUACAGGCCCCUCUUCUGCCAUGGCUGAGUAAAAACAGGGCAGUGAGCAUUUAAUGUUUUUGCCAUCACUCAAUCAACGAUGCUUUGGAUUUUCAGUUACCCAGCGCAUUAAGGAGCUUCUGGAUAUGAAAAACAAAAAGAACUCAAAAUCCAGGAAAAAGAGGAAGCAAAAUACAGAGGAUGAAGGUAAAAAUAACUGAAUUAUGAGGAGGGCUAAUAAUAGAGGAGACACAACUACACACGUCUGUGUUUGUGUGCCAUUGACCUCAGAUAUAGUUGUACGGGCUUUAUUGUAGAAAGAUAAGACCCAGGAAUUGUACAAGCAUCAACAUUUUGGGAAUGGAGGAAAUUGCAAAAUGGCUACUGAUAAAAAUUUGUAUGCAACACUUGAUAGAGCAGUAUUUAAUGAUUAACAGCACAUCUUAACCACACUUAAAGUCCAAUUGAUUUCAGUAGAAUGUGUUUCCAAAUAAAGAUGUGUUGCCAUCUUACUUUCACAGAGCAAACUGGAUCCCUCCAUUCAGAUGGGAUUAGUUAAUAAUUGACUUUCAACUGCAGGGUUUAGGAGAAACCUUUAUUUAGCUAUAUUUGUACCCUACGUUUAUGGUAGAUGGGUGGGCUUCCUUCCCUUCUCUUCUAGUCUGAGAACUUUGAUAGCAAAAGUCCUGAGAUGGAUUCAUUGGAUUCAGUGUAGACAGGCAGCACUGCAUUCCCAUCUUACCUAAAGAGUUCCUUUUCAAUUUAGAGAGGGCUGGAUAAGCCUCCUGUCUGAAAUUAGGACAAUACUGAGGUAGAUGGAGCAAUGGUGCCCUCGCUAUGAGUUAGCUUCCUGUGUUCUGUGUUCCUUUGGUAUUCAGAGACAUGUUGCCUCUGAUCCUCAAGGUAGCACACAACCAUCAUGACUAGUCAUUGGCAGCCUUAUCGUCCAUGAAUUUGUUUAAUCCUCUUUUAAGGUGGUGGCCAUCACCACAUCUUGUGAUAGGGAACUCCAUAGAUUACCUAUGCACUGUGUGAAUAAGUACUUCUGUUUGUUUUGAAUGUUCAGCUUCACUUAAUGUUCAUGGCUACUAGUUAUAAGAGAGGAAGAAAUACCCUAUUCACUUUCCUCACACCAUGCAGUUUUAUAUCUCUCUAUGUGUCCCCCCCUUCCCUUACAUGUCUUUUCUCUAAAUUAAAAAGCCCUCAACUAAACUAAAACGGUUCUCCUCAUAGGAGAGUUACAUUAUCUGAAACUGUGCAUUUGAUUUUUAUGUUGAACUACUUUUGUCAUUUUAUUGCCUCCAAAUUACUCAAUUUGGAGAGGUCCUUUUGGAGCUCUUCACAAUUCAUUUAUGUUUUUCUAAUCCCAAAUAAUUCAGUGUUGACCUUCAGUGAUUUGCUUUAAUAUUGCCCAGGGUACCUCAUUUUGGCUAGUUUAGGAUGACCCUGUUUCUGGAAGCACAGGGCAGUAAGAAGGCCUCUCACACAUGGAGCUGCUUACCUGCUCCAGAAUUGUACUGGUGCUCCCUCAGCACUCAUCCACAAAACAUUAUGUCAGCCCAAGCUCAAGUCUCACUGAAAUUAAUUGGACUUGAUCUGGCAAAGUAAUUUAGGGGUCUGGAGCUUUGAUUUCCAUCAAGGAUUAAGAAUGCACUAGGAGGUGCUCCUCAAUAUAUGUGAUGACAGAACCCGGCUGGUUCCAUUAUCUGAAGCGAGAAGGUGCCUAGAGUAAUUUGUUCAUUCACCAUGCCCUUUUCUGUAUUCCCAGAAGAGCAUUCUUUGUCACCUGGACCCCAGACUUGUCAGAAAACAUGAUUAAGUGAGGGCAUUUCAGGAAAGAGAAUGUAUCUGUACUUUGUUACAUUCAGGACUGCAGCACCAGAGGGCUUUUGUAUGCCAUUUUGAAUAGCAGCAGGAGGUGGGGUAAAAAUCCAAAGAAAUUAGAGGGUUGCCAUUUCUAGCUUUAUGUGCCUAUAUGAGACUGUGAAGCAUGUAUGCAAAAGUGAAAUCAUGCAAAUCUAUAUUAUCUCAUGUUAGGAGGCAGAACGGCACAUGCAGUUUGUAAGACCUGUUCAACUCAUUUCUCACAGACACCUCAGUCUAGCAGCUCUCUCUGAGUGCUUUUCCAGACAGUGGCCAAAUGACAUUUUAUACUAAAGUCUGUCAGAAACUAAUAUUAGUCCUACAAAGUGCGGGACAAAGUGAUCUGUUCAUUGCUUUGUUUUUGCUUUAAGCAGGGGACGUCUAAGCACUAGUGCUAGAGAAAAAGCACAUACAGCUUAGUAUUAUAUGUGUUUUUGAUGGGUAAAGGUUCACAAAAUGUAGAACAUUGCUAUGGGGAAAAUAUUGCCUUUCUGAUGUUCAUCAGAACUUUUCUCCCUUCUAGAAUACUGUAUGUGUUUUCCUGCACUGGAAAAAAAUCCCUUUUAAAAAAUAAAAAUUCACAAAAUGCCAUGGACUUUAAGGAGUUGUACCACUUGACCCCAAUUCAAUUACAUUUCUCACAGCACUCCAAACUGCAAUGGAUGUGAUAGUUGGAGGGGAAGACUAUUCUGAGUGCCAGGCUAAUGAAAUAACCCUGCGGCAGAAGUGCUAUCUUGAGAAAGGAUAUCUAGAUCUGCCACAACAAGUGCACAUUUAUUGCACAGUAAAACAGUAAUAAGGCCUUUAUAGCACUUAUUUUAUCACUUGCUCAGAAGGAUAAGCUUGAGGGUCAGUUAGGGAGAAUACAAACAUUUGUGCUCUGGGGCCAUUUUCUCCUCUGAAGUUCUCCACAACUAUUCUAAAACUCCCAUUUUAUUUAUUUCCAUUUGUUAGGUCUGCCUAUCAGCACUUAUGCCAGAUACUGCUACCGGAAGCUGCAAAAAGUUGCAGUCACUGGAGGCAAAAAGGUGAGUCAGUGUCAUAUUCUCAUCUAGUAGUUUAAGUGAAUUGUUCUCUUGCCCCUUUGGCAUUAUUUUGAUGGUGAUCAGAAGCAUAGAUUGGAAAGCUGCAGACAUUAAUGGAAAAGUCAGUGGUAGGUGUGGGAAUGAUAUGCCUGAAAUCUUCUACUUUUCCUUUUUUAAGACAGAAAAAUUCAGUGGAAAGACAAAAUACAGUGGCACCCCGCAAGACGAAUGCCUCUCAAGACGAAAAACUCGCAAGACGAAAGAGUUUUUCGUUUUUUGAGUUGCUUCGCAAGACGAAUUUCCCUAUGGGCUUGCUUUGCAAGACGGAAACGUCUUGCAAGUUUGUUUCCCUUUUCUUAAAACCGUUACAGUAAUACAGGGUGCAUUGCUUGAAGAGGUGCAGUUGCGACUUGACUUCGGGGAGCAACUCAUAGCACGCGGUGUGGUAGCCUUUUUUGAGGUUUUUGAAGAUUUUUUUGAAAAAAUUGAAACCGUGCUUCGCAAGACGAAAAAACUCGCAAGACGAAAAAACUCGCAGAACGAAUUAAUUUCGUCUUGCGAGGCACCACUGUAACAUGAAAUCUUCAUUUUCAUAGGUCUUGAAUAUUCAUACAACAAAUGGGUGGGAAGAUGCCCUGGUAAUCAGAAUUAAGAUAGGGGGCCUUGGAAUUGUACUUAUAAAACACAUGCUGCAGGAUUGGGUGAGCAAGGUCACAUAUAGUAAAACACUUAUGUGAGUUCUGGAAAUCUCCUUAUUUUUUCCAAAGUGAAGAAUGAAUUUCUAGCACUCACGGUUUUUGAGAUCAAUUUCAUUAUGAUGCAGACAUUUUCAGCAUAUUUAUCAUUACUGGAAAAAUGGCGUACUCUUGCCUGGCAUAGAUGUGAUCAUCUGACUGAGUCAUGUGCGCACUGUGAGGCUGAAUUCUUCCUGUUACGCAUGACAUCAAAGUACCAUAGAGGAAUUAUACAAGUUCUUGUCUGGAUUGGAAAUGUUCCAUUACCUUACGUUUGCAAAAACGAUGAAUAAAUAGCUAAUAUGAGUGCACGCUCCACUAACCUAUCAGCAGCAAUUGAAGGCCAGAAUUACAUUUACAGAGGAAUAAUACUAGGAUGACAGCUCCAUGGACACACAGUUUUUCUGCUAUGACCAUUUAAAAAUGUGUAUCAUUUUAGAAGUACUUUUCUUGGGAAAGUGCAUUAGCUCAGUGGCAGAUGCAUGGAGACACUCCCAAUCUUAUCUCUGCUGGCAUCUCUAGGUAGGGUUGAGAAAGACUCCUGUCUGAAGCUAUGGAGAACUGCUGCCAACUCAGUGUAGAAAUAAUGAGCUCAAUGGAUCAAUGGUCUGAUUUCGUGUAAGGCAGCUUCCAGUGUGUGACACAGUCAUCAUAUUGAGUCUCUAUGCCCCCACUGCAGCUUUUUUCCCGAGUGGAGAAGUGGGUAGGCUGGUUAGCAUGUCACACUAAGCCAAGGGAGAGCAGCAUGGUGCCCUCCAGAUGUUGCUGAACUACAACUUCCAUUGCUCAUGCUUGCUAGAGCUGAUCGGCAUCAGAAUCCAAAAUCUGGAGGGCACUACAUAAACUACCGUAUUUUUCGCUCUAUAAGAUGCACCAGAACAUAAGACGCACCUAGUUUUUGGAGAAGGAAAACAAGAAAAAAAAUAUUCUGAAUCUCAGAAGCCAGAACAACAAGAGGGAUCGCUGCGCAUCGAAAGCAGCGAUCCCUCUUGCUGUUCUGGCUUCUGGAAUAGCUGCGCAACCUGCAAUCGCUCCAUAAGACGCACACACAUUUCCCCUUACUUUUUAGGAGGGAAAAAGUGAGUCUUAUAGAGCAAAAAAUACGGUACUUGUGGCUUAAUUGUGAAUAUGCAUCCUCCCCCCCCCCGCCCCAUGGGUGCUGCAUACAGCACAAACAGGCCACAGCUAACAUGCUCAUCCACACAGGUUCUGACAUAGAUAAUUAUUUUUAAAAAUUCAGAGCAAAUACAAAUUGCUUUCCUAGGAUGCAUGUGAUUGUUCCUUAUGCAAAUCUGUUCAUCGUUGUUUUCCAUCCUUUCUUUUCCUUUUCCUUUUUUGCUUAUAGGGUCUCCGGAAGCCUACGAUUGAAGAGAUAAUACAUGCCAAGAAUGCUAUUGUAACACCUUCACUGUUUGGCAGUUCUCUGGAGGAAAUCAUGUUACGGCAGCAGGACAUGUAUCCUGAUAACAAGCUACCUUGGGUACAAACACAGCUGUCUCAGCAAGUUUUGGAACUGGGGGGAGAACAGACUGAGGGAAUAUUCAGGUGAGGUUGGCUGACCGGAGCUACAUAAAGGAUUGAUUACUGUAUAGCUGACCGGAUAGUUGGAGAUGCAUGGCAUUUCUGCUCCUUGCCCUAGUGGAACUGCUUCCUCUCAAGCCUCAUUUUUACAGUUUUAGGAGAGGAAGCAGCUUUCAAACCACAGCAAAAGAUUUAUGAGGUCUCCAGGGACUCGUGCCACCUUCUCAGUUGCUUCCAAACAAAUAGGCUUAUGCUAGUACAUAUGAACUCGCUCCUAAAACCUGAGGCUAAAAUCUCUAAUCUACCCAUCUGCAUAUUUUGGAUUGGGGGUGGGGAGAGAACUGUGGUACAUGUGCAUCAGCUGUGCAUGUUUUCUGUGAUUUAAUCUCCUCCUUUCCUAGAAUAUCACCGUGUUUGUGAAGGCCAUUUAGCCAUUGCUAACUUUGUCAGAGUUAGCUAGGGUGGAAAGAGGAAUUGCCACGGUUCACCCCCCCCUGACACAGUAUAGAUACUACCUAAUCUAGGGCCUUGAGAGUGGGGAAUUUACUUUGUUGUUGCACUUCGUUCUGAAAAUCAAGGACAAGAAAUUGCAUCUGGAAACAACUAAUAAAAAUAAAAAUAUUUAUAGAAUGAAGAAGCCACUACAAAAAAACUGGACAGGCCCCGUAGACCACAAGUUGAAAAGUUGUAAAGAAACUUCUCUUGCAUAACAUGGGGAAGGGGCUGCAUUUUUAGCUGCUUAGCUUGUUUAAACCAUUUAAGCCAGAGCUUGAUUUAUGGCAGUGCUGACAUCUGCAUCAUAGUUGAAGGAAGGAAGUCUCAUUGUGGUAGUUUGUAUCCUCAUACUAGGGCUGCUGCUGAUAAAGGCGUUUUUAGAAAUAUAACAUGCCCCCAACAUGUCUACCAUACCAAUAAGGCCAUUGUUUUGGCAAAAACUGUUUAAAAAUGAAUCCUCUAUAUUAAUUAAAUACUCAUUCUCAGAACAUAACUCUUCAUUUAGCCACAGCCACCAUGCUCAAGAGGGAGGAAUUAGUAGAUUAAUGAGACCCCCCAAAUAUUGCGGCUUGGUCUGUUUGUUUAUAGCAUUUUAAAAUCACAUUCUUCUGCCAUAAAAGGCUCCCAGAACAGUUUACAAAUGUUGAUGAUAAUGAUGCCUUGAGGCUCAGUCUAAAAGUUUAUAAAAGUCAUGACCUGAAAGGAAAAGAGUUUGGGAGAUAAGAGGGAAAAAGCAAGCUCUGGCACUAUUUCUUAGUUGAUAGAGUUCUUGUAAUGACCAGCUGGAAUCGAAAGACUCAAGGAGAAGAGCCAAGGUUUCUGGUCCUUAAGCAGAGCAGGUAGAGACGCCUGUAGGAGUACCCCUCUCCCUACCCCAACCCCCAACCCCCAUUUAAGGGGAAAUAUCAAACAGAUGCACUCUAAACUGCAAUAUUUUGGUUCGUGUCCUACUUGUUUAACACUAACUAUGUCAUUCUUGUCAAACAACUCUGUACAUGGCUUUCUGAAAGAUGUAGUCUCAUCUGUUCCUCUGGCUCCUGGUUGCUUCCUCUGUUCAGUUCGUCUUUAUUGAUGAAUCUCUGUGUCUGCUUUCAGAAUUCCUGGUGACAUUGAUGAAGUCAAUGCACUCAAGCUACAGGUUGAUCAGUGGAAAAUUCCCAACAACGUUGGUGAUCCCAAUAUACCAGGUAUGGAUAAACAACGCAGCUGCUGUAUUCUCGCUCAGAUUUGUUUGUUUGUUUCUUGAUUACUUUAUGAAAAGGUCUCACAACAACUUACAGAUUAAAAGUACAAUCACACCAUAAAACGGUCCCACCAUCCCGACCUCUGCAGAACAACAGCACACACACCCCGCCCCCACAUUUGCCAACUGUUGCAAGAAAAAUUAUUACUCAAUCAUCUGGGGGAACAUUCCAACCAGCAGGAGGAAGGCUGCACUGCUGAAAAGGCCUGUUUUCUUUUUGUCAUCCUGUCCCCCGUCACAGCCUCACCUUUAAUACAUUACUUUUGUGGGGAGGUGCUCAAAUCCUUCCAUUCCGUGGAAACUAGACCCAGAUUGACAAUAUAACUGUUUUCAUUCAUGAGAGAAUGGGAAUCAGAUAAAUAGCAGGAACUUACUUUUAUUUAGAAACCUUCAAAACAGGAGAUCUUUGAUUUGGGACCUUUUCCUAACCCAAGAAACUCAUUCCCUCCCCACCCACCCUCAUUCCAUACCCACUUCCUUCUUUAAGUGCCAGAUGCCAACUGCUCCAUUUCCAGCAUUCUGCCCUCCAGUAGAUUCCCUCUUGCCUUAACACUUCAGUCACACUCCAAAUCACAGUACACUGAGAUAGAUCCAUCUUGUGUUCUUAUGUUUCUUCCCUCCUAUCUAAACCAAAGCUUUUAAUACCUCCUUCUGAAGCUGCAGGCCAUUGCCACCCUAGCCCCUUUAGGAUUUGUGUCCUGUGAUUUCAAAGGUCUGAAACCAUAAAUCUCAAUGAACUGGGUGAUGCUAUCUUUCCUCUGGGGAAGAACAGAGUCUUGUUUAGCAUAAGAUGGAGGAGCAGGAGUGUUGUGCCCUUAUUCAAUUAAAUAUCUGCUUCACGACAGAUGUCUCUGACCCAGAUACCUUAUUUGUUAAGCUGUUGUUGUUGGAAGUGCCUGGUUUUUCCAUUCUUGCCCUUGCAGCUUCUUUGCUGAAGCUGUGGUACCGGGAGCUGGAGGAGCCUGUCAUCCCACAGCAAUUCUACAAGGAGUGUAUCAGCAACUAUGAGAACCCUGAUGCUGCUGUAGCAGUAGUGGAACUCCUGCCUGAGCUCAACAAAUUGGUUUUGUGUUACCUCAUCCACUUCUUACAGGUAUGUAGGUAACUGCAUUUCUGAGACUAGGAAUCAUUCUGAAGCAGCAGACAGGCCACAGGCAUUCUGAAGCAGCAUACGGUAGCUGCACUCUGGAACGUCUCGCUUUACUCUGCAUUGCAAAUAUUCUGGAUUAUAUCCAGUUGAUAGACUUCCACUGAUGGAAGGCUCUUUAAUCCAGCACAGUCUUCCAUCAGUGGAACAGGGAUUAAGAACCUCUUGAAGUAUUUCCUCUCCCCAUGUUGCCACCUCCCAUGCUGUUCUAAAGGGCUUGCCAACUCCCCAGAGCAGAUUUGAGGUGGGGUGGGGGCUGCCGAAGAAAAGGGUAGUAGCCGAUGAAUGUUUCUAUCUCUGCUCCACUGAGAAAAGGCAUUGCUAAUUCAAAGAACCUUCCGCUAGGGGAAGAAUGACAAUUGAAUAAAACCCUCUGAAGAUUCAAUCUUCAUUUCUUCUAAUGUGUAUCAGAGGCAGUCUUGGCUCAAGGUCUUAGGACCCGCAAUAAUAAUAUAAUUAGAUCUCCUAUAUGAAAGUCCUUCUUAAAGUUGACAGCGUAUCAACAUUAGCAGGAGUAAGUGAUUCUUUGUGGGACAACUAAAUCUUUUGGGCUAUUUCCAGAAUUUUACAUCAAUGUAUCUUUGAGUUUAUUUGAGCUGCACCUUCUUUAUUUCACAGAUUUUUGCUCAGCCAACCAAUGUGGGCAAAACCAAGAUGGACGUAAACAACUUGGCCAUGGUGAUGGCCCCAAAUUGUCUGCGAUGCCAAUCUGAUGAUCCCAGAGUUAUCUUUGAAAACACUCGCAAAGAGAUGUCCUUCUUGCGCAUGCUAAUUGUGCACUUGGACACCAGCUUUAUCAAAGGAGUGGUGUGAAGGGUUGGCUUCAGGCAACACCAUGUGAAGGGAGCAAGGAUCUCUUGCCAGUAUUACCUUCUUUGAGCCAUGGAUCUUCCCCUCUGCAGGCUCCAGGUUCCUCGGGUUGCUUCUGUUGCUUCGACAGCUGUUUCCUCGCCCCAGCAACACCGCUAAUGUCUCCAAGGAAACCCUAUAAUAAUGAAGUCAUCAUACUAGAAAGGGUUUUGAGGCAUCAGGGAGCCAACUCUCAGACCAUGCUGUGAGGGCACUCCUAAGAACCUGCAGCAGUUGAUUCCUAGGAAGUCAAUAUGCCAGAGGCAGCAGCCAGUGCAUUGUCAAAGCACAAAAGUUGGAACCGCUUUGCAUUACACUGGGAAUCCACUGCACAUUCAAAGUGGAAUGUUUAUUGGGAACCAACUGCUCUCAGAUACUGGGAUUUUGCUUCUACCACCUGAAGAUUGGAAACUUCGCUAAUCAAGCUUCACCCCCAGAAGGAAAAGGGUUGUUGUCUCAGGCUACUAUAGCACAUAUCCUGCCUUGGAGCAAACCUGCUGCAGCCAGUACUGCCAUUCAAAUUGCUGGCUGCAUCCUUCUCCAACUCUUCUACCUGUCUUUGCUACCUUAAAACACACCACUCUUACCAAAGGUUCAGUUUGGCAGCACUGGAUGAGCUGUGGCUUCCGAUCCAGGUUGACUCUCCUCACGCCUGGAGUACUUUUACUACUCAAUUCAUAUUAGAAGGACCAAGUGGAAGGCAUUGUUGGAAACCAAGGUCAAGCUAUUUAACAGCAACCUUUUCCCACAGUGAAAAGCAGUCAUGGGCUGGAGUUUGGGAGACUGCCUGUUGCUUUCUUCUCCUGCUGUAUAGUACCUUAGAAAGAGGCUGAUUAAAUUUCAAGCCUUUUUUUUUUAGCUCAAAUAUACUUUUUCAUUGUUUGGGUUAGAUGUCUCAAAUGGCAAUGAUCCUUGUCCCCUUGAGUUUAAGCUAGGUCACAGCAAUGUAAAUAGCUUACAGAUUGUUUCUCCAGAAUGGAACUUUCUCUAUAUGUUAAAAACUGCAGUCAAUUAUGACUCCUGCGGCCUUUCUCCUCCUUACUUCAACAUAGACUAAAAUCGGGUAUCAAGUUGUUGUGAAGAUGUUAUGAGCAAACAUGAUCAGCAUGAAGGCUUUUACUGAGCUCAAGAUAUGCCACUCAGGCUUACAAAGCCAAACUAGACAUAACAUGAGAACUCCUUGAUCAGAUCUCCUGAUAUCUAUUUCUUUGGUUAAAAGAAGCUGUAGGGAGACUGCACUGGUUUGGAGAUGAACCCUUCAUGUCCAUUGCACUUUCCAGACUUACAUUGCCCUUCCAAAGCUGCUGUUAGCUGAGAAGCAUGAUCCAGUGCGGUAGGAAAAUCAGUAUCCAUAUAAUACCUGUCUCUUCCCUCAUCUCUGAACUUUAAGUUGGGCAAAUAGUGAGAGGAGUAAAGAGUUAAGUCCCCACCAGUGACUGCUUUUUAAAUGAAAGAAAAAGACAUUGGCAGAUCUGAUCAUGGAUUUCCUUCAUCCAUUUUAGUUAGGACCUCAGUCAGUACUUCUGGUUUGAAAAACACAGGUUGUGGUCUUAAGGUAGAAGAGAGCAAUUAUGCUAAGCAAGAAGAGCAGUUUAAUGCCAUAACACUCUGAACUUCAUUUCACCCUUUCACAGAAAGUUGGAUUUUUCUCACCGAGGCUGAAGUCUUCUGACCACUUUGCCCCUCCACUAGUCAGGGAGUCCUUGCUGAUUAAGGGGAAGGGGUAGGAGUAGGACUGCUGCCUCAGUACUUCCACACCUUUCUCUUGCCACUUUGCUGACACAUACCUGAAACAGGAGCCUUCCAUGUCCUUGCCUCUCCGUCAUUUUGGAAAUGGGUGUCGCUCCUUCAGAAAGCCCUUGAACAGACUUGCAGGCUUGGGUUCCUUGGGAAGAGGCCAGUUGAUGGAAAUGACAAGGACAGAAUCUUGGAAAAUUGAGUCAGGUUGUAUAUUCUUUUACAGUCAGUGCUUUGAGCCUUUCCUGUGCCAGUGUGAUGAGUCUUCGGACCGAAUUAGUACUUCUCAGAUAGUGGUUGAUGUGAUCUUCAUGGAUAGAGGAAUGCACAUUAUCCUUUGAUCUCCAGACACUGUGACUCUUACUAGAUUAUUCCAUCUCAUUAUGUGGAACCAAAGUAUGUUACUGUUUCCCUAUUUGAGCCAGUUCUGCUGUAAAAGAUCCUUUAGCUUGGUUUAUUUGGUAAUGCCAAAGUUCCCAUUCACCUUUAUAGUGUGCCUUUUUCUAGCUAUCUUUUGAGAGUUAGCUACUUUUCAAUUAAAUUACCAAGAAAUUUGGGGAUUUCUGAUUUCUUGUAUCGGAACAGAGCCAUUCUCUGGGACCCAAACAACAUGUUAUGUGGACAUGCACAUCUCACUAGUAACGUGAGGAAUAGGUGAUGCAAUUUGCAUUCAUGUUUCCCUACUUUACAUAAGGCAGGUGGCUACAGAAACUGCAUUGGGGCAUGUCACAUGACUUUUCCACCCCUUACAUUGCCAGGGAGACACAUGGUGAUAUCCACACAGCUGCCCGUAACAUGUUGUUUGAGCUGAAUCCAGAAUUCAGGCAAUCACUGUGACAUGUGCAGAAUGCUCCUUGCUAUUUCUUCCUGAGCUGCACUUGAUGAAGUAGAUUAGCCUGAAUCUUCCGAGGAGCUGGGUGCUAUUCAAAAAGGCUCCUUUUUCAGAAUUUGGCCAGUGCUGUUCACUCUUUGUGCCAGGUUGUUAGAACUGGAAUCCUACAAACACUUAUUUGGGAGCGAGUCCCAUCAAACUCAAUCUUAUUCCCAAGUAAAUAUGUUGGAUUAGAAAAACUCCUACUUUUGACACUUCCCAAACUUGCCUGAAACAGAGUACCUUGGGCCUGCUUCUAUUACAAAUCUUGAUAUAAAUUUAUUUUCUCUGUUUCACAGAGAGCUCAUAUCCAUGCAGCAUACUAAGGACUUGACUCUGUUUGUGGCCAUACCAUAGAGCAACUACAUUUUACACAAAUAAUUCUUUUGAAAAAUGGGAAGUGUUGACCAAUUUUUAGUAUGCCAUACAUCCCUGCUCCUUUAAAAAAGGCUUUUAAAAAUUGUUUCGGGAUGUCCUCUGGGUGCACAGGUUUCCCAGAUUUAAACACUGCGGCCAACUACAGAGUGGGUAAUGAUUAAAAUUCUCCCUGGCACUUAACAGAAGCAUAGACAGGCUGUUAUAUUAAUGCUUUCCCCCCCUCAAGGGCUGUAAAAUAGGCUAAAAAUUACACUGGAUAUUGUUUUCUUUUUGCCAACAUGUUUGUAAAUGUGACUCAGCAAAACAUACUGUCCCUUACUGUUGUUAAAGAAUAAUUAAACAUCUGUGGUUCAUCAUUGUUUUCUAUGUGUUUUUAAACACCGAUUUAGAUUUAGACAAACUGUGCCUUGACUAAAGGCAUGAAUUUAAACUACCUUUCAUAAUAUCUGCUUUCUCCCCACCUUUUCUCCUGGCUGAAUAGUGACUAUAACUUAUUUACAUUGUUAAUGGCAGACAGUCUUUUAAAAACUCAUCCUACUUUUGAGUUCUUUGUGGUGGUGUCUCUUUUGUGGUUUUGGGACAUAGCAGAGUACUCAUUUUACCAGAACCUCAGGUACCACCUCUUCCCAUAUGAACCAAUAUGGACCAUCAUCUGAGGCCCUUCUUUGUAUGCCUCCUCCAUAGGAGCUCUGGAGGGUAACAACACAAGAAUGGGCCUUUUCAGUGGUUGCUUCCCGUUUGUGGAAUGCUCUCCCCACAGAGGAUCACCUGGCAGCAUCAUUCUAUAUUUUUCGAUGCCAAGCAAAAUAUUUCCUCAUUAACCAGGCCUCUAGCCUCUUAACUAUCUGUGGCCUGGAUGUUUUUAAUAUUUUUUUGUUUCUCAGUUUUAAUGUGUGUAUUGAGGGGGAGUUGUUUGGUUAUAAGCCACUUUGAGUUGUCUUGGGCAAUAAAAAGUUAGAUGAUGAUGAUGAUGAUAAUUAAUAAUAAUAAAUGUUAAGCACAUGCAAAG